Molecule: messenger RNA, 98478 nt
Organism: Podarcis lilfordi (Lilford's wall lizard)
Lineage: Eukaryota; Metazoa; Chordata; Lepidosauria; Squamata; Lacertidae
Source: the annotation of a GenBank genome assembly
AGGAGCCAGCAGAUUCCAGGUCCUAUGGGGGGGGGGGAGGACAGGAAAGUUGGUGCACACAGUCCUUUUUCUGGUGUGGGGUCUUCCAGCAGUUGUAGUUUUGACAAGAAGCUGGAGGAGAGGAGGACCUGAAAUUCACACCCACCCCUUCCGGUAUCCUGUGAACAGUCCGGGAAAAUACGCACUGAUACCAAGAGGGGAGGAAGUGGCUUGAUGAAACGUUUGGAGCUGACAAACUUGUUUGUGUCAGCAUCCCUAUGCUUGUGCGUCUUGGAGCAGAGAGACAACAAAAGCCCCCAGUGGAACUGACCGGCAGAAAAGGAGGCAAGUGAGUGCAGGGUCCAGCCAGUCUCCCUGGCUACCCAGUUCCAUCAAGAAGAAGUUUCUGCAACUAGACAAGCAUGGCAGGAGCGGUGAGCCCUGCGCUACAGAAGCUCAUAGUUUGGGCAGCGUUUCUGCUGAUGCAAGGUAAGUGAUCAGGAUCCGUCCGGACUAGGGGAAGCUUUUACUUAUGCAGUCAAAGGGGUUUAGAACCUGAGGGCAGAUCUCCACCACCCCCUCCCAGCCCAAUGGAAAGGAGAGAAUCUUUGAUUAACUUUCUGAGCAUACUUGGAAAACUAUGAUGAAGGCUGUGGUCUUGCACACACUUAUGUGGGAGUAAAGUCUAUUGAAGCAAGAAGGCUGUGCUUUUCAGUUAACAUGUUUCAGAUUGCCCUGUAAGACUAGCCUGAAAGGGGGGGGGCUCGCUUCCCCAACGCUCUUCACUGCUGCAACAACCCCCUGAAUUUAUAGGAGAAAGAACCACAAAUUUCCCAGCAACACGAUUAAGCCUCCCAAUAAAAUAUUUGAGGGGGCUGCCCCCCAAGUUGAAGCGCAUUGCCAUUCAAAUGGUGUGCAUGCACCACAUCAUGUGAUUGAUUAUGCAAGGCAGGGCUUACCUGGGUCCCCCUCCUGACAUUUUUUUCACGUUGGCACCCCGCCAUAACGUAAGAUGUUUUGCAAAUGUCACCUGGAUCUUGGGUCGUGUUCCUCUUGUUUCCUGUCGUUUUGCAAAACAAAAACAAAAACCUAUCGUCAAACUGAUUGAUUAAAAAGAAAUCUCUGCAUUUUUUAAAGCCUGGAAUGGAAUGUACUGCCAGAUCUUAGCUAGGUUCACUUACAGUGAAAACUCUGGCAUAUUUCCUUGAGUCAGAAGUCAGUCCCUCUGCGAGUGUUCAGUGGGGUUUGUCCUAGUUAAAUGUGCAAGUUUCACUGUGUUCAAUGGCCUUACUGCUAGCCUGUGGUGCUAACACUAAUAAUAAUAAUAAUAAUAAUAAUAAUAAUAAUAAUAAUAAUUUUCUACCCCGCCCAUCUGUAUGGGUUUCCCCAGCCACUCUGGGCAGCUUUCAACAGGUUAAAAACGCAUUAAAACACAAUCAUUAAAAACUUCCCUAAACAGGGCUUAACUUGUAAGUCAGAAAUAAGCCACACUGGACAUACUGGAGCUUCCUUCCAAAUUUUGAAUAAAUUCGCUUAAAAUUGUACUGUAGGUAAGGCAAAUAUAAAGUGAGCCCACUGAAUCCUAACUUUCCCUUGAGCACUAUUGGCUUGAUUUAGGAAAUUUGGGUUGCUAGGUUAUCCCCCCGGAGCUGUGAUAAAAACCACUUGUCUUCCUAACUUUGCCUUCAGAAUUCUGUCCCAUGAUAUGCUUAAUAUUACUGCACUACUGUUGUGCAAGUAGUUACAACACAUCUGGAGCUCCAAACAAAAUAUUUAAUUUGCCAUUGGUACACAGUGGGAUCUAAGAACACGUGAUCUUUUGAUUUGGAUUUGCUUUGUUUGGCGUUCUGGGAUGUUUGGAGAAUUUGAUUUUAGAAUGAAUUGAUUUUAGAAUGCUGUGUUACUUUUAUUGUUGUUAGCCGCUCUGAGCCCGGCCUCGGCUGGGGAGGGCAGGAUAUAAAUAAAAUUUUAUUGUUUAUUAUUAAGAAUGUAAGGAGGCAGUGAUUUCCAUUCUGUCCUGAACCCAUUGCAAUUGGCACUGUUUCUCUUCUGCUACAGUUCAGCUUCUGCUAUUUUACUAUGUGCUGUGGCCGAAACUAAUAUAAUUACGCCAAUAAUUAUGUAAUUAACUUCCAUGCAUUUCAAUGGAAAGAAAUGUCGGAACAAUGCAUAAAACAGCACACUUAUUGAUGUAACAUUUGCAGACUAAAAAACCAUGAUAGCAAAUACCACUUGUAGUCACCUGGGUGGUUUUCGUUUCUGACCUUAGAUGGACAAGAGAACUGUAGCAAUUCAAGGUGUUAGGUAAGGUAAGGUUUAUAAAAUUGAUAUAUUGCUUUCCAUUACAAAAAUUCCCAAAGCAAUUUGCCAAGUAAAAAUGCAAUAGUGAGAAUCACAUAAGCAUGUUGAAAACAUAGAAUCAGUGACGGGAGAAAAUUUAUUUAUUUAUUAUUAUUAAUUGUUGAAUUUAUAUACUGCCCUAUACCCGCACGUCUCGGGCGGUUCCCAGAAUAAAAUCAAAAUACAGUGGUACCUCUGGUUAUGAACUUAAUUCGUUCCAGAGGUUCGUUCUUAACCUGAAACCAUUCUUAACCUGAGGUACCACUUUAGCUAAUGGGGCCUCCUGCUGCCACUGUGCAAUUUCUGUUCUCAUCCUGAGGUAAAGUACUUAACCCAAGGUACUACUUCCGGAUUAGCAGAGUCUGUAACUCAAAGUGUUUGUAACCCGAGGUACCACUGUAUACAACCACAAAAUACACAAUCAAAACAAAGACAACCCAACCCCCCCCAAAAAAACACAUUUCAAAAGGGCAUGGGAUGUUGACACACACAUCCUUUGAAAUUCACACUUCUCCAGAUUUUGCAAUGCAGCAAACUAAUGUGUGGAAAAAUGCACAUACUGUAUAACAUAUGCAUUAAAAUGCAAGUAUUCAUGAAAAUAACAUAGAAAAAUUAAUUAUAUUAGGGAAAUCUGCUUUGCCAGAUUGUGUACAGGCAGCGACUAUUUUAGGUGUGUCCAAAUGAUGCAUGAUUGCUGAUAUGCGGGUACUUUUGGACUUGAAAGAAGGUGGAAUGGGGCAGAAUGGAGCGUAACAGGGCGGGGCACACAAAUACGUACUGACUGAUGCACAUGGUGUCCAGGAAUGGAACUCCCAUGCGAAAUGGUCAUCAUUUGUAUACAGUAUUAGGCAAAAUUCUAUGCAAUAAAUGAAUGCAUUAGCACUCAAAUGCUGAUGAUUUUUCAUGAGGACUUAAAAAAAUAAAUUGCAAAGUGAUGUGGGAAUGUGGAGAACCAAACUUAGGACUAGAAAAACAAGGAACUGGACAGCUUUCCUCAUCCCUAAUAGAUUUCAGUGUCAUAAAAUGGUCCAUCUCCAUGAGAACCACCCCAUCCAGCUUCAAAUGAACACCAAAACAAACAGUCAGUUGUUGGCACUGCCCAAAUGCCUGGGAAAACAAAGACGUCUCUGGCUUCAAAACAAUUCCAACGUUUGUGGCAGGCCAAUCUUCUUGGGCAGAGCAUCCCAUAGACAGGGUGCUAUUACAGAAAAGGCCCAUUCUCUCGUUUGCACCCUCCAGGCCUUCCUCGAAGGAGGCUUGCACAGCAGGGCCUCAGAUGAUGAUCUCAGGGUCUGGGCAGGUUCAUAUGCAGAAUGGCAGCCCUUUCGAUAUAGGGGUCCUGAACUGCGUAGGUCAAAAACAACCAUUGCUUUUCUUACUAAUUCACAUUAGUUUGCUCAGAUGAUCAGCAAUAAUGGGAGAGCUGUUUAUUUUAGAUGCUGCCUGCUCCCUUCUUUGUGUUUAUUUCAUGGAAAUGAUGAAAUGCUUUCUUUCUUAUUUUGAAAAGCUUUGCAGUGUGAUGACGGGGGCUUUGGUUCUAGAACUCUAAAAGGGAGCAACACUGCCACUUUUACAAAGUUGUUGCUAAUGCACAUCCCCUUUUGAAGAAAGGCCCCACCCCCAGCUGUGUUGAUUCACUCCGGGGGUCAAAACCUGCAGCCACUGUACCAAGUGAUGAAUACUUCCCAUCCCUCUCUUUUCCUCCACCUAGCCCAAAUCCUGUUGCCCAGUUCUCUCAUUUCCUGCUGCUUGUUAGGAUGGUAAUACAGAAUCUGAAUGGGCUAAGAUGAAAAAGUGGUGGGGUGGAAUGCUUAGAUGUUUCUUUAGAAACAAAUAUUGAAAAGCAGGAAAUUCCUGAAAUGUUACACACCGGCCUGUCGUCAUGCUCGGUGAAUGUGGGAAAGAUAGGGAAUCAGGAAGCUUCAGUGGUAGCACCAGGGGGAAAAAAGUUUUUGCAGGGAUACAAAGAAAGGAAAAAUGACCUUUCUGGGUGGCUUGAACUUGGGAAAAGUCCCUUUACUUCAAACAGCCAAGUCCAGCAACAAAAUACCGGGGGGAGAGGGGGAAUUAAAGUAUUUUUCUGGGUCUUCAUCUGCACUAUACAUUUAAGGCAGUAUCAUAGCACUUUAAGCAGUGAUUGGUUCCUCAAAAGGAACCUUGGAUUACUGCUCUACGUGGGGCUACCUUUGAAGGUGACCCGGAAACUACAACUAAUCCAGAACGCGGCAGCUAGACUGGUGACUGGGAGCGGCCGCAGAGACCACAUAACACCGGUCUUGAAAGACCUACAUUGGCUCCCAGUACGUUUCCGAGCACAAUUCAAAGUGUUGGUGCUGACCUUUAAAGCCCUAAACGGCCUUGGUCCAGUAUAUCUGAAGGAGCGUCUCCACCCCCAUCGUUUUACCCAGACACUGAGGUCCAGCACCGAGGGCCUUCUGGCGGUUCCCUCACUGCGAGAAGCCAAGUUACAGGGAACCAGGCAGAGGGCCUUCUCGGUAGUGGCGCCUUCCCUGUGGAACACCCUCCCACCAGAUGUCAAAGAGAACAACAACUACCAGGCUUUCAGAAGACAUCUGAAGGCAGCCCUGUUUCGGGAAGCUUUUAAUGUUUGAUGUAUUAUAGUAUUUUAAUAUUCUUUUGGAAGCCGCCCAGAGUGGCUGGGGAAGCCCAGCCAGAUGGGCGGGGUAUAAAUAAUAAAUUAUUAUUAUUAUUAUUAUUAUUAUUAUUAUUAUAAAAGAAUCUUGGGAAUUGUAGUUUGCUAAGGGCACUGAGUGUUGUUAGGAGCGGGGUGAGCCAUGGACCUGGGCAUCGAUUUUUGAGGGGGUACGAAACCCCUCUGUGAGGUGCUCCUCUUCUGGUGUUGGAGGAACCAAGGCUCAUUGAGAGGAGCAGCGGGCAGCGCUGUCCUGGGGUGCCGGCUUGGGGGCGCCUGGUCGGGCCUGCCAAGUGCCACAUUGUUUGGCCAGAUUCCCCCUCCCGGCAUGGGCAGGCAAGUGGAGCGGUGCAGGGCAGAGUCACUCUGGUGGUGUCAGAAUAUGGAAUAUGGAAAAUGGAAUAUGGAAAAAUGGAAUGUUUAUGUUUUUGAAUAUGUACAAUCAGAAAUAUUCGCACAGAAAAUGGCAGAGGAUAGAUGGGAAAAUAAAUGCCAAAGAAUCACAAAUAAAUGGGCAUUUUACAGGAGCUGGAUAGAAAGAGGGGAAGCCAACCCUAACAUACAAGCUCAAAUGAACAGACUGUGUACAUGGAUAAAGAUAUGAAGAAGGAAGGCUUGACCGGGGAGGGGGGGUUUGGAGUGGGGAGGGAGAGGGGGAAAAAAGAAAGGUAAACCGGAUGGUAUUUUGAAUUGAUUUUGUUAUGUAAGCCUUUUUUCAGAAACCAUAUAUAUUAAUGUUAUGUAGUUAUGCAUUGUAGUAUGAAUGAAUUUUGUUUUGUAUUCUUUGUUUUAUAGAAUAUAUAUAAUGAUGUUAUGUUACUAAGCAAAUUUAAUAAAACAGUUAAUAAAAAAUAAAAAAAAAACUCCGGUGGUGUCGGUGGUGAGGGCUGGGGUGCUGUGCCCGGCUCCUUCACCCCCCGUGCCUCUGCCCCCCCAGCGUGCAUGCACCUCCCCGGGAGUUGAGAAUUCACGCAAUGCCACUGGUUAGGAGACCCCCAUUGCCCUCACAGAGCUACAAUUCCUGGAGUGGUUUAAUAGUCAACCUCUCUUCCCAGGGAAGUCUGGGAAUUGUGGCUCUGUGAGGAGAAUAGAGGUUGCAUGAUAAUAGUGGCAGAGGGUGGGUCUUGUGCAACACACCUACUUCUAGAAAGUACUGGACUUGGAGGACUUCUGGGAGAUGAUGGCACCCGGUCAAGUCUCCCAAGUGUGCUUUAUAAGCUGGUCUCCGACCGUAAUAAAUUAUCUAUCUAUCUGCUGGACUUGGAGAUUUGCAUGAGACAGGUUGCAGAAAGCAGAGUUUUUGACUGGGAAAUAGGGGGAGGAGAAGGGUUAUUGUGUCUCAAAGGGAGCCUAGAGGCCCACCGGUCCAUUCUUUGUGGCUGAAGGUCCUUGACUUUCUGCUGCUUGCGAGGGGACAAUGUCAGGAAAUUCUGCACAGGAAGCUCUGAGGGGAUUACUAUGUAUUGCCGCAAUAACAAUGAGUUUGCUUCUCAGAGGCUGUGGAGCAGCAGAGUGCCAUUCUACAGAAAGCUUAAAUCAAGGGCUGGGGCUUUCUCCAUCUCUCGUUAAAUUUUAGAAGUUUGAAAGGCUGGGAAAAUUGUGCCUCACAUUAAACAGAGAGGCUAGAAAACGGACGGCGGUUACUAACAGGCACUGAGAUAAGGAGACCAAGCGUGCUAUACUGUACUUGUCUACCCAGUCUAAUGGGAUUAAUCCCAGGAGUAGUAUGUAUAGGUUUGCCAUCUAAGAGGACCAAUUGAUGUUGUUGAUUCUGACAGUGAUGUUAUUUAGAGCAUUAAAAUGUCCAAGGCACAUUCAUGUUCUCAGCAACCUUCGCAAUGCAUCAUUGUCAUUUUGAUAUUUUUGGAUGGAGAGCUGAUUCUAAGGGAGAGGCAGAGCAAUUCAAACUCCCUUAUGGGGAGGGUGGGGUAGGGAUUGGAUUAAAUGGAAGUGCUGUUCUACUGGUCUCCUUCUGACCCACCAGCAGGGCAUGCCAUCCUCCUUUGGGUGAGCAGGAAGCAAGGUGGCAAGUCAUUCAACAGCCGAGCCCAGGCUGAAGCCCCCAAAGUGGAACAUUCUGAGGCAGUUUGGGAUUUGCUGAACCCCAAACUGGUCUUGCUGUCAUCGCACAAUGCCAUUGGGCCCAUUGCCUAACCUGUGCACCAGCCUGCAGCUGCCACAGGGAUCAGGCUCAUUCAUCCUUCUGCCAUAGCUGGUGCGGUGAUCUGGCUGGCCUGAAAAUGCAGACUUUUUCCUUGCUUGCUGAAGCAGCAGCAGCAGCAGCUGGUGUAGGGGUGGGAAGGGAGAAAGGCUUUCUUUCCUUUGUUAGUCCACUUCCACACCCACCAGUGGAGGAGGAAAGUGGCCAGUAGGGGCACUGACCUCUCAUCAUACUGUCAUUUGCAGCAGCACCUGCUGGUGGCGGUGUGAACUACAGCAUGACGACAACCUUACACAAAUAUUAUGUGUAAAUAUUGACAAGGAUAUCUGGUUCUCCAAUGAGGCUGUGUUCGCAAUACCCCUGCUGUUAUCAUCCGAAUACCCCUGCAGGUUAGGCACACAGUGACUCACCCAACAUUCGUACAUUUUGUGGCUUAGCAGGGACUUGAAACCAAGUAUUCCAGUCUAUGACCAACAAUAUAGAUUCUGCAGAGCACUGGUAUGAUGCAAGGUGCAAAAAUAUGACAUAGGUUACUUUGCUACUGGUUUGUUUGGAACGUUUGAGUCAACCCAGUGCUGUGUUACUGUAGGUGGCAAGUAGUCCAGCAAAGGAAUGGAAAGACAAAAAAGUGUUUGAUGGGGGAGAAUGAAGUUUAUUUUUUUUCUGUCCCUCUCUCUCCGUUUCUUAUUCUCCCAGGUUCAAAGUCUCGUUCAGAGGAGGUUGUACCAUAUAUCAUCGAUCACCCCUCUGACCUCGUGGUACGCUGGGACCAGGCUGCAACCUUGAACUGCCGUGCGGCCGGGAACCCGACACCCACCAUUGAGUGGUAUCGCAAUGGCGAGUAUGUGAAGACAAACAAAGACGAUGGUCCCUCCCAACGCACCCUCCUGCCGGGUGGCUCCCUCUUCUUCUUACGCCUCAGCCAGAGGAAGGGGAAAUCGGACGAGGGGGUAUACAACUGCGUGGCCAGAAACCACCUGGGGGCAGCCGUUAGCAAGAAUGCGUCUCUUUAUGUGGAAGGUAAGGCAUUGGGAUCUGCUUAGAGAGUUCCGUACCGGGGAAGCCACUUCUAUCUGGGUGGGACUAGGGACUCACCUACAUUAGUCAAAAACUUCAUUUUAAAUACGUUGUAAACAUGCAAUACUAGAUGGCGCUGUAGAGCAGAAAACUUUUCUAUGCAAUUUUACACAGAGUUCCCUCCCCUUUGGUUAAAGCAAUUUAAUUUAUGGCUUAUUUACUGCGUCCCCCCCCCCCGUAUCAAUCCACCCUUGAGGGGCUGCCAAAUCUGUCCAUUGUCAUUUCUCUUGAUUUUCUCAUUUGUCCAAUAUUAAGUUCAAUUCUCCACAUUGUUUGAUGGGUGGUGGCAGAAUAAAGUCCUCCUGAAAAUUUCUUCAGAUUUGAGUGCAAAUUUCUCCUUGUAUGCACAUUUUUGUAUCAAACUUUGCCAAAUAGGCACUCCCCCCCCCCAAGGCAGCUUCCCACAACAUAAUUCAUUCUUGUAUGUUAUUUACACUAAUAGUAUGCAUUUCUACGCGUGCUUUAUCUCAGUAGAUGCACUUUUGUUUGUCUUACUUGGCUGGAAAACGGCACUGCAAAAUUUGGAGAAGUGCACAUUUUGAAGCCUGUCUUCGUUUUGUAUAUUGUUUUGGAAAGCACAAGGCAGGUAGAUUUACCUUUAAAUGUGAACUAAAUCCAAUCCCACCUACCGACGGUGAGAUCUUGUUUCUUUGGGCCUAUGAACUUUUCCCCUAGACUAUGCCACUGACUGCAGGUGUGCAUUAUUUGUAAAGACUGUUUAAAUGCUUUUACCUUAAGAAACGGGGACGUGGGUGGCGCUGUGGGUUAAACCACAGAGCCUAGGACUUGCUGAUCAGAAGGUCGGCGGUUCGAAUCCCCGCAAUGGGCUGAGCUCCCAUUGCUCAGCCCCUGCUUCUGCCAACCUAGCAGUUCGAAAGCAUGUCAAAGUGCAAGUAGAUAAAUAGGUACCGCUCCAGCGGGAAGGUAAACGGCGUUUCUGUGCACUGCUCUGGUUCACCAGAAGCGGCUUAGUCAUGCUGGCCACAUGACCCGGAAGCAGUACGCCGGCUCCCUUGGCCAAUAAAGUGAGAUGAGCACCGCAUUAGGCCACGAGUGGACCUAAUGGUCAGGGGUCCCUUUACCUUAAGAAACAGGGCGGACAAAAGAAAGAACUUCACACAGUACCUAGUUAAACUUGGGAUUGGCUCCCACAGGAGGCAAUGAUGGUGAGCAACUUAAAAGAGACAUCUUGUUGGCCACUGUGAGUAUAGGUUGCUCAGCUAGGUGUGCCACUGGCCAGAUCUAACAAGUUAUUGUUGUGUUCUUACAUUCUUACAAGCAAACCUUUACCUGUGCAUGGAAAGCUACCAUGUAAGAGAAAAGUCCUCAGGACAAACUGUCCCUCCUGUACUCGAUUUUCACAUGCAGGGAGCUUUUAACAUGGGAGAACUUUCAAAUAUACACCUCCCACCUACAAAAUGAAAUGAUCCACAGUCCCUGGAGGACUGUUUGUUUGAAUUAGUUCUUUGAUACCUACCUACCAACCAACCAAUCUUUAUUGUUGUGAUCAGAGAUCAGCCACUAAAUUAUUGCCAAACAGCUAGCAGUGAAUGUCCACGUUGUUAAACUCAUGCUAAUAUCACUUUCAGUGCUCCUUGCCUCACAUUUUCCUCUCACAGCAGUCGUGAGCCAAGGCCUCAACUGCUCCCAUUUUACAGAUGAGAAAACUGAGAGAAAAGGGCUGGUUCAAUGUCACCCAGUGAAUUCAACGCUGUUGAUCCCAUCCAAUUAGUUUAGUGUGCUGAACUAGGAUUGGGGAUCAGGGGACGACAUUUUGCCUCUUGUAUUCAGGAAGCAGAGAGUAAUAAUGCCAUUCAUCCAUAAAUAAAUACAAUUAAAUAUAUGUAUACUGAGAGCAACAAUUAAGAAAAGUUCUGCCGUGUGUGUGUGUUUUGUUUUUAUAAAUACUUUUGACUUUCUAGCUACUCUCAUUACUCCUAUAUUCCAUGUUCUGCAUCCCCAGGGGUAGUAUAGAGAUAUCAAAUGCCCCAUCUCAGGCAUGCCCCGGACCACACCAUCUUCCGCACCUUUAAGCCCACAACGUCUCUCUUGCAGGAUUUCACAGUGCUAAUUAUUGGCACAAUUAAAAACCCUUUUUAAUAUUCAGGCUGGGAGACCCUCCAAUUAACACUUCAUUAACAAUCAGGCUCCAUCCGGCUCUCGUGGCCCAGUGUGAAGGUUCGCAGUGGUGUUUGGCAGCUAUAAAUAUUCAUGCAGGCGAAGAUGGUUUGGGAGAUGCUUCUGUUAGCAACACUAAAUUAAGUGCGCCACAUGGACUCGCUGUUCGAGCACGUGCAAGCAAAUAGUUCCCCUCCUCGGAUGUGCAUUGGGUCUUGCAUUGCCAUGGAGCGAUGCGAAACAUGCGCUCGGGCAAGCCAAUUCCAGACAUGGUCGCAGUUUUUCCUCUGCUCUCUGCCCCCCAACUGCCUCUGUGUGGGUCUCUGAAACAAAGUCAGUAGGAGGCUGGUGUUGCUUUGGUGUUUUUGCUUUGUGUCAGAUCAGCCCAUCGUGCAGAGUGAGGAGGUAAAAUGCUCCUCACUGGACCAUUUCAAAUAGCAAAUCUGUGUGUUUCAUACCAUUUAAUGAGCCAACACAUUUAUUUUAAAAGGGGACAACAUUUUAGCUGACUGAAACAUUUUGAAUUGAUUAAUAUCAUGAUUGUAGCUUAGAAAAAAAACCUGGCUCAGGGACAGAGCAUCUCUUAAUGUCCCAGGUUCAGUUCCUGACAUCUCCAGUUACAAGGGUCAGGUAACAGGUAAUGGGAGGACCUUUCCCUGUCUGAGUCACUGGAAAGAUGCUGGCAGUCACAGUAGACAAUAGUGGGCUGGCUGGAUAUAUAGUCUUAUUUUUGUAGAGGGAGGUCCCAUAGCCCAGUGGUUUGUACAAGGCAGUUUCCUCUGUUUGUUUGUUAAAUAUACAGAAUAAAAAAAGAAAUUCUUGUGAUUGAAAAGACCAGCAUUGCAGACACAAGCUUUUGUUCCAGACUGAUUGACUUUAAGAAAGUACUAUCUUCUUUUCCCAUACCCUAUGAUCACAAAAGCCAAUUAAAAUCCUCAGCUUGCUCAUACAUAUGCAGCAAAGUGGGAAGCCAUCAUUCACUAACCGUGAUCUCAGUUCUCCCAACACCUCCAGCACAAGAGGUAUUGUUACACAAAAUCUUUAGGGGGCAAAACCUAAAAGCUGGUGCUGGGGAACCACCAUAAACGUCCCACUGGGGACUGAAGACAGUCGAUGGCCAUGCAAUGUUGACUAACUGUUGAAAGGGAAUAAUGAAAAACUUGGAUGGAGGAGGAAUGGGGUGGAAUAUCUUGGAAGCUAGCAUGGCCAGUUGACUGAAUCCCUAAACAAGAAACACUCCACACUGGGAUGUUUUGUAAUAGGUUCCACUUAUAAUGUUAACAGAGUCUAGAUCAUACUUCUUCUGAGUUUACUAGCUAAAAUAGCAGUUGUGGAUCAAAACUCCCUGUAAAAUAUUUGUGUAUUGACUUAUGCACUAGGAAGUUAUAUUUACAUUCCCAUAUGGUCAGGGGCAGCUAAAUUUGUCUCCCUCCCACUUCCGGGGUGGCGCCAUCGGCAAUGGCGGACUCCCUCUGAUCUGGAGGGACUAGCUCCACGCGAAACGGGUCUUUUCCGCUAUGGCGAAGCGGGGACCCUUUCAAAAAUCACAGGCAGAUGAAGCCUGUGACCAUGGGACUCGGCGGGCACCUUUAGCGCCCCCCAACCCGCAAAAGAACCCACUAACGGGCUCCGGAGCGAAGAGGGGGAAGUGGCGCGGUGCUGAGAGUCAACUGCUUCUUCCGUGGAGCGAAGCCGCACAGCCGUUGCCGGAGAGCGCUGCCUUUUCCUGGGACAAUUUGGCUUCUAAAAUAAUCACCCGUGAGUACUUAAAUUUCGGACAAUUGGACUUUAAAUAAGGACUUGCGAGCAGAAAGGAAAAUUGGACUUAAAAGUUUACCUCAAUUUGGCACUGAAACGGGAAGGUCUAAACAGGAAGUCAGCCUUCCGUUUCUUUGUAGAUAGAUUAAAGCAAAGACAUGGCAAACUAGAGCUCAGAAAAUCGCUUGUAAAAGAUUAACUUUCAUCAUUUAAAAUUGUUGAACCCCCCUUUGGAAGCAGGAGAAGAGGGGGGAUUUUUUCGGACUGUUUAAACCUGCAGAAGUGAGUGUAAAGUAAAGUAACUUUCCACCGUCCUGAUCCUGGAGCGGGGUGUCAGGACUGACGUUUUUUGAAGCUCAUUGACCAGAGACAAACUUUUUGACAGAUAGCUAUAAGAAGAGAAACAUUGAUUCCAUUGUUCCCCUUCGCAUUUUAAAGGAACAAAUAUUGACAAAAUAUCUGAAAAAGGAAACUUUGUUGUUAGACUUGUCUUUAAAAGAAAGAACAAAUAGAAGUUUUCCCCCUAGAGGGAGUCUGUGAAACUGUAACCAACUCCGGGGAGCUUGCAGCUGUUACAGAUUACAAUUGUGGGAAUAGACUUCUGACCUUGCAGGACAAUGUAUUCAGAAGCUCUGUUGCGUGCUUUCUGUAAAACAAAUGCCCUACUGGAACAGCUACAUGAGAAGACGGAUUUGAUGACUGACGCGAUCAGAAAUUUUGAACAGGCAGUGGGAAAUUAUAUGGAGUCCACCCAGGAAUUAAAUCAGGAGUGUGCCCUGACAGAACAGAUGAGGGAAGAGGAUGUUACUGAAUCUUGGGCGCCAGAGAUGAAGGGAGCUGUGGCCCAGCAGGAACAUGAGCUUUUGGACUUGACAAAUGAACUUGGAAAAAGCCAGAUUUGGAAAGAUAAAGUUUGGUUUGGUUUGGAAAUGGGGGGUUGGAUAGACCCCCCUAUGCAGGGAUGUUUGGACCUUUCAAGUCUGGCAAUGGGCCGUGAGAUGUUUGGGGUUGUGGGGGCUCUUAAUUUUGGAGGGAUUUUGAAACAUGUUCUUAAAUACCACAUGGAGUUUAGUGUGGACUAUGGAAAAGGGGCUGAUUUGUCGAGAAGGGUCAAAAACAUUGUUAAACUGGAGUUCCAAAGGAAAAUACAGUUAUAAAUUUGAAGAAGAGCUGCGGAAGGGACAUGGAAGAGACUUAAGGGCAUCGGAUACAAGGUUACCAGGUUAAUGCGCUAGAUCGAUGGGAUAAUAAGGAGGAAGGGACGCUGGAUGAAGAUUGGAUUGUUUUUAUUUUAUUUUUUUACUACUAGGAUUGUUAUAUAAAAUUGAUGAAUGUUAGAAAAAUGUUGGAAUGAAAUUACUUGGCUUUAGCAAAAAUGUUUAAAGAAUUAUGUAAGAAUAUUAUGGUUAUGAGAAGUUGGUAAAAAUAAGAUUUAAGUUUUAAGCUUUAAUUUUUUUAUAGUAAGAUAAGAUUAAAAUAGAUUAAGGUAAUGUAAUGACAGAAUAUUAUGAAAUAUGGAAAGGAUUUGCUGCGACAAUUAACAACUAGGAUACAAAAAGGGAGGAGGAGGAGGUCAAAGAAAGAAGGUAAUGACAGUUGAGGAUUUGAGAAUGAUGGAUUUGUUUUUGAGUGUUUGUGGUGUAUUUUUGUUUUUUGAAUUUGUAUUGUUUGAUGUGGUUUGUUUUUUCUUUGUUUUUUCUUUCUCUUUUUCUGCUUUGUUCUCUUUUGUAAUUCUAAAAAUUUUCAAUAAAUAUCAUUAAAAAAAAAAAAUUGUCUCCCUCCCAGAUGUUGAGACGCUUUUCUCAUUUCUACAGCAAAUAUAACCCCCUCCUGUAUGGGCACAUCUGUUAAUUUUGGCUUCUCUCAAUUUCUCAUUUUUCCCAGUUGCAAGUUCAGGUCUCUACAUUUCUGCAUCAGUUUGUGAUUUUAUUUUUAAGUAGCAUUUUAGAGCAAUUUUCGCAUAAUAUGCACAUUCUCGUGCACAAUUUCCCCAUAGUUUCUGAUUAUUUCCUGAUAUGAAUUCAUUUUAUGUCUUAUCUUCAUUAAUAUGCUCAUUUUUGAACACACUUUCCCCAAUAGACAUCCUUUUUUUGGUGCAUUAUUUGUUUGGAGAAUUUCAAUGCAAAAUUCAGGAAAGUGCGAAUUUUCAAGAAUGGCUGCUUUUUGGUUAGCAGAUUGCAUUGGGAAGUGUCAGUUAGGUUGGUUCCCAUUUAAAUGGAGAUCAACCAAAUUUCUCCACCAUCCAUAGUCCUCUACCAUCCUUCUUCGGCAGUAGAAUUGACCUAUUUCUUUGUUACAGCGCAGUCGCUGCAAUACAGCCUAAUCUUUUCUCUUGGUCUGCGCUGGGAAACGUGGGGCGGGAGACUUUUGGAAACAAUUAAGGAUUAUUUUGUUUAACCGUCUAAAAAUAUCUAGCAAUAACAUCCUAAGGUACGGUCUCAGCAGGUUGCUGCUUGUAAGAAGUUGACUCAUCUCCUGGACUUUUGAUUAUAUUACAAAGGAGUCACAUCCUUCAGGAGGGAUGAAUGCAGGAAGCAGGCAGAAGACUGGAAGGCAAGGGGAAAAGGCUGCCUCUCUCUCUCUCUGUGGGUUUCUCCCUUCUGAUUGUGUUCCCAGUUCGGGUUGUCAAGGCAAUUGUUAUAUUUGAAGCAGAAGGAACUGCAGGAAGACGGCUUCCCAUAAAUAGCCACGCUAGUUCUCAUUUUGUUGCCACAGGAUGGGGUGAUGGUUGCUAGCUUAGAUGGUUUCAAAAGGAGAUUGGACAAAUAUAUGGAGGAUAAUCCCAUCAAUGGCUAUUAGCGUUGAUGGCUAAAUGGAAACUCCAGGUUCAGUGGCAUUGUAUCUGUGAAUAGUACCGGUUGAUGGGCAGUAACAGCAGGCAAGGACUUCUCCCUGUUGGCCAACUGAGCUUUGCUGGUCCGAAGGAGGAAAAAACUUAAACGCGGUGCAGAGUUUCCAAAAAAUAGACCGGAGGCAGUUGUACUUCAUCCAGCAGAGCUUUACUGAAGGCAAAUGAGCACAAUGGUCACAAAUCCAAUACAGUCAUACCUUGGUUGUUGAAUGUAAUCUGUUCCGGGUGGCCAUUCGACUCCUGAAACAGUUUGAAAACCAAGGCACGGCUUCUGAUUGCCUGCAGGAGCUUCCUGCACUCAAUCGGAAGCCACGGAAGUCGCAUCAGAUGAAAAACGUUUGCAAACAGGAACACUCACUUCUGGUUUGCAGCAUUCAGGAGCCAAAACGUCCGAGUACCAAGGCAUUCGAGAACCAAGGUAUGACAGUACAUUCAGGAUUGGCACAGUUGCAGCACUUACAAUAAAACUUACAAUGACUUAUAAUAAGACUAAACCUUAACACUAUAGCGUACAGAACAGCACACCACAACAAAGAGACAGAAAGAGUAAGCUGAGAGCCCAGGCUCCUUCUGGCCUUAUUAUUAUAGUCAGCAUGGCCUUGACAGUAAGAUAAGAGAACCAGUUUAAACCAGCUUUACUCAGCUUCUCAGAAGAAAUAACCCAAACAAGAACCUUCUGCCUGUUUCUUUCAUAUGGAAAGAAAACUUUCCAGAAUCCAGAACUACUUGAACCAAGUAGAAUAGGAAAGAUCUCUACACAUCAGAUCAAUACUUUCUGUACUAAGAAAUGAGAACUGCUACUCCCUUCAUGUUCUGCUUGUGGGUUUCUUGAAGGUAUCUACCUUGCAAGGGUGGACUUUGGUCUUUCAAAGUUCAGCGGCACCCUGUGCGAGCCUAAAAUUCAGCAACCCUUUCUCUCCCCUUUUGUUCUGUUCAAUUCAUGACGUCAUAGUUGCAGCACCCUGCGGCGCCCCCAAGGCUCAGUACCCAGUGUGGCAGAACUGGUGGCGCUGCCCUACGUCCACCUUUGUGGCUGGUCUCUUUGGGAAAUGGAGGCAUAUGCAAUGCAAGUUUCCUACUCAGAGUAGGCACCCUGAAGUUAAUGGACCUGAUUCACUUAGGUUCAUUCAUUUCUAUGAGUCUGCUCUGAGUAGCAUCAGCAUCAGAUGCAACCUGCAGUGUUGAAGUUGGGGGGCUUUUGGACAACAGGCCUCUUUUUGGUGGCCUUGGUGGUCUUUUGUAUUGUUCAAAAGAGCAGCAGCUGAUGGUGCUUUGAGUGAAGUGGGACAACAGAUGACAUUAAAUGGCUACUUGUACAGUCCAGCAGACUGACACUUGGAAAAAUGAUAAUUUUGAGAAGCCUCUAAAGGCUCAUCUAGCACAGCAUCUUCUUUCUUUCUUUCUUUCUUUCUUUCUUUCUUUCUUUCUUUCUUUCUUUUUUGCAAAAAGUGAGGGCGAGGAAACAUGCUUGCUAGGGUGCAUUGAUGUAGUUCAGCAACAUCCAAAGGAUAAAAAAUUCCCCACUCCUGCCUUUCGUGCACCUGAGCAUGUGAGCUACAGUGGUACCUCGCAAGACGAAUGCCUCGCAAGACAAAAAACUCUCUAGACGAAAGGGUUUUUUGUUUUUUGAGCUGCUUCGCAAGACGAUUUUCCCUAUGGGCUUGCUUCGCAAGACAGAAACGUCUUGCAAGUUUGUUUCCUUUUCUUAACACCGUUAAUACAGUUGCGACUUGACUUCGAGAAGCAACUCAUAGAACAGCGGUGUGGUAGCCUUUUGAGGUUUUAAAGACUUUGGUGAUUUUUGAAGCUUUUCCAAAACUUUCCCGACACCGUGCUUCGCAAGACGAAAAAAAUCGCAAGACGACAAAACUCGCGGAAUGAAUUAAUUUCGUCUUGCGAGGCACUACUGUAGUAUGCUUUUUCUGGGCUAGCAACUGUUGUGGAAUAGUGUGUGUGUGUGUGUGUGUGUGUGUGUGUGUGUGUGUGUGUUGCAGAGUUUUCUCAGCUGCUUGGCCUCGUACCAAGGUUGAACACACACUAGCUCCACACUACACACUUGCAGGCAAUUGAUGCUGCAAUUCAAUGCACAUGUUCCUGGGAAGAAGCCCCACUGAGCUGAGCAUUUGGGUUGCCAUACGUCUGGGAAAUCCAGGACAUGUCCUCUUUUGGGAGGCCAACAUGCCCAUCCGGGGGGAUUUUUACAUUUUAAAGGAAAUGUCAGGUUUUGGAGGGGUGGGGCGGUGUUAUUUAUUCAUUUAUUGGGGUUUUUUUUUGCUCGGGCUUGGCCCAAGCUGGGGAAAGAUGCACGUGUGCUGACAGCGGCUCAGGCUGUCCUCUUUUUUGCUCUUCAAGUUAUGGCAACCCUACUCGUUAUGGCUUCUCUGACAAUGGCAUGCCCAGGAUGGCAAUGUUAAUUGAAUUCCUUACAUCUAUAUCAUCAUUAUCAUCAUCAUCAUCAUCAUCAUUGACUUGGGCGCCUAUUUAAGCUCCAUCUCCUCUGUUUAUGUAGCUACACUCCAUCAUUGAAAACGAUUAAAAACACAUUAAUUAGAUGUGUGUGUGUGUGUGUGUUUUAGAAUCCACAAAGUAAUGGUAAAAUACAAACCAGAAUUAAGGAAUUUAUACUGCAGCGCUCUCUUGAUGCAGUAAACAUGUGAAAGGCAAUUCAAAGCCUUUGAAGAGUGGUAAAAAUCUUAGGGUACAAUCAUCGAGCGCAAGUGAAGUAAGCACCAUUGACGUUGAUGGGAGAGAGUUAAACAUGUGCUCAACACACUAAUUGAAAUUAAUGGGAUGUGCUUUAUUGCCGUUACAACAGAGUGGCUGCACCAAAUAAACUCACUUUUAAGUUUAGUAUGGUUUAUGAUUGAUUCUGCUGGUUCAGCUUUUCCUGUUUUAAGUAUCCCUACCCCUCACAACAUCCAAUGACUUUGGGGUUGGAAAUUUGUUCAAUUGAUAGUUUCCUUAUUGAAGUUGUUGUUUUUAGCACGUUUAUCUAUUAUUGGCUCUUGCCCUUAAUUUGUAAGGAAUUAAACUGCUUAAGGAGCGAUCCUUUUAACUGCGUCAUCCUUCCUUGGUGUUAGAACAUGGAAGUUUAGCCUCCAAACUGAACAGAUUAAUUUUGUCAGGUGGAACAGAAAGGCAGCUGGAUCCGUGCUUGAUUCUGCUUACGAAAUGCAACCUCUGGAAAUGACUGAGUAAUUAAAAACCACGCUGCAUGUCCUGCUCCUUUGCAUAAACACAGUCAGCACCAGAGGGCAAAAGAAGGAUUCUUACACUUAUCCCCCUUUACUACCUAAUGUACAAUGAACAACUUUUUGCACCUUAGACUUCUAUUUUUUCUUAUUACGUGAUCGGUAGUCCAGUGCGGGGCUACCCUCUACUGAUGUGGCUAAUUUAGGGUGUUUCUAGACCAGACAUGUCCAAAGUCCAUUUCAGGGACUUAAUCCUAAUCCUAAUCCGGACCACUGGUCAGUUUAAUCCAGCCCCUGUGGCAUAGCUGUCAACCUUUCCCUUUUCUUGUGAGGAAUCCUAUUCGGAAUAAGGGAAUUUCCCUUUAAAAAAGGGAAAAGUUGACAGCUAUGCCCUGUGGCAGUUUAUUUCCUGGAGUAAAAUCCAAAAAAAUACCUCAACGACUUCAAUCCUAAAAAAAGGCUCAACAACUUUGGGGUAAAAUCAUUAGAAAAGCUCAAAAACUUCAAUCCUAAAAAAAGGUUAGCAACUUGGGUUGGCCCUUUGGUCAGCCCUCAUGGCCCUUCACUUCAUCAGAUCUGGCCCUCUUUGAAAAAAGUUUGGACUCCACUGUUCUAGACGGUUGUUCUUUUCAGGUGGGAUUCAAACACAUACUGACAAAUUCAGUUGCAAAAUUGUAGGCCACCUUGACAUAUGUGCAGUUAAAGCAAAUUGUUUCCCCCAAAGAAUACUGGGAACUGUUGCUUACCCCAUACGGGAAUUUUAUUUAGGAUAUAUUUGUGUUUUCUUGUAGCUCUGCAAGAAGAGUUUCGGCUUCAUCCCAGCAACUUGGUGGUGACAACUGGAGAACAAUUGGUGCUGGAAUGCUUGCCCCCUAGAGGACACCCUGAGCCAACCAUUUCGUGGAAAAAGAACGGCGUCCCCAUAAAUGAGGAAAAUGGUCAUUAUGAGGUCAUCAAAAACAAUACAUCUAGUAGCAAUGCUUUUUGUGGUUUUUUUAAGAGCCUCUGUGGUGUAGUGGCUAGAGUGGGACCUGGGAGAUCAAGGUUCAAAUAUUCACUCAGCCAUGAAGCUCACUGGGUGACCUUGGUCCAGACACUAUCUCUCAGCCUAGCUGACCUCACAGGGUUGUUGUGGGGGUUAAAUGAGAAGGGGAAGAACCAUUUGUGCCACCUUGAACUCUUUGGAGAAGGGGGUGGGAUAUAAAUGAUAUCAAUCAUCAAUCAAUAAAUGCAGCCCAUAUCAGAUACAGUGUAUAGUUAUCAAAGUCACAAUUGCACCACAUCUUUUAAAGCAUGUGGCCAUCCCCCCAAAGAAUCCUGGGAACUAUAGUUUGUUAAGGGUGCCAGGAAUUGUAGCUCUGAGAACUAUUGUUCCCAGGAUUUGGGGGUGGAAGACAUGUGCUUUAAGAUGGGAAUGUAGCCGCAACAACCACAGUAGAGAGGAUAAAAGGGCAAUAUACAUACACACAGAUUCUGCCUUUUAUUUUUAACAAAACAACAACAACAACAACCCCAUUAUCAAAACUAAUUUUAAACUACAGACAACUUUGGCUUGGAAUUCAUCUUCUCUUUAACAGUUGUAUCCCAGUUUCCCAUUUUUGAUGGCUACAGUGAGGAACUUAGCUAUAUUUUCUCUGAAAAUAAAGCCUCUAAGUGGAUGUACUUAGUGGGCUUGGGAAUUGUACUGUGCAUUGUGUUGUCAUUGCUAUGUUGAAGUUAUUUUGCACAAUUAUGUAUUGUGUGAUGUUGUGAUGUCAUAUUGUGUGUGUGUGUGUGUGUGUGUAUUUAUGCUUUGCAGAAUGUGUAGAGAAGUUGCUGAGCCAUCUUGCUAAGCCAGCUGUCCUCGUUUUACCUAGCAAAAAGGCACUUCACAGACUCCCAGACAAUAUGACAAUAUUUUUUAUAUAUUUUUAUUAAUACAUUUAUAUAUCACCUUCUUCCAAGGAACUCAAGGUGGGGUACACAAUUCUCCUCCUCCCCAUUUCAUCCUCACAACAACUCUGUGAGGAAGAUUAGGCUAAGAGUUGGUGACUGCUUCAAGGCGACUGAGCUUCAAGGCUGAGUGGGGAUUUGAACUCUGGUCUCCCAGGUCCAACACCCUAACCAUUAUGCCACACAUCAAAAGGGACAAGGAAAUACUAAUGGAGCUCCAACAUAUUCUUUCUCCCCUACCUCACCCCAUUUCGACAGGUGACCAACACAAAGCUUUUGGUAGCGCAUGCUUUGAAGAGCGACGCGGGAGCAUAUGUCUGCAUGGCCACCAAUCAAGUAGGAGAGCGAGCAAGCAGAGCUGCCUUGGUCUCCAUUUUGGGUAAGGAAGGGAACAGGGAUUGCUCCUCCCAUCUUUCCCCACCAAGUUGAGCUAUGCCCUUGGCGGGUGUUCCAUCAGCUGGUGAGAAUCUCUACACCACAGAUAAGUGCCACAUUGGGGCUGAUUGGCAAAAUAUAUAGACAUGAGCUUCACCUAACUGCGCAGAGCACAGAAGUGCUUAUGGAGAGAACGAGAGCAUUGCUCAACCAUAACUGUUGAAUUAUCAUGGUAUCUGUUUCCCAUCAUUUCCACCACCAUCAGGUAUUGAAUUUGUGCAUCGUACUGAAGCUGGCAGGACCAAGGUAUUUACUUAGCCAAUGGGAAACAUAUUAGAAAGUUAAUUUUUUGAAAGGGGAAGUGAUUCUGAAGACAUCUGAAGGCAGUCCUGUUUAGGGAAGCUUUUAAUGUUUGACAGACUAUUGUAUCUUAAUAUUUUGUUGGAAGCCGCCCAGAGUGGCUGGGGAAACCCAACCAGAUGGGCGGGGUAUAAAUAAUAAAUUAUUAUUAUUAUUAUUAUUAUUAUUAUUAUUAUUAUUAUGAUGAACAACACUUUCUUUGGGGAUGUGGCAUCAUUAUAAGCAGCUGGAUCAUUUAGCGUAUUCAGAUCCAGAAUAUGAACUGAAUAUGAAAAACCAUAAUUCGGUGGCAGAACACCUGUCUUGCAAGCAGAAGGUCCCAGGUUCAGUCCCCAGGUGUCAGGGACGGCACUGAGGAGGGCUGCACUGAGGAGGAAUGGUGGGAGCUUCCCGCUCCCCCUGCUCCUGAUCAGGAUCCUGAAUCUUCCCAGGAGCAGGAGGACAGUAUAGAUUUGGAACAGUGGUUUGCAGAGGGACAUAGUUCAGAAGGCAAAAGCUGGGAAAUACUGGAUGGGGAACAGCUAGGAGAAGAUGCACUGGGAGAGAGAGAGUUAACAGAUUCACUGUCUCUGGAAAGAGUUCAUCCGCUCAGCCCAAGUCAAGAAAAGCUAAUAAGGUGGCAGCACAGAAAUUACAGAGGUUACGAGCUUAGGGUACAAGACACAGUAGUGAUGUGGGUGACUAGGGAGGAAGUGGGUGAUACCCUUAAUUGGGGGCACCGCCAUUCCUAGGACAGGGAUUCUUUGUUCUCUCGCUGUGUUUAUUAGUUUCUAAUGGGUAAGAAUACUCCCUUCCUUUCUUCUGGUUAUCUGCUGCCUAAAGGGAGAGGAAGGCGAUUCCCUGAAGCCUGACACCAGGUAGGACUGGGUAUGUCCCAUGUCUGAAACUCUGGAAAGUCAGUGUCCACCGGCAGACAAUACUGACCUAGAUGGACCAAUGGUUUGAAUUGGUAUAAAGGAGCUUCCUAUGUUCCUUUGAGUUCCUUUUUACUGGUUCCAUCACUAGGAAGUGUGGGAAAGAGCAUUAAUAUGAAAGCAUGGAUGGACAGAGAGGUGGGUCAUCUUGCUGAAAAGCAGCUAUGUCUUUGGGUGGCUGGACUCCGUGUGCUGUAUCCAGUGCUCGUCCUACUCAGAGUAAAAGGUAAAGGGAUCCCUGACCAUUAGGUCCAGUCGUGAAUGACUCUGGGGUUGCUGCUCUCAUCUCGCUUUAUUGGCCAAGGGAGCAGGCAUACAGCUUCUGGGUCAUGUGGCCAGCAUGACUAAGCCGCUUCUGGCAAACCAGCGCAGCGCACGGAAAUGCCCUUUACCUUCACGCCAGAGUGGUACCUAUGUAUCUACUUGCACUUUGACGUGCUUUCGAACUGCUAGGUUGGCAGGAGCAGGGACCGAGCAACAAGAGCUCACCCUGUCGCGGGAAUUCGAACCGCUGACCUUCUGAUUGGCAAGUCCUAGGCUCUGUGGUUUAACCCACAGCGCCACCGGUGACCCCCUACUCAGAGUAGACCCCUUGAAAUUAAGAGACAUGGCCAAUUUAGACCCAUUACUUUCAAGGAGUCUACUCUGAGCAGAUGUUGGUGGGCUCCGACCCCAUAAAACCCACUCUGCUAGUGAGAGCUUCCAUAACCCUAAGGGACUAUUCGGUUUGAUUAGAUUGUCUGCUUCUCCUAUCCAAGAAAAGCCAGUAUUCACUCGGAGGCCUAAUGAUGUCGUGGCCAAGCUUGGUAGCACCGUCCUGUUCAUGUGUGGAGUCCAUGGAGACCCAACGCCCGCCAUUCAGUGGAACAAGGAAACGGGAGAGCUUCCCUCUGGAAGGUGAGGAUACCUGUUAGAUUCAGAGGAUUUCUCUGGCUGUCACUCUCUGCUUGGCCACGGCAUUGCAGCUUGUGAAAGGAAGCUCAAAUUGUGUGUGUUUUUAAUUGAUUUUUUAAUUGUGAAUUUAUUAAAGACAGAAGAAGAGAAAAGAGACAGGGGGGAAAACAACAACAGAAAAGUUUGGCCCCUGCAUUAGCAAUACAAUAAACAUCCAUCUUAAAUUACACUUGCAGAUUAAUAUAUGCCAUUCAAAUGUCAGAAUAGGUCUCAAAGUUGGUGUUUAUAAAUGGUUGAUGCUGCUCCCACUGCAGAUUUAUUCCUCAGGUUUUGCUUUUAAGUUACCUAGCUAUUGCCAGACAGCUUAGAGGAACAAAGGCAGAACUUAAGAAGAGCCUGGCUGCAGGAUCAGACCAAAGGCCCAUCUAGCACCCUGUUCUCCACAGUGGCCAACAAGAUGCCCAUGGGAAGCUUGCAAGCAGAAGAUGAACACCAUAGUUCUCUCCCCAGUAACUGGCAUUCAAAGGCAUUCUGCCUCUGUGAUUCCCUCAGCAGCCAACCACCUGUCCCUAGAAAGGAUAUAAGCAGGAUAUGAAGACCAUGGUCUUCUCCCACUAGCGAUUCUUAUUGGGAGGCAUGAUGAUCCUAGAACUGUUACGGCUCGUAUCCAUUGAAGAUUGCCUCUCCUUGAUUUCCUCACCUACUGCUAUCAGUCCGGGUGGCAAUGGUAAACUGUGGAAAUAGGAGAAGCCAAACUCAUUGCUGGGUCCAGCUUCUGGGUCAGUUAGCGUUGGACAGAUCAGUCUUUCUUUCUUCUGUGUACGGCUAUGCUGACUACUCGCCUCUUCGCAGGCUAUUAGUUUUUUUAUUGCAAGUUGGUCUUUUAAAAAAGAAUCAUCAUCAUCAUCAGACUAGUAGCUUCUCACAGAAUUGGAAGGGUUCAUCUCGUCCAACCCUCUGCAAUGCAGGAAUAUGCAUCUGUCCCAUACAGGGAUCGAACCUGCAACCUUGGUGUUAUCAGCACCACUCUCUAGCCAACUGAGCUAUCCAGGGCCAAUUUGCAAGGCUCCUCCAAUGUUUUAUCUCAUCACUUAACAUUACCAUCAGAGCGAUACGGAGCUUGCCUUGAGCUGGAUGUGUGAAUGGCCUCCCCUGGAACAUACGGUGCUAAGAGUAGCAUGACAUCAGAACAGAGUCCUUGGCAUUUGCUACUGUGGGUUCCAGGCAUUGUGCUCCUCUGCCCCCAACCCUCAGACAAAUAAGGGACAACAUAGACUGGUUCGGAUCGCAACAGGCCAUAACUUUAUUGAAUACAGAUGAAAGAGGUUUGGCUUGGGCAUGGGGCAAUCAAAAUGCUUCUGUCCUGCCCACUGGAAGUGAUACAUAGGUUAAUCUGGGUGGGUAGGGGUGUCCUAAGACUUACAUAAAAUAGGGUGACCCCUGCAGAGACUGCCGUCUGGGGGAGUGCCUUCGGCCCUGGCCCCCCCUGGGCACACAGACAUGGCCACUCCCCCUGGAUCCCUUUAGUGGGAUACCCCAGCAUUUGGAGGGGCAGGCGGAGACUACAGCCUCCCCUCCAUCCAGGUUGCCCCAAUGCCCAACCAAGUUGGGAUGAUUGCUAUGAAGUAGGCAAAACCACCGGGUUGGAGCCAAUUGGCCCAGUGGACAAAUUCCUACCUGGUCCCAUAAAACGGCAACCGCCGUAGCCACAGUCCUUAAACAUCAGCUUGAACCAAGGGAGGGUGGGUGGGAAACCUGACAAGGGGAAAGCAGAUAGGGCCCCAGGUGAGGGCUGUUUAAAUUCCCAGGGAAUGGACCCGAGGGAAGCCUUUGUCAGGAGCUCAUCCUACACUCGAGUAGGACCCUUGUAGAGACACAAGCCCGACUGGCAUGUUCUCUCCCUCCUGGUUGAUUGUUCGGGAGCUUCAAAAGUUUUCUUCAGCCCGAACAUCACAGUGACCGAUGCCAACAGACAUUGGCAUACUUAGGGAUCUGCAGAGUCUUCGCAGCUUGUGUAACAGAACUCAGCAACUCAGCAUUUUGGCUAAUCUACUUUAUUGACGUAUAAAUGCACACAGAGCACUGCAACAUGGCUCCCUCCCUCUCUAGCAUCAGACAGCAAAGAGAAUGAACAAAGGACAAUAGUCCCACUUCACGGAACACAGUAACACAAACAUCCUGUUUCCGUCACUUCCCACUUUGUGGAGUCAAAACAUACACCGUCAUGUGAAAGACAACAAUCCCAUGACUGCAAUCACGGAGCAGGAAUUCUAACAGCCUUCCCACCCCAUUGACUCCUCCCCAUGGUCCAGCCCGUGUCCUAGCCUGCAUCCCCAUUUGCCAAUCUGGGAUGCAGGCUAGGAUCCGAUCUCUGAUAGGAGGCGCGGGCUUAUGCCAGUGCCCCCUAUCCAUAUGGGGCUGUGAUGAUGCUACCCCCUCGUUGGGGCCUUGGAAGAGCCUCUGCCGUCCUGCAAUGCCACCACACCUAAAAGGGGUGAGCGGACUUGUGAUGACUCUUUCACACAUGCAGGCCCUAUUCCGGACACUGCAUCUGUGUUUAGGGAUGAACAUGCAUUUGCGAACAAAGCCUCGGUCACUGACUGUGGGUUCCGUACCGCUGCUCCCCACAGGUAUGAAGUAAACAGAGAAAACGUCCUUCAGAUUCAGCACUUGACGAUGAACGACGCUGGGAAAUAUGUCUGUACUGCUCGCAACGAGGUGGGAACCAUCUCUGCCAAAGCAUCUUUAACUGUGCAGGGUAAGCGGCUCUUAUCAAUAUAAAUAUUUGGCCCUUGGGACCCUGUCCAGGCCACACCCACUUCCCAAGCCACUCCCCCUGUGACCAGGCUUGCUCCUCGAGGGCUUGACCUGGCCAGCUAGGACAAUGGCCCUGGUUUGCCUGAAGGAAGAAUGACCUCACCAGGAAGCUAGCCUGGCUAUUCCAAGAAUUAGAAGGGGAGGAACAGCCAGGCAUUCGAAGGGUCUCAGCAUACAGCCUCGUCCCCCACCCCCCAAGUCAUAACAUUAUGCAGCUGUGAAAAAAGAACAGCACAUGAAAACAAAAUAGGAGCGCAUGCCCACCUCCGGAAGGAAGAGAAAAAGUGAGAGGUGUUUUCUUUUUUUAAUUUAACAAAUGUUUUUCUACUCCUUUUCUGUGAAACGCACAGAAGAAUUGAGGGGGGGAAACAGUCGAUGUUAAGCAUGUGACAAAAUCAGUUAACAAGAACAUUUAUGUUUUUUGCCAAAUCACAUUUCUUUUGCAGCUCCAAGCUGAGAGAGGAUGUCACAAUUUGCUUCAAUGUGCAUAAAAAACAAGUUGGGAAAUUAACCAAAUGCCAAAAAACACACACCAUGUAAUGGUUACUUGGGUGUGAGGCUCUGGGACAAAUGCUUUGCUGUCUUCGCUUUUGGUACCAUUGGCUUUUUGCCUCUGGCCACACUUCUUACCUUUGGCUCUACACACCACUGGCAUGAGAUCUUCAACAGGUUGCCCACUGUUGGAAGAUGUCCAUAUGUCUGAAAAAGGUUCCUCACCUUUUUGCUGUAGCCUAAAGCAGGUGGCGAAGGGACGCAGGUGGCGCUGUGGGUUAAACUACAGAGCCUAGGACUUACUGAUCAGAAGGUCGUCAGUUUGAAUCCCCAUGACAGGGUGAGCUCCCGUUGCUCGGUCCCUGCUCCUGCCAACCUAGCAGUUUGAAAGCACGUCUAAGUGCAAGCAGAUAAAUAGGUACCGGAAGGUAAUAAGCGGGAAGGUAAAUGGCGUUUCCGUGUGCUGCUCUGGUUUGCCAGAGGCGGCUUGGUCAUGCUGGCCACAUGACCCGGAAGCUGUAUGCCGGAUCCCUCGGCCAAUAAAGCGAGAUGAGUGCCGCAACCCCAGAGUCGGUCACGACUGGACCUAAUGGCCAGGGGUCCCUUUACCUUUUUUAACAACAACUAGGAAAGCCACAAUGAUGUAUUUUGAUAAUUGCUGUUGCUGGCAUCCCUCUGCCUUGGGAGAUUAUGGAGGAGUGUACCUUUGAGGGUGAAGUCAAACUGUUGGAAGGUUGCAGCGCCUGCUGUGGCUGGAGAGACAUGUCUUGUUGCAGUGGGGACAGAUGAAGGCAUAGGCACUGAGUUGUGACCAACAUUGGGUUGGUCCUUCGCUUGAGCAUGAAGUUGAUAUGCAACACCUCCCCCCAACCCGGCCAGGCCAACUCAGCCCACUCUCCCACCGCCAGGCACCUUACCUUUGUGAAAGGAACACAUUGCCGUUGCCCUGGUGAUCCUCAAAUGGACAUGGCAGAGCUAAGCAUCUUCAUUCUGGCGUGUCCUGUUGAGGAUUGCCAUAAAAUUGGGGGUAGGGUUCUUGAAAAUAUUGGAGGCUCCCUGGCCCCCAUGGCCCUCCGUAGAUGGCAGCUCUGGGUGAAGGCAUCCAGUUGUGUUGCUGCAGAUGCACCAAGCAGUUUCUUCUCUCUGAGCUCCUCCCAGCGGUCAUUCCUCCUCUGGUCAUUGCUAUGGAUGCACAACCGGACUUUCUGUCUCCAGGCACUGGGGGUCGCCUGCAAGCGAUUCCCACAAUGGCAGGAUUGAUGUUGCCAGCCUUCAUUUAUUGUGAGCUGCGUUGGUCACCAUAUCCUGUAAGAAAGCAGCACAAACUUAAGCAUAAAGCAAAGGAAGGGGUGACUCCAAAAGGACUGAUCUUAUCACCUCUCAAUUUGGGUAAAGUCCAGGUUCUCCAAGGAUACACCUUUGAGUCUGGUUUUUUUGGCUUUUAGAUCCCCUGGACACUGGCCAGAGCAAGCAGGACAGGCCAAAAGAUGUACUGAAGGAGCCGAUGGAGGCAAAGGUUUACCUGGCAAACGUCACAGCUGUCCCCUCCACGCCAGCAGCCCACCUGCACUGGAAGGUGAAUUAGAUAUAACAAAGGUGUAACAGAGCACACAGAUGGGGGCAGCAUGCUCUAAACCCAUGGGCCAUUCCAAUUGGGCCCACAAGGUGAUUUCCCCAAAUCAUGCCCACCUCUCAAUCAGCUGACGUGACUUCAGCAAGACAGGUUUUGGAUCUGCAUCAGGUGUGGAUGCCUGUUCCCAGGAGGCUUUAACCCAAGAUUUAUCUUAUCAGCUGACAGGUGGGAGUUACAUUGUUUUCAGGGAAUAGGCACACACAGCCAAAGGAAGCCUGUAAAAUGCAGACAUAUUUCUCCCACUUCCUGCAGCAGCAGAGGUGGGGAUGAAAGGGAGAAAGAAGCUGUAAAAUGCAGGGAUUUAUUGAACACUGCUGUUUUAAUCUGUUCAUGAAUGUUGUUCAAAAUCCAAAUUUUGAGCUGAAUUGAGCUGGCUGUUCAGAGUUGAAUUGCAAAAGCUUGCAGAAUUUUAAUUUAAUUUAAUUUGGGGUGAAGAUUCCGUUUGGCUUUUGUCUACUCCCACUUUGUUCCAUAGCUUUUGUGUUCCUCAGGGACCUCAUCUAUAUCUUCAAGAGUCGCUUGACCCGAACAAUGCUGUGGUUUCUGCAGAUAUCACAGUUCUCUCUGAUUUAGGGUUGGGAGAGAAAUCUACCCACGUUGCCUUUUAAAGCAAGCCUGCUUAAUUCACAUUUUGUGAACCAACAAGUCAACUGAAAGGCAGCCAUCCUUCAAAACCCACACACGCCUCCAAAUUCUAUGACAUCAUUCUCCAGCCAAAAAGUGUGCAUGAAAAGGCACAUGAUAUCGAAGAAAAUGACAUUACAUUGGAGGGAAAUGCUUGCAAAAAUGUGUAUAUUAGUCAAAACUGCAUAACUAAAUGCAUGCAUUGUGUGCAGUUUUGUGUAGAUGUUUUUAAAGGAAGAAAUUGCAAGCCGAGAGAGUCAGGGAAAGUGAAUUUAAGGUUGGAAGAAUGAGAAAUGGAGAUAAGCUUAAACUGGCAAAUUUUCUCCAUUCCUACUCUGAGCCAGAGGUUAACCCAGAUUUCCCACCUAUUGUCUUGAAGGUUGUCUCCUCUUCCCAGCGCAUAGAUGGCUAUGUGGUGUUCUAUCGCUCCCUGUUGCCUGUGACCACACACUGGGCUGAAUGGCACGUCCAAAGCAACCACCGUACCAUCGUCCCAGGGCUUGAGAGAGGCUAUAAGUAUGAGUUCAAGGUGCAACCAUAUUCAGGGAAGGUUUAUGGCUUGGACAGCAACGUAAGGGACCUCUGGAUCCCAGAAGAAGGUACGACCCUUCAGCACUUCCUCUUUUUGAACACUAAAUAUUCUGGAACAUGGGUGGAGAACCACUGGCCCUCCAUACAUUGUUGGACUCCAACUCCCAUCAGUCCCAGUCACCACAUCCUAAUGGCCGGGGACAAUGGAAGUUGUAGUUGAGCAGACAUACAUCUAGAGCAGGGCUACACCUAGUUGCAGUCCUUCAAGGCAUCUAGAGGGCAACAGGUUCCUCAUUCCUGCUCUAGCGGCAGUGAUGUGGUGCGAUCUGUGCCUAGCAGUUUACUUUCCUUAGGCAGUGGGGUGCAUGUGAACAUAAAGAAAUGAGUUAUAUUGGGCAUGUGUGGCCCUCUGUCAGGCACUGCGCAGAGGAGGAAUGGUGGAGGCCGCCUCCCCAGCCUGACCCUUCCAGAGAAGAAGACAGUUCAGAAUUACAACAGGGGUUUGAGAGAGAUCACCGCUCAGAGGAAGAUGAGGGGGAAAGCUGGGAGAUAAUGGGAGAGGAAGUAGAAGAAGCACCAGAGGGGUGACAGCUGACAGAUACAGUGUCUUUAGAAAGCAUUCCCAAUCCCCCCUCUUUCAGAACCUGGCAAACAUUGAAAGUAGGAGAGCAAAGAGCUCAAAGGCAGAGGGCAGUUCUCAGCACCCAUAGUGAUGACGCAUGAAGGGAGAGAGGGAGGGGGUGGAGACUCACUCGGGAAACACCAUUAUUCCAAAAGGCUGCAUUUCCAAGCCUCUCUCUGUGAAUAUUGAUUAAAAAGCAGUUGGUAGGGACUUUCCCUUGUCUUAUCCAUUCCUGGCAACCUGUCGUGAGGAUUUGGCUCCUCUGACGACUGACACCCUCUGGAUGUUUUAGACUCCAACUGCCCCAGCCAGCAUGAUCUGGGGUGAUGGGAGUUAGAAUCUAACAUUUGGAGGGCCACAGGUUCACUUGGCCAUUGAUCCGUUUCCCCUAUUAUUGUCUCACCUGGCUGGACACAGUUCUCUAAGGUGCCAGGCACAGGACCUUUUCUAGCUGUGAUACCUGAGGCUCCAUUAACUGAAGACUGAACCCACCCAGGACCUUCUGUCUACAAAGCAUGUGGCUAAGCUUUGACCUAGCCCUUGGAGGCCAGUAGGAUUCUUCUGUGCUCUUGCACCUUUGCAAAACCCAGGCAGCACUGAGCAACAGCAUAUGAACUCUGCCUUGUUGUCAUGAAAUGAAAUUAAGAGCACAUAAUUCAAAUGUGAACUUUUCCCCAUCCCAUGCUCUCUAGUCAUCUGCUGAUAGUGCCAGCCCAAGGCUAAUUUCACCACCCCUCUUGGAGAACUCUUUGAGAUCCACCAGGCAUGCAAAGGAUUGGGAUCCCUCAGUCCUGAACUUCUGAUUUUGAGCUGUUGAGUUGUAUGGAGGAGGCAGGAGGUGGCAGAGUAGAUAAUAGCAUGUGGCGUGAGGCCUGUUGCACCAGUAAUUGUUGCUCCUUCUUUUCCUAAAAAAUAUCUCAGCAACCCUAUCCUUUCCUUUCUUCCCAGUGCCCGGUGCUUCCCCUGAAAGCAUCAGCAUCACCACAUUUCAAGAUGUGAAUGGCACUGUGAUCAUCCGCUGGGAGCCCCCUCCACAAGACAUGCACAAUGGUAUCAUCAAAGGUUACCAGGUAAGGAGGAAUGGAAUUGGUGCCAUUUGGGUACCACAAUAUCUGGUUGAUGGUGAUGGACAGAAGGAAUCUGGAGGAAGGGUGAUUAAGUGGUAUUCCACCAAGGUCUGGUGGAAUAGAGCAUUUCAUGGGGGUGGAUCAAACUAAAACUAUGGUUGCAACCCUUCAGGAUUAUCCAGCUGUUGUACUUGAGGAAACUGGGGAAACUAGAGAUGUGCUUGAGUGGCAUGCAGUUACGUUUCUUUAUGUUUCCUGAAAUAAUUACAGGCAUGAGGAAUCUUUGGCCUUCCAGGUGUUUCUGAACUACAGCUCCCAUCAGCCCUAAGAAGCAUGGUCAAAGGACAGGGAAGGUGGGAGAUGAAGUUCAGCAGCAUCUGAAGGGCCAGAGGUUACCCACACCUCAUCUGGUUCUUACUUUGCCAUUUCAAGGCUUGUUUUCUCUUUUGCCUGCUGUCAUGCUCCUUGUAUAUUAUACAUGUACGGCAGGUGCACUGACUCUGGACUUACGUUCCAUGGCAGGUUAGGGAAUCACAAGCCUGGGGGUCAAAUGUGGCCCUCCUGACAUCUCGACCUGGCCCUCAGAAUUCUCAGCAGGUCUCACCCCUCACUGGUACUGCUUCACCCCUCAAGUGUCUUUACUUGGCUAGAAUGUGUCCUUGAAUUCUAACUUUGCUUCUUGCCUGUCUGGGUGGAGGCAAGGCAGGGGCAUGUGUGUGUUUGUAGAAACUAGUCUACUUUACAGAGAUAAAACUUUACAUUCCUUGCCCUGCCCACUUUUGCCUAAACUGGGAUCUUCACUGGCUCCCAGUAAGUUUCCGAGCAAAAUUCAAAGUGCUUGACUUCCAAUCCUCGCCUUCCCCCAUUCUUAAACCCAGCCCUUCUUCCAUGACCAAGUCCCUCACCAUACUUUCUAACUAAGGGACAGACACACAGUAUACUCUUUAGUUAGAAAGUAUGGAAAAGGACUUAGUUGGGAAAACGCUUCCCUGCUUAGAAAAUGUGUCUGCACAGGCAUGGCUGAGCUGCGAGGGUGUGCUACCAACCUGUCCCUUUUCCCCUGUGGGUCAGAAAUCAUUUCAGGGGAACUGGAAUUUAUGCUCUUUCUAAUUUGGGGAUUUAAAAACAAAAGGUGGGGUUGUGAGUUUCUGUAUAGUAUACAGUCCUCUUCAGAGCUAGAUCUGUUUAUACUUCAACUCCCCGGAUUCUCCAGCAGCCUGCCUCAUCUCUUGUCUCAGUUCAAAGUGUUGGUGCUGACCUUUAAAGCCCUAAAUGGCCUCGGCCCAGUAUACCUGAAGGAGUGUCUCCACCCACAUUGUUCAGCUGGAUACUGAGGUCCAGCUCUGAGGGCCUUCUGGUGGUUUCCUCACUGCGAGAAGUGAAGCUACAGGGAAUCAGGCAGAGGGCCUUCUCAGCAGUGGCACCCUCCCUGUGGAAUGCCCUCCCAUGAGCUGUCAAGGAGAUAAAUAACAAUACAACUUUUAGAAGACACCUGAAGGCAGCCCUGUAUUGGGAAGUUUUUAAUGUUUGAUGUUUUGUUAUGUUUUUAUAUUUUGCUGGAAGCUGCCCAAAGCGGCUGCGGCAACCCAGACAGAUGAGUAAUAAAUAAUAAAAUAAAUAAUAAAAAUAAAUAAUUUUUAUAAUAAUAAAUAAUAUAAUAAUAAAUCAAUAAUAAAAUCAAUCAAUCAAUCAAUUCAUUUGGCUUCACACACUACUGGCAUGUGUGCCCCCCCCAUCAGAAAUGCAGCCCACAGACUGGAAAAAAACUUAGCCUUAGCCACCCCCUGUUAUUUGGCAUCUUUCCCCAACAUUGCAUCUAUCUCUUACUGCUUUGCUAGAUGUGUGACUCUGUGCAGGAUAUAUUUGGUUCCUCUCAUGUGUGCUUCUGUUCUGCAGAAAUUGCCGUCUUGUGCUGCUCUGUGUGAGACAGGCUGACGUUUUUCUUCUCUCGCCUUGUGUUUGCAGGUCUGGUUCCUGGGCAAUGAAACUCACUCAGGCUGUAACAGAACCGUGGGUGGAGAAACACACAGCCUAGAAGUGACAGGCCUGGCUAAUGGGCAAAAAUACUGCGUCCAGGUAGCAGCAGUCAAUGGAGCUGGAAUUGGAGUGCCCAGUAAUCCUGUUUGCAGUGCUGUAGGUCAGAGGUGCUAUUUUGUAGCUGAUCUCUUAGUACAAGGGUGGGGACACCUGUGGCAAUCUAGAUGCUGUUGGACUACAACUCCCAUCAUUCCUGACCAUUUACUAUGCUGGCUCCGGUAGAUGGGACUUGUAGCAGUGCCAGUGAUGGCCACCAAAAGAGGAUGGCUUUAAAAGAGGAUGAUGCCAAUACAUGGAAGAGAGGGCUAUCAGUCCAAAAAUACGGUUCAAAAGCUUUACUUACAUUAGUAAAGAAAAACAGGUUUAUAUGCGUUAUAACACUGUGACACCAGAUGGCACUGUGGAGAUCCGUCUUUUGUCAACGUGAGUUCCCUUUAUGAAAUGUACAACGUGUUUAACUGAAACGCUUCUUUGAUGCGUCUAAAUCCAGCCUUACAGAACUUAACUUCAAAACAACUCAGAACAAAUAAAAGUUACAUCCACUUAGUUGCAUAAUUUCGUAUACUGAUCACAGCAUAAGGCAUAAUAUCUUAGAUUAUAAAUAUCUUGCAGGCUGAGCUAAAAAUCAAAGCUCUUUCUCUUCUCCAUUGCAGCCUCCAUUAGCCUCAGAGAUUCACACAACUGCAAUACCACCUCUCCCCAUAUGAACCUACUCGGACCCUGAAAUCAUCCUCUGAGGCCUUUCUUCAUGUGCCUCCUCCAUGAGAGGUCCGGAGGGUGGCAGCAUGAGAACAGGCCUUUUCUGCAGUGGCUCCCUGUUUGGGGAACACUCUCCCCAGGGAGGCUUACCUGGUGCCUUCAUUAUACACCAGGCAUAGGCAAACUCCAACCCUCCAGAUGUUUCGAGACUACAGUUCCCAUCAUCCCUGACCACUGGUCCUUUUAGCUAGGGAUGUUGGGAAUUGUAGUUCCAAACAUCUGGAGGGCCAGAGUUUGCCUAUGCCUGUUAUACACCUUUAGGUGCCAGGUGAAAACAUUCCAUGUAACCAGGCCUUUGGCCAAUUGACAUUCCAUGCCCUUUUAAAUGGACUGUGAAAGGAGGGAUUAUUGGCUUGUCUUUGUUUUUUAUAAUAAUAAUAAUAAUAAUAAUAAUAAUAAUAAUAAUGUGUGUUUUUAUUUUGCAAUUCUAUGUUGUGAACCGCCCUGAGAUCUAUGGGUAUAGGGCAGUAUACAAACAACAACAAAGAGAGCAUCUCACCCAAGUUGAAUGCCUCCAGAUUAACAUAUGCAUAAACCUGCACUACAGUCCUUUUCAUGUAAUUCUGAGCUAAACACCUUGUGACUGAGCCAGCAGAGAUACAGCCCCACUUAAUGAUUGACCUGUUAUCAGCUUCAGUGGAAAUUUCCAGCCAUGCUUCACAGUACAAUCCUGGCACAUUAUAGAUUUAUUUCUCAUUUCAAUGUACAUUAAAACAAGGAUCCUUAACAGGGCUGUAGCUUCCUCCUCCUUAGUCUCAGUGUGGUCCUUGUAGGGAGGAGGAUGGGGAGCAAAACUGGGAUAAGUUGGCUCUGCCUGUCAUUGGCUCUGGCUCCACCUGCUGUUGGUCCUCUUCCCCUCCAGCUGCCAUGGGCAUCUGGCAUCACUCCAGCAUGUGCCCUGCCACUCAGCUGUAGCUGCGCCUCCCACUGAAGAUGUUGUCCGUGAGGCCAGGGUUCAUCUACUGUGCGUACACACAGCCCAAACCUUCUUCAUUCUUCUGUGGCUUAAGUUCACCAUCACACCUUGUUCCACUGAGAGCCAGUGUGGUGUAGUGGUUAAGAGUGGUAGACUCAUAAUCUGGUGAACAGGGUUCGAUUCCCCGCUCCUCCACAUGCAGCUGCUGGGUGACCUUGGGCUAGUCACACUUCUCUGAAGUCUCUCAGCCCCAUUUACCUCACAGAGUGUUUGUUGUGGGGGAGGAAGGAAAAGGAGAAUGUUAGCCGCUUUGAGACUCCUUAGGGUAGUGAUAAAGCGGGAUAUCAAAUCCAAACUCUUCUUCUUCUUCUUCGUUCCAGAGCCGACAGUUGAAAAGAUGGCCAAGACCCCGGACUUCCAUUCCGCCAACUACAUCCUGGAAGUGGUGCGUCAACCUGUCUUCAUUGCCAGUGUGGGCUCGGCACUCUGGGUCAUGCUGAUGGCGUUCACGGUUUAUGUUUGCCAGCAGCAAGCCAGGCAGUAUGGCCGGAGACGUCCAUAUGCCCUAGGUGAAGGUAAGAGAAGCAGAUAGAGUCUGGCUUUAGGCUUAUAGAAAGGGCAGUGUUCUGACUCAUUGCACUGGGUCCCAGGUGGGUAAAUGGGCUCAGUGUAGGGUGUCAGUCUGAACAGGACUCUCUGCCUGUGGUGGGGAACCUUUUUCAGUCUGAGGGCCCCAUUUCCUUCCUGGCAACCUUCUGAGGCCCACGUUUCAGUGAUAGGCAGAGCCGGAGACUAAAGUAGGUGUAGCUAUUAUGCAACCUUUACCAUUGUACAAUAAAAGGGACGUGGGUGGCGCUGUGGGUUAAACCACAGAGCCUAGGACUUGCUGAUCAGAAGGUUGGCGGUUCGAAUCCCCGCAACGGGGUGAGCUCCCGUUGCUUGGUCCCUGCUCCUGCCAACCUAGCAGUUCGAAAGCACGUCAAAGUGCAAGUAGAUAAAUAGGUACCGCUCCGGCGGGAAGGUAAACGGCAUUUCCGUGCGCUGCUCUGGUUCGCCAGAAGUGGCUUAGUCCUGCUGGCCACAUGACCCGGAAGCUGUACGCCGGCUCCCUCGGCCAAUAAAGCGAGAUGAGCGCCGCAACCGCAGAGUCGGCCACGACUGGACCUGAUGGUCAGGGGUCCCUUUACCUUUACCUUUACCAUUGUACAAUAGACUAGUUUCUACAUACAGUCAACACAACCCUCUCCUAUCAUCCGUCCUGGCAAGCAAUAGGUGUUAUCAGGGUCCAAGGAAUGUAUCCCAGGUGGUCAAAAACACUCAAGGAGGGUGUGAAGCAGGGAUGUAGCCUGGGGAGAAGUGUUUUGGCCUGGGAAGAUUUCCAAGAGUUAUACAGAGAUUGCUGGGGAGGCGUAGGGAACCCUGCUCUAUUCUAAGCAGGGAUGCAUGAAAAAAAUGUCACAUCAUGUGCAUCGCAUGUGAUUGUAUGUGGGGGGGGCAUUGCUUUCUUGAACACCGCCCCCCAAGCAACUGAAUACAGUAAACACACCAAGAGGUCACUUGAUCCCAGGUCAGGAGUUAAGUUGUGGUCUUACUAGUUUGGCCCUAGGAAGAGGCUUUAUGCAGUGUGGCAGGGAGUCAUGAAAUGAAUUGUCAGUGAAGACAGGUUUGCCUGCCUAAUGCUAUUUUGCCAUGCACCUCACUCUCUCCAGGUUUGUAUAGAAACGCCAGUGAUGACACCAUCAUCAAACACAGGUAUGCUGCCGUUCACCCUCUCUCUAGGGAUGCAUGCAUAUUUAUAUCUGGGCAAGACAGCUCUAGCAAAAUAGUUAAAUGUCGUGGAAUGUUUGAUGGCAAUCGGGGGGCAAGUUAUCACCCGCCACCACUGUGACCCAGAAUUAAAUAGCGAUUUCACUUCUUUAUGUCCUGUCCUUGUCAUGCAAAACCAGAACAAAAUCACUGCAGUUCUUUAUAUAUGUUUUGCUGUUGUUUAGUCGUGUCUGACUCUCCGUGACCCCAUGGACCAGAGCACACCAGGCACUCCUGUCUUCCACUGCCUCCCGCAGUUUGGUCAGAGUCAUGUUAGUCGCUUCAAGAACACUGUCCAACCAUCUCGUCCUCCGUCGUCCCCUUCUUCUUGUUCCCACAAUCUUUCCCAACAUCAGGGUCUUUCCCAGGGAGUCUUAUCUUCUCAUGAGGUGGCCAAAGUAUUGGAGCCUCAGCUUCAGGAUCUGUCCCAGUGAGCACUCAGGGCUGACUUCCUUAAGAAUGGAUAGGUUUGAUCUUCCUGCAGUCCAUGGGACUCUCAAGAGUCUCUAAAGAGUCUCUAUAUAUGUUUAGUCUUCUUGUAAAGGGGGUGUGAGGUAUAUACUUCUGCAGCUCACUAGUCCUGUGUGUGCAAAUGAAGACACCUGCCAGGUUUGAAUGCCCAAGCUACUAAUAGAGUCAUGUCAUGUCCUUCUCUGAUUUCAUAGACUUCUGUCUGUCUGUUUAGUCAGUGAGUCUGUCUGCCACACUACCGAGAUUCGCAUCUAUGAAAGUGUUCCUAUUUCCCCUUUGACUGUAGGGUAGACUGUAGCGAUUCUCCCUGGCUUUCCAACACAUGGAAGUCAACUUCAGGCUCCAAGAACUACAGCACCAGCAGCAGCUUGAGCAGUCAGCUCCUGUGGACUGAACCCAAAGAUAACCAGGAAUCCCACAAAUCUAGUAAGUGUCCCUUGCGAACAGCAGGUGGUGGUUUAGUUUUGCUUAGAGCUUGCUGAAAUUUCUCUGAAAUUUGCAAUCUGAUCCAUUUAUUGAGAAUUUUUCUGCUCCUUAAGUUGUUAGAGAAUUUCACACAUCGACCACCCUGGAGAACAUUUAGCAAGAUAGCCCAAGAAUAUUGUUCUUACAAGUAAGGUGCAUAAUUUUGGGUGGAACUGUGCAUCUGGUUUUAAUAUCGUUUAUUAUAAUAUGGUUUUUGCCCAAGUAUAGGGGAGCAUUUAUCGUUGCUCAUUUCAGCGAGUUGCCUUUUGCACUGUUAAGUGGACGAUUCACCAAGCCUUGGGUUUAUGAACAGUUGGUUUGUGUGGAGUUGGAGCAAUAGGACCUGUUGACCCUGUUCUUCUGUACUGCAAUCUGUAUAGAGAGUGUAGAGAGAGCGGAUGAUUCUCCUUUUAUUAAGCACUCUCCCAGGAAGAUCUGAAGAUCUGGUCUCCAUCUGCUUAAGGGAUGCUCACUCGUAUGCUACUGGGAAGGUUGUAAAAAAAAAAAAUCUGACUUCAAUACAGAUCAGGAGAAAUUGUCUGUUGGCUUGAGAGAUGGGGGGAAAGUAUAAUAGUAUCCCAUCUGUUUUCAAUUGUUUUAACAAGCUGUAUGUUUUAUUUCUGUACUUAAUUUUAUUGAUCUGCAGCCAUAAUAAAGAAUUAUAUUAUUGUUGAAAGAAGCAAAGGGGUCCUUGCAAACCUCCACUCUUAGCUCAUUGCCACCUUCAUCCACUGACAGUAUUAUUUCAUUCAUUCAUUCAGUGAGCUGGUUUGCAUGCAAUGCGAGCUUAGUGCAGACAUGUGAAUGUGAGGGUUCCUGGAGUUGGUUCCUCCCCAUCCUCUUCCUGCUGCACUACUGCUGCGCUUAACCAUGGUUUGGCUUAGCAUGUUGUCUGAACUGGGGAUCUCACUCCAGACAAACCAUGUAUUGUAAACCCAGGAACAAAGCAUGGUUACAGCUCAUGGUUUUUCUGGAGUGAAACAAACCAUGAUCCCUGAUUUGGAUGACACACUGAGCCAAACCAUAGCUUAUUUCAGCAGCCAUACUGGAAGAAUCAGGGCUGGAGAAGGAGCCAAGGUAGCUGCAAUCUUGUCUCUGGGAACCUGCCCAUCCAUGCAUUCUAGAGUUAUUUGGAUUUUGCACGUCUCUGAAUUUUGAGGUACCUAUCAAAAUGCAUAUACUGCAUUGGCCCGAAUAUAAGCCUCACUUUCUCCCCAAAUUCCGACCGUGAAAAGUUAAAGUGCAGCAUAAAUUCAUGAACUUACAAAAAUCGGCUUUUACGAUAUCGCUGCUGAAACAGACAUAUGGUAAAACGGAACAAAAAAAAUGUUUUAUUGCUGAUUUGAGACUGUUCGUUUGUCAUUUACGGGUGUGAGCACCUGAGGAAUUGUAUUCAACUGAACAGCGAUUUGCAAUUUUAGCGAUUGUACGGUAACUUUUGCAGGCUUGCAAGAUCAAAGGCUUAAAUUGGCUUGGAGUUACAAUUCUAUCAACCACAGCGAUUUUCAACCUGUAACCCAAUUUUAAGGGAGCGGCUUAUAUUCAGGUAUUGACUCCUCCUCCCACCAAAUUUUAAAGGUGUGGCUUAUUUGCGGGUAUGGCUUAUAUUCAGGCCAAUAUGGUAAAAUGUGUACUAUAAGGAUAAAAUAAACUUUUGGAAAUGCAUACUAUGAGAGACAUUUAAAAAUGCAUUUAAGGACAUUUAAGUAUACAUAUUAAAUACGAUCUUUCUGUAGAUUCCUUUUUAAAAAAAAUCAGAUUAUUGCAGUAAAGGGGCAAAAUGGACUUAUGAAUCAACACAUGCAAAACGGUAAUGAACUAAGUAGGUUGCUCCAUCCUUGACUGACCCCUCCUUUUUGCCUUUUCCUUGCCCCCCCUCCCCACAGCAGCAUCCUUCGACAGGCAGAGCCAAGGUUCCCGUAUCCAAACUGUUCCUUUGGUGGCUGAUAGUAGGAGCAGCAGCCUAUAUGGGGCACUCUAUGUAGAUCUUCCCGUGAAGGACCUGAAAACUUUCUACAAUGCCCCACUGCCUCACCUUCCCAGCCCCAGCCUGCAUGCCGUGGAACUAGUGCAAAAUGGGGACCAGAUGUUCAUGCCCCACUACAGCCCGAACCCCUGGCUGGCCAGUACUAGGGGAGCAGCACGUCCAGGGCCACGGAAGGCAAAGGGCUCCCUGUCUCCAAAUCUUAUACCUCAGGGAUCCUGGGAUAAAAAUAGCAAGAAAGGUAAGACAUCAUCAUCAUCAUCAUCAUCAUCAUCUCUCUCUCUCUCUCUCUCUCUCUCUCUCUCUCGUCUGGGAGUUGCCUAUGACAUCAUAAUAUAUAUAAUAUAUAAAGAGUUGGGAAAGUAAGGUUGGCAAAAAAUUUUCUGGCAGAACUCAUGAGCUUUGAACAGCUGCAUCACCAUUAGUAGUUUGGCAGAUGAUGCUUCUUCCCAUUUUAAUAAUAAUAAUAAUAAUAAUAAUAAUAAUAAUAAUUUAUUGUUUAUACCCUGCCCACCUGGCUGGGUUUCCCCAGCCACUCUGGGUGGUUUCCAACAGAAUAUUAAAAUACAAUAACCUAUUAAACAUUAAAAGCUUCCAUCCUUAUCCUUAUCCUUAUUCUUAUUUUUAUUUAUAUACCACCCUAUACCCAGAGAUCUCAGGGCAGUUCACAGAAAAGAUCACAACAUAUAUAAUCAGAAUAAAAUCAACAAUGAAAUAACACUCCCCCACGCAAAAAGCCACAUUUUAAAAGGGUAAAGGUAAAGAUAAAGGGACCCCUGACCAUUAGGUCCAGUCGUGGCCGACUCUGGGGUUGCAGCGCUCAUCUUGCUUCAUUGGCCAAGGGAGCAGGCAUACAGCUUCCGGGUCAUGUGGCCAGCAUGACUAUGCCACUUCUGGUGAACCAGAGCAGUGCACGGAAAUGCCGUUUACCUUCCCGCCAGAGCGGUACCUAUUUAUCUACUUGCAGUUUGAUGUUGUUUUGAACUGCUAGGUUGGCAGGAGCAGGGACCGAGCAACAGGAGCUCACCCCGUCGUGGGGAUUCGAACCACUGACCUUCUGAUUGGCAAGCCCUAGGCUCUGUGGUUUAACCCACAGCGCCACCCGUGUCCCUUUUAAAAGGGUAUAGGAUGUCAAACAGAUCAACCAAAGGCCUGGUUAAAAAUGAACAUUUUUGCCUGGCACCUAAAGGUGUAUAGUGAAGGUACCAGGCGAACUUCCCUGGGGAGAGCAUUCCACAGAUGGGGAGCCAUUGCAGAGAAGGCCCAUUCUCGUGUUGCCACCCUCCAGACCUCUUGAGGAGGAGGCACACGAAGGAGGGCCUUCACUGCAUCUGACUGCUAGGACAGCUUUGCCUGAUUAAUUGUGUCAUGCAGCUGUUAAAAGUUGCAAGAGCCCCAUCUCUUUCUGGAUGAAAGAGAAGCAGUAGGUUACUUAACUGGACCCUUGUUUCUGGAGGAAGUCCUAGGCCACAUAGGAAGCUGCCUUAUACCAAGUCUGACCAUUGAGCCAUCCUCUUCGCUGUUGUCUACACCAGAGACAGAUAACCUAUGAGCCUGUACAAUUUGUUGGAUAAUAGUAUAAUAAUAAUAAUUUAUUAUUUGUACCCCACCCAUCUGGCUGGGUUUCCCCAGCCACUCUGGGCGGCUUCCAACAGAAUAUUAAAAUAUAAUAGUCCAUGAAACAUUAAAAGCUCCCCUAAACAGGGCUGCCUUCAGAUGUCUUCUAAAAGUCUGGUAGUUGUUGUUUUCUUUGACAUCUGGUGGGAGGGCGUUCCACAGGGCGGGUGCCGCUACCGAGAAGGCCCUCUGCCUGGUUCCCUGUAACUUGGCUUCUCGCAGCGAGGGAACCGCCAUAAGGCCCUCGGCGCUGGACCUCAGUGUCCGGGCAGAACAAUGGGGGUGGAGAUGCUCCUUCAGGUAUACUGGACCGAGGCCAGUUAGGGCUUUCAAGGUCAGCACCAACACUUAGAAUUGUGCUCGGAAAUGUACUGGGAGCCAGUGUAGGUCUGGAUGACAGCUCCCAUCCUCCUAAACCAGGCAUAGGCAACCUCAGCCCUCCAAAUGUUUUGGGACUACAAUUCCCAUCAUCCCUGACCACUGGUCCUGUUAGCUAGGGAUCACAGGAGUUGUGGUCCCAAAACAUCUGGAGGGCCAAGGUUGCCUAUGGCUGUCCUAAACCAUUGGCUGGGCUGGCUGGCAUUAAUGAAAGUUGGAUUCCAAUGACGUCUGGAGAAUGGCAGGUUAGCAGCAUUCUAGGAUUUCAGACAGGUAUCUCUCCCAGAGCUGCUUGGAGAUGCCAGGGAAUGAACUGGGGACCUUCUACAUUCAAGGGUAAUGGUCUACCACGGAGUCGUAGUCUCACAUCCCUAGCAGAAACCUUUUCUUCCAAGGAACAAGAAUCUACAAGUUCUCUCGGCAGUUGAUUUUACUGCAAAGCUGUUCCGCUAAUGUUAAUUUCAGGUUUACUGCCUGAAACGAAUUUCCCUGUGGAGAGGGUGUCUUGUGGAGACUAUAAGAUUACUUAGGGAGUUAGACGCAGGGAUGACAUAGAGAAAGGCAUCACAUCUGUGGCAGCGGGAAACCCGAAGGGUGCAGAGACGUAAGGAGGGCUGAAUCUGAGAUAGUGGCUCUAAAUAACAACCAACAGUAGGUCUCUAGCUAUCAAUAUUUCCGCUCCAGAGGGGGAGCUCUGUGGCAGCAAAUGUGAAAAUGAGUUGUGGCACCUUAAAGAUCACUAGUCUUUAUUAGGAGCAGAGUUUUGAUGGAACUUGAGCUGACUGCACUGUGCACAAAGUGUUACCGGGUCUGUGGAGUGUUAACAUUGUCUCUCCUUGCAUCUCCUGCCCUUUUGGACACCCUGCUCUUUACAUUCAAGAUAUAGAUAGAUGGAUAUCUGUCACCUGAUGAUCACAGCAUGCAUCUCAAGUGGAUUCUGGUACACAAAAGCUUAGGUUACAAUCCGUUUAGUUAGUGUAGGGUGGCACUGUGGGUUAAACCACAGAGCCUAGGACUUGCCAAUCAGAAGGUCGGUGGUUCGAAUCCCCACGACGGGGUGAGCUCCCGUUGCUCGGUCCCAGCUCCUGCCAACCUAGCAGUUCGAAAGCACGUCAAAGUGCAAGUAGAUAAAUAGGUACCGCUCCGGCGGGAAGGUAAAUGGCGUUUCCGUGCUCUGCUCUGGUUCACCAGAAGCGGCUUAGUCAUGCUGGCCACAUGACCCGGAAGCUGUAUGCCGGCUCCCUCGGCCAAUAAAGCGAUAUGAGCGCCGCAACCCCAGAGUCGGCCACGACUGGACCUAAUGGUCAGGGGUCCCUUUACCUUUACCUUACUGUCAUUAUGCUUUUUAUUAUGUUUAUAUUUUUAUUAUUGAUGCUCCUAAUUAUUAUUAUUAUUAUUGUUAUUUUUUAUUAUUAUUAUCAGUGCAUUUUUUUCUGGGGGUACGUAGGGGUAUGCAUACCCCUAAACAUUCUGUGAAUCUAAGUUUGGCCUCAUUGAGGGAAAGUAUUUCAAUAUGAGUAGGAGAAUGAGAGUACCUCUAAACAUUUUUUAAGAAAAAAAGCACUGAAUAAUAAUAAUAAUAAUAAUAAUAAUAAUAAUAUACCACCCUAUACCCGUAAGUCUCAGGGUGGUUCACAAGAUAAAAUUACAACAUAAAAACACAAAAUACACAAUCAAAAUAUAAACAGAAGUAGCCAAAUACCACCACCACAAAAAACACAUGAAAACAGUUAAAAACAUUUUUUAAACACACACACACUUGAAAAAAUCAGUUGAAAAUGUGUUCUUAAUGUUGUACACCACCCUGGGAUCUUUUGGUCGAGGGCAGUAUAUGAAUCAAACAAUAAAGAUGAUAGUUCUAAAGGUGUAAGGCUGGGCUUUGUGAAUGUGUGAUGAAUGAACUGCAGAGAGGGGAAAGGGUGUGUAAGUAAGCUGCCGCCCCCCCCCCCAGUCCCCUGGCAUGCUGACUCCUUUCUGAAUUUUGCUAUUGGCCCACUCCACAUUCUUCCCACUCUACACAUUGUUAAUGUUUCUCAGUAGAGCCCGGGGAAAGAGAACUUGUCUUCCGCCCUGGCAAUGUUGUUGGAGUACAAUUCCCACCCCCAUCCCCCCGAUUGUUGUUCCCCAUCUCAGCCUUAGAACUUCGGUUCCCAUCCUAUACAGACUCCCUGAAUCCACUGAAUUCCAUGGGAUGUGACCAUCUGAGCAGACAUGCCUAGACUUGCAUAGGGUUGCUCCUCAUGGGAACUCCCUGAUUUGGCAAUGGUAGCCACAAUCAUGAGCAUCAGGAGUACAGUGGUACCUCGGUUUACAAACUUAAUCCGUUCCGGAAGUCCAUUCUUAAACCGAAACCGUUCUUAAACCAAGGCACGAUUUCCCUAAUGAGGCCUCCCACCGCCAGUUCAGAUUCUACCGUUCGGAUUCCAUUCUUAGAUCGAGGUAAAGUUCGCAAACCGGGACACAACUUCCAGUUUUGCGGAGUUUGUAAGCCAAAUUGUUCGUAAACAGGGCUGUUCUUAAACCAAGGUACCACUGUAUUGCCAUAGAACAGAUCUUCCCAGUCUGGGGCCCCCAGAAGUUUUUGACUCCAGCUGCCAUUAUCUCCAGCCAGCAUGGCCAAUGGUCAAGGAUGUUGGGAGUAGGAAUCCAACGACAUCUGGAGGACCACAGAUUUCCCCAUCCCUGGCUAGAGAGACCAAACGUCAGAAUAAAGCAGCUUCCAAUGUCCUGAGUCUUGAGAUAAGGGAUUUGUCCACCUCUAAAUGUCAUACGGAUUCCUGGGGGUGGGGGAACAGCCUUAGCUCAGCCCCUCCUCUGCAUGAUGCCAGCAUCUCCCUGCCCUCCCUCCAGGGAGGCUGAGGUUCUCAGGAGGCCCUAAUUGAAUCAUCUCCAAAGUUCAGGUACAAAUUGAAUGCCGCGACUUUUGCGGAAUCUAAUAGAAAACCUAAUUUGCUUGCUGAAGCUGCUAAUUGCCGGGAGCGAUGCAGAGAGGGUGGCCUUCCCUGCUGAGGACGAGGCGGGUGGGGUUGCUGGGAAACAAGCCUGGCAGCUCUGAGGGGCACCCCCAUCACUCGGUAUCCGUGUGGUCCUCCACAACUUUGGCCUUUGCAUUCAAAUCAGGCCUCCAGAACCAAUUAUGGAAAAACCUCUCUAAUUCCCUGGAAGGUUUCAAUUUGCACUGAAGGCCCCUUCCUCCUAUAUCACUGGUCCAUCAACUGGCCUCCUCUCCAGCCCCCUUUUUUCUCCCCUCCUACCUUCAGCAUAGGGACACGGGUGGUGCUGUGGGUUAAACUACAGAGCCUAGGACUUGCCAAUCAGAAGGUUGGCGGUUCAAAUCCCCAUGACAGGGUGAGCUCCCGUUGCUUGGUCCCUGCAACCUAGCAGUUCGAAAGGACGUCAAAGUGCAAGUAGAUAAAUAGGUACCGCUCCGGCGGGAAGGUAAACAGCAUUUCCGUGCGCUGUUCUGGUUUGCCAGAAGCGGCUUAGUCAUGCUGGCCACAUGACCCAGAAGCUGUACUGGUUCCAUCGGCCAGAUGAGCACCGCAACCCCAGAGUUGACCACAACUGGACCUAAUGGUCAGGGGUCCCUUUACCUUUACCUUCAGCAUGCUGGGGCAUCCCUGGGCCACCUCAGGCAGCAGAGGUGGUGGGCAGGGCACAGCGGAGGAGUCAUUGUCAUCAGUGGCAACAUCAGGGGGGCACUAGGGUGGAGGACAAGUGGCAGCCGGGGGUGGGCAGCAUUUUCACUUUUGCCGCAAGCAGCAAAAUGUCCUGGGCCGGCACUGCCAUCUGUUCCUACAUCCUCUGUUACAAAGAUGGAGAAGAUUUGGCCCUCCAGAUGUCGUGGGCCUCCAAUUCCCAUCAGCCCCAGCCAGUAUCGCCAUUGGUCAUUGUGGAUGAUGGGAGUUGUAGACCUUUGGAAAGGCCACAGGCUCCCAAUCCCUUCUCUAUUAGAAAGGUUUUCCGAGAUAAAGAGCUGUAAUAAGAGAUAGCAGGGGCCUCAAAAGUGCCUGUCAUUAGGUAGCUCCUGGGCAGGCGACUGACAGUUAUUAUUUUGUACCUACGGGACUGCCUCUCCUGGUAUGUCCCACGGAGGACCUUACGGUCUUCAAACAAAAACAUCUUGGAGGUCCUGGGCCACAGGGAGGUUAGGCUGGCCUGAACCAGAGCCAGGGCUUUUUCGGCUGUGGCUUCCAUCUGGUGGAACGCUCUGUCACAAGAGACUAGGGCCCUGCGGGACUUGACAUAUUUCCUCAGGGACUGCAAGACAGAGCUGUUCCACCAGGCCUUUGGCCAGGGCACAGCCUGACCCUCUCCUUUGGCAAUCCUCACAGAACUCUAGCCAAUGGUUGCCAUUAAUUUGAUUUGAACUGAUUUUAUAAUGAAAUGAUUUUAGAAUGUUGUAAUAUUUUACUGCUGUUAGCUGCUCUGAGCCCGGCUUCGGCUGGGGGGGGGGGAGGAGGAUAUAAAUAAAUUAUUAUUAUUAUUAUUAUUAUUAUUAUUAUUAUUAUUAUUAUUUCUAAAUUUGUUUCUAUACAUAUUAAAUUGGCAUGUGCCAAUUUUAUGCAAACAGAUAUCCUCUUUUUUGUAAUAAGCAGUGUUUUUUUUCUGAGGGGUAAAAGUGUGACACUUACUGUAGCAACUUCAAGGUACCUGGACCUACCUACCUUCCUUUCUUCCUUCCUUUCUAAAAAAGCACUGGUAAUAAGUUAAAAAACACAGCCCACACUUCUGAAACCACCUUAAGUCUUCAGUAAAAAUGCAGUUUUUUCCACACACAAAGAUCUCCCAACCAUCAGCCCCCACCGAUAAAUCAUCAACCAGUCAUUUUGAUCCAUUAACAUGCAAUCUUCCUAGUGAAAGAUGGUUGUCCAGUCAUUGCAACAAUACAAAUGCACUAACAAAAGGAUUGAAAGAAAAUUUUGGAUGGGAAAUACUACAGGCUCAGUUGCCUAAAACAAUUUUAAAAAUUGAAAGUGGCACUUCUUAUCGAGAAAGAAGACUAUAUAGUGUGCCAGAAUUAUCUCCUUUGUUAGUUGAAAUGAGAAUCAAGGCUGAUCUGACUUGCACAUGUCAAUGUCUUUAUCUCUUCCAGAGCUACAACAAGCACACAGCACUCCCACGCAGCCAUCUAGUUUUUCAGCAGACUGGAGCAGCCAGGGCAGCCAGACAAGCUCUCGUAUCAGCUCUGGGAAGCACCGGAGAUCUCAUGGUAGGAGAAGCAGCAAGGGGCAAAACAGAGCAUCAGGAAGAAACUCAAAUACAGGCAAUGUUCUUAGAAACCUAGGGUUGGAUCCAGACUAACAGUGCAGACCUGUGCAUGCUCACUUAGUGAGUUCAGUGGGACCAGCUUAGGCUGCUACCCUUCCUUCCUUCUUUCAUUUUCAUACAAAAAGAACCAUGUUCUUUCUUUUUUAUUAUUGAAUUAUGUUGCAUACACAAGCAAUUAGAACAAAACUUACAGUUGUCAAACAGAUUAAGUAAAUAAAAAAAUAAAAAAUUAAUAAGGAAAAGUAAAAUUACAAUAUAGAAGGGGGGAAAGGAGGAAAAAAAGUGUGUGUGUGUGUGUGUGUGUGUGUGUGUGUGUGUAGGAUAACAGUAAAUCACUCAUUGUUAGACUAAUAUUUUACAAACAGAUUCUUAAAUUAAAACACAGAGAACUACAUACAAAGCUACCUACAAAACAAAAAAUAAAGACUUCUGCCAAUACCACAACAGUUCAUUGUUCUUAGUAAAGAUACUUUCCUGUAUUUCCAUUGGUUCCUCAUCUUCAUAUCAGGACACUAUUGCUUUUGCAGUGUUAUUCUAGGCACAACCAGAUCUUAGGUGCUGAACCUUGAUUCAUCAGGUCUUUGUUUAAAUGACCCCAUUCUUUCUUAACUAUUGUAUUAGAUUUGUGUCUUAAUACAUCUGUUAGCUUUGUGAGUUCCAAGUACUCGGUCAGCUUGCAUAACCAUUCUUUGGUGGGUAUAUGAUUUUCUUUCCAAUAUUUAGCUACCAAGACCCUUGCUGCUGAUAUUGCAUAAAGGAAUAAUCUUAUUUUAUCUUUAGGGAUAUGAUAUUGACUGUCAUGAUUCCCAAAAGGAAUGCUUCUGGUUUUUUGCAGAAUGUGAUUUUCAUUUUUUUAAAUUUUUUUAUUUAUAAAAUUUUCAAAUAUAACAAUAAAGGAAAAACAUUCCAUUCGAAAUAUACAUCCAAUUCUAAUCUUUCCACUUUCAGACUUCUUUCAGUCUAUCUGGAAAUUUUUCAUGUUAUCACAGUUAAUCACAUUUCUUCCAUCUGUUUUUUUUUUUAACCAAAUUAAUCUUAACAAUUAUUAUAAAACAAUAUUUCUUUCCAUUAUUAUCACAGAGCUUCUUGAAAACCUACAAACGUUAAUUGGCCUUCACAUAUAUUUUUAAUAUACUCUGUAAAAUUAUUCCAGUCUUCGGUAAAUCUCUGGUCUCGCCGGUUCCGAAUUCUCCCCGUUAGCUUGUCUAAUUCUGCGUAUUCCAUCAACUUCAUUCUCCAUUCUUCUUUCGUCGGGAUUUCUUCCUGUUUCCAUUUUUGUGCCACCAAAAUUCUUGCCGCUGUUACUGCAUAUAAAAACAACUUCUCAUCCUUCUUUUUUAUGUCAUUUCUUAGUAUUCCUAACAGAAAGGUUUCUGGUUUCUUAACAAAGGUAUAUUUCAACAUUUUUUUCAAUUCAUUAUAAAUCAUUUCUCAGAAACCUUUCAUUUUUUUACAUUCCCACCACAUAUGAUAGAAUGUUCCUUCUUUCUCCUGACAUUUCCAACAUUUAUUACUAACUUUAUACAUCUUUCCAAGUUUUACUGGUGUAACAUACCAUCUGUAUAACAUUUUCAUAACAUUUUCUUUUAUUGUAGUACAUGCAGUAAAUUUCAUUCCUUCUUUCCACAAUCUUAUCCAAUCAUCAAAUUGAAUAUUAUAACCAAAGUCUUUGGCCCACUGAAUCAUUGCAACUUUAACCUCUUCAUCCUUAGUAUGCCACUCAAGUAAUAAUUUAUACAUUUUAGAUAAAAUUUUAACAUCAUUAUUCACAAUUUCUUUUUGAAAGUGGUCUGUAACGCAGGCUCAAAAAUAUUCUGAAUUUUUUCAGCAGGAGAUCAUACAAACCUAUUCAGCCCUUGGCAUAACUUCAUAUGAUCACGAUCAAACUAUUAAUCUAUUUGCCAAUCUGUUGAAUGACCUUACGUCAUUCUUUUCUGUCCCAACCCACUAGGCAAAUUGGGCCCACCCCAAGAUAGGUGCACCGUGGUUUAACUGUAAUUGCAAACAAGCCAAACAACAUCUUUGUGCUAUUUAUAAUGAUUACAAAUCCUCAGGGGCGAUUACGCUUCCCAAGGAGUACUAUCAGGCAAAAUCAGCUUACAAAUAUGUGCAGAAAAAGGCCAAACAGGAAUGGCAAUUGAACCGCUGGCAAGCACUUAUAGCUGCCUCAAGUACCCGUAAUUCCCGAAAAUUCUGGCUGUUGGUUAACAGAAAAUCUAAAAGAUACCCUUUAACAGUUAUUCCUGCCCCAAUUUGGGAAUCCUUUCUAAGGAAUUAUUUUGCCUUACCAGACCUUAAUAUUAAUACAAUUGAUGGAGUCUAUGAGCAGCUCCCUCUUUGGCCACCCACUGACCCGGAAGAAAUCCACGGACUUAUUUCUAAUCUUAAAAGCGGAAAAGCCCCCGGUCCUGAUCUAGUCCCGGCAGAAGCUAUAAAACUUCAUGCUGACUGGUGGGCGAAAAUCCUGGCCGCUACCUUUGAUGCCGUAAACAACAGUGGGAAGGUACCAAGAAUAUGGAAGGAUGCGAUUAUUGUUCCAAUUCAUAAAAAGGCUCGACAGAUGACCCGGAAAUUACAGGAAUAUCAGUUUAUUGUCAUUAAUUGGGAAAAUAUAUGCACGGUUCUUGUUAACUAAGCUUACUAAGUGGGCCGAAGAGAACAACCUGAUUGGGCCUGAACAGGCUGGUUUUAGACCGAAUCAGUCAGCGGUUGAUCAGGUCUUAGUUUUAUACCACCUUGCCCGGAAAUACUCCUCCCCAAAUAGAGGCCAACUUUGUGCGGCCUUUAUUGAUUUAAAGGCCACUUUUGACAGCAUCCCCAGAGGAUUGCUUUGGGGAAAAUUAGCCCGAUGGGGAAUAGACAAAAGACUUUUGUGGCUAAUAACUAAAUUGCACGACGGAUCGGCCGCGAGGGUGAGAAUCACUCCGGCAGGCGACCUCUCAAACUCAGUAGCUAUCAAUAGAGGUGUUCGCCAAGGAUGUAUCCUUGCUCCGACCCUUUUUAAUCUAUUUAUAAGUGAUAUGAGGGCGCCUCUGAUAGAGGCUCAAGAAACGAUCCACGCCCCUCGUCUUGCCCAAUAUCGUUGCCCUCUUCUACUCUACGCAGACGACGCAGUGAUCCUAUCCUUUUCAAGAGUCGGCCUUAGGAGGGCAUUAAAAAUUUUCGAUGUCUACUGCAAAUCAAAUUUUCUUACAAUUAACCAUGUUAAGUCCAAAGUCCUAAUUUUCACCAAGAGUCGAAAAACCUAUAAUUGGAGAAUAGACGGAAAAGCUAUUGACCAAGUCUUUAAAUUUCAGUACUUGGGAGUCUUUCUCCAACACAACAUGGGCUGGAAGGUCCAUGUUGCAUAUGUAUUAAACAGAGCUAAAGCCCUUUCCUAUGCGCUAUUGCGUUUUCUUUUCAGAUGGGGCUUUCCAUAUUCCAUCAGUGUUAAAAGUUUUCAAGGCAAAGGUGAUUGCAACAAUAGCAUAUGCAGUCCCAUUAUGGGGGUCCUUUGCUAAUCUAACCCAUUUGGAGGUAAUCCAAAACCAGCUUUUAAGAAGGUUGUUAAAAUUACCCAGGUGUGUAAGCAAUACUGCUAUACGACUGGAACUAAAUGUUACAUCUCUAGAAACCACAUUAUGGAAAUGCAUCCUCUGUUACUGGUUGGCUUUAUGGCAUAAACUUCCAAAUCUCCACUUGAUACAAUGCCUCUGGAGAGAUGACUUCCCUAGCCCCUGGGCAAAAAUAAUACAUGGGAAACUUGUGUCUCUAGGACUAUCUCCAUCUGAACUAUUAAAAUUGGAUUUAACUUCGGCCAAAAGAAUUAUAACUCACAAAUUAGAGGAGAUGGACUUACAAUUUAAUAUUGCGACAGGUGGUGGCACCUGUUCGCCGAUAAACCUUGGCUUAACACCACCAACGAAACUUCCAUCUUACUUAACUACCUUAUCUGUGGUGACGCACAGGUAUGCCUUUAUAAUGGCUAGAUUCAAUGCUUUCCCAUCAAACGUGUUGGGUAACAGACUCUCCAACGGACAGAUCUCACUCCUCUGUGACUGUAAAAGUGGAUCUAUAGAAUCAUUAUAUCAUAUAAUCUUCUGUUGUCCAUUACAUUCGGCUUCACGGUCCAAGUUUCUGGCCCCAUAUUUAUCGAAAAUUGCUGACAGUCCUCAGGAAGCCCAAAUAAUAUACUUAUUAAACGACGAAGAUACAAGUAGAUCCCUUGCAAUCGCUAGAUUCCUGAUUAAUGUUUUAUUUCAAAAGAGGAGAAAUGGAUCACUGUAUGUUUCUGACAGCUUAGCCAAACUUAAGAACCAUCAAUAAGUGCCAGAACUAAGACGUAUACCCCCCAAAAUCUGAUGGAUCGGAAUUGCGGUUUACAUAGAGGAGCUUAUUGUGUAUAGUGUUUACUUAACUAAAGUAAAAUUGGUUUUAUAAGGGUGUUUCAACUUGGAACUGUUUAAAUUGUAUUGUUUAUGGAUAAAUUCUGAUGUAUUGUUUUCGAUAUGGGCCAAUGGCCGCAAUAAAUCUAAAUCAAUUUUGCAAUCAAUCAAAUCAAAUUUUAGAUAAAAUUUUAACAUCAUUAUUCACAAUUUCUUUUUGAAAUCUAGAUUUUUCAUCUUGAAAACCUCUUUCCAGCAUCUCUUUUUUAAACAUCGCAUUCACUUGGAAGUAAUGUAACCAAUCAAACACAUAUUCUUUAACUUCAUCAUAUGGUUUCAAUUUCGAUUUAUUUCCUUCUUUUAUAAUUAAAUUCUCAUAUGUAAUCCAACUCCCCGUCAUAUUGAUCUUCUUAACACUCAUUACCUCCAAUGGCGACAGCCAAAAUGGAGUUUUAAACUCUAAUAAAUUUUUGUACCUAUUCCAUACUUCAAUCAGCGGACCUCGGAAAAUGUGAUUUUCAAAACCUUUAUGCACUCUUUUUUUCUCAUACCAUAAAUAUGCGUGCCAACCAAAUCUAUUAUCAUAUCCUUCUAUCCAAAAGUUCUGAAUUUUCCAACUUUAUCCAUUCUUUCACCCAGCAAAGACAUGCAGCCUCGAAAUAUAACUUUAGGUCUGGCAGGGCAAAGCCUCCUCUAUCUUUUGCAUCCGUUAAAAUCUUAAAUUUUAUUCUAGGCUUCUUGCCCUGCCAGACAUAUCUUGAUAAUACUCUUUGCCAUUCUUUAAAUAUCGCCACACCUUUAAUUAUUGGUAUUGAUUGAAAUAAAAACAACAUUUUUGGUAGUACAUUCAUUUUUACCGUUGCAAUUCUUCCCCAAAAUGACAACUUCAUUCUUCCCCACACUUCCAGGUCCUUCCUAAUCUUGUUCCAAACUGGUACAUAAUUAUUUUGAAAAAGAUCAAUACUCUUGGGAGUUAAUAUAAUCCCAAGAUAUUUAACUUAACCACUUCCAUAUCUGUUUGUUGCUGAAUUCUUUCUAUUAUCUCUUGGUCCAUAUUUUUAACCAUUAUUUUCGUUUUACUCUUAUUUAAUUUGAAACCGGCAACUUGUCCAAAUUGCUCUAUCUCUUCUAACACUUGCAGAAUGUGAUUUUCAAUAACUUUUUUAUUUCCUUGUAAGUCAUGUCCCAGAUUUUUUUUUAUCUCUGGGCACAACCACCACAUGUGAUAAAAAGUUCCUAUUUGGUUUUUACACCUCCAACAAUUAUUGUUGUGAGAUUUAUUUAUUUUAGCCAACUUAGCAGGGGUUAGAUACCACCUGCAUUUCAUUUUCAUAAAAUUUUCCCUUAUUAAGUAGCAGGCCGUAAAUUUUAAGUUUUUUGUCCAGAGCUCUUUCCAUUUCUCCAAUUCAAUCAUACAGGUCUCGGUCCCAUUUUCUCAUAACAUCUUUAAUUUCCUCAUUCCUCAACUUCCAGUUUAUCAACAGCUUAUAAAUUUAUAAAUAGAACCAUGUUCAAUAUGGCUUGUGACAAAGAAAACAUGGAGACAUCUCAACAUCAACCAUUGCAAGAACCAUUUCUUAAUAAUAUAAUGAAAUGACAACAUAAUAGCAAAUAUAACAAUGUAUAAGGAAACAACUUUUCAGUUCUAUAAAUAUAACAAGAUUAUAAUAACAACUUUGCACUUCCUGGUAGUAGCAAAAAUAACAAGGGAGCUUAGCAGGUCCUAGAAAACCUUCCAUAGUGUUGCUGACAGUCGCUCUUCUGAAGCAGCUUCUUAAAAGGCUUUCAAAGGCAGGGGGCGAGGUAGCUGAAAACCCCCUUCCCAUGAUGCACCUAUUACUUUGGGUACAGUUGCAUAGAAAGUAGAUCAGAAUCUACGGGCAGAUCCCAGGGUGAUUUGCUGUAGAUUGGCAAUGGUUUCUAACUCCCUUAACAAUAGUAACAACUAAAUGACUUUUCCAGCCUAAAUUGGGCUGUAGAAAUGAAGAAAGCUAAAAUCAGUAAUGAAAGGACUGUAAGCUCAGUUCAGCUCUGGAGCUGAAAAACAAAUUCCUAGGCUCAGAAUGUGCUCAGAGGCACCAACUUCCUUAAUUCUAACAGGAUGCCUUCUGUCCUUGGUUCUGGUUGAGAGAUCUCAGGAUUAUAGUAGAUCCGACACACUGUCCACCUGACCUCAAGAUGUAGUUCUGUCGAAAAUAUGGGAAAGUUAUUUAUAAAACAGCUGUACUUUAAAAACAUAGUUUUGAGUUUGGAAAAGCCCCUGGUUUUUAAGGAUGUAGUUUUUAAGGAUGCAGUCCUGAAAGGUGGAAAACAAAGUCAAUCUUGCUCCAGUUCAAAGCUCCCGUUUCCUGAAAGCUGUCCACAGCAACUGUGCUUGGAUGGGUUAAAGGUAAAGGUAAAGGGACCCCUGACCCCUGAGGUUGCGGCGCUCAUAUCGCUUUAUUGGCCGAGGGAGCCAGCGUACAGCUUCUGGGUCAUGUGGCCAGCAUGACUAAGCCACUUCUGGCAAACCAGAGCAGCGCACAGAAACGCCGUUUACCUUCCUGCUAGAGCAGUACCUAUUUAUCUACUUGCACUUUGACGUGCUUUCGAACUGCUAGGUUGACAGGAGCUGGGACUGAGCAACAGGAGUUCACCCCGUCGCGGGGAUUUGAACCGCCGACCUUCUGAUCGGCAAGUCCUAGGCUCUGUGGUUUAACCCACAGCGCCACCCGCAGGUUAAUCUACAUCAAUUUCUGUGGAACCGAUCCCAUGAGUGGGUGUAAUAGAAAUUAACACUAUGGAAGAAUGGGAGGAGGUGGGGAAUCUCAGGCCCAGCUCAGGGGUAGGGUAAAUGUACCCCUCCAGGGCUUUCAAUCUGCCCCUUGAAAUUCCUUCCUGGCCACAUCCCUCAGGGGUCCUACUUCACAUCUUGGGUGUUUUUGCCAGCUGGAAUGUGUCCGUGAACUUUUGCUUCUCUGGUUGUAGGAUAGUGUGUAUGUGACUGUAGACACUAGCCUAAUGUACAAAGAUAGACGUACACAUAUCGUUUUGCCUCUCGCAUGUGACCCUCAAAAGAUUGCCCAGAAGAAUCCUGCUGGAUGAAACCAAAGGUCCACCACCAUCCUGUUUCUCACAGCAGCCACCCGCAUGUCUCUGAGAAGCCUUCUCCGACUCCUGUUCCCCAGGAACUGCAAUUCAGAGGCAUGGUGCCCACGACCCGUAGCCAUUGAUAAAACACAUCCUCCCUGAAUUUGCCUAUUCUCCCCUUAAAGCCAUCACCACACCUUGCAGAGGGGAAUUUCCUACUUUAUCUAUGCACUGAGAAAUCCCUCAUGAGCAUAAGGCUUUCCCUGGCAGAGGUGGGCAAUAGCAUGGACGUUCCUGUUUAAGCCUCUACUUCGGAUUGUAUAGCAUCUCUCUUAACAUCCCAGGAGAGGGCAGCAAAGCUUCGUGUUAGCUCUGGAGUUAUGGAGCUUUUCUUUGGAGAACAGUUGAUUGCUAAUGCUUUUGCUUUCUGGUGCCCCGCUCUCAUUUCGGACCUGAGGUCUCCUUGUGCUUUGGCCUGUAGUACCUUGCAUCCUUUGUAAUGGGAUGCUCAUAUUCUGCCAUCCUGGGACCUUUGGGCGGCUAAUUUCAAAGGGCACUGCUCCAGUUUUGAACACAUGCGUCAUUGAAUGAUCUUGGUUGCUUCUGCCAAUGGGAGAUUUUCCUUUAACGCUAAUAAGUGUCUGCUUGUGUGUGAUUUUUAAUGGCACCGUGGCUUGGAAGGAAAUUAUUGAGCCUCUCCUCCCUUAUCUAUGAAAAGCACCAUCACUGCCCCAUGCCUGCUAUGACACAUUUAGCACUGUGCUGCACCCUGGGGGAGGGGGCAUUCAAAAGAGGGGUGUUCCAUAUGUUCCAUGCAGUGCUAUUUUUCUAGAAAAUAAGGUGCUGGAACUCCCCAUGAACACGUCCCUUGUUCUCUUAUAACGGCAAUGGCGCUCACCCGAGAGGUGCCGGAACUGAGUUCCAGCUUAGAAAAAGUCCUGGCCCAUGGACCCAGACCUGACUGAUGGUCUGUUAGGGACCUGGGUCUGCUAAGAACCAACGUGUACGGGGAGGGCCACAACCCAGUGGCAGAGUUUCUGCCUUGCAUUCUGAAGGUCCCUGGUUCAACCCUGAGCAUCUUCAGGUAGGCCUGGGAACAUUCCCUGUCUGAAACCCUGGAGAGUCACUUAUUAUACUGAGCAAGAUGGGCUAAUACUCUGACUUGCUAUGAAGGCAGCUCCCCGUGUUCCUAACCCUUUAAAAAGCCUUGUUGCACCAGGGACGUAGGUGGCGCUGUGGGUUAAAUCACAGUGCCUAGGACUUGCCGAUCAGAAGGUCGGCGGUUCGAAUCCCCAUGACGGGGUGAGCUCCCGUUGCUCGGUCCCUGCUCCUGCCCACCUUGCAGUUCAAAAGCACAUAAAAGUGCAAGUAGAUAAAUAGGUACCACUCCGGUGGGAAGGUAAAUGGCGCUUUUGUGCGCUGCUCUGGUUCGCCAGAAGCAGCUUAGUCAUGCUGACCACAUGACCCGGAAGCUGUACGCCGGCUCCCUCGGCCAAUAAAGCGAGAUGAGCGCCGCAACCCCAGAGUCGGCCACGACUGGACCUAAUGGUCAGGGAUCCCUUUACCUUUACCAUUUGGGCACCAGUCCCUGCCUUCAUCUAUUCCUCCCUCGCCCCCUGCCAUGGUGCCGUCUGCUGGGCCAACUCCAUGUGCCAAGCAUGUACAAGGAGCUCUGAGCCACAGUUUCUCUCUCCUUUGAUCCUCGCUGAACAGUGGCAUUGAAAUCGUUUAAAUAAAUACAGUCAGGAGCCGGAAGGAUGAGGGACUGAGCUUGUACACAUCGCCUAGCAAUUGCCCGCACCUCCUUAGGGGAUGCCUGCCCCGUUCCAAGAUGUUUGGCUUUCGAGGGCUCCCAGAGCUAGAGAUAAGACUAUUAGUCUGAGCCUGAACUGUGUGUUUAUGGCCAGCUCUGGUGGUAAAUCUCUGCUCUCUCCCGGAUGUGCCUCUGAGCUUUGCCUGCAUUGUUUUUAUUAAGGGAGCCUCGUUGCCAGAUGAGCCUCCAGCCGGCAAGCUGGCUCUCGAGGACAGAGACUUCUUCUUUGAAGCCCCUUUCAAAAGCUUAAUGAGGCAGCGGGACUGCCGAGGACGCCUCUCCUUGCAAACUGUGUGCUCGGCCUCCACCGCACCCUCUCCCUGGUGCCCCAUGCCCAUAAAUCCUUCUGAGUUAUUCAUGAGGCAGGGUCUGCAAGGAAGAGGCUAUGUGGGUAAAUUGGACAUUGUGGAGGGGGGACAAGAGAGGAAUCGGAGGGUUUCUGUCAAUGUAUGGAUUACGACAGGGUUUUUUUGUUGCAUGAACAGCUGCCUGGCCUGGAAGCCAUUAUUAUUAUUAUUAUUAUUAUUAUUAUUAUUAUUAUUAUUUCACUUGUAUACCACCCUCUAUCAAAGGAUCCCAGGGCGGUGUACAACAUUAAAAAUACAUUACAGGGCAUCAAUGAUAAAAAACAUAAUAAUAAAAGCAUGAUAAAAAGCAUACUGACUAAUGCUAAAGUAGUCUAAUACUAAAAAUAGUCACUACAAACAACCACCCAGAGUGGCUGUGGAAACCCAACCAGAUGGGUGGGGUAUUAAUAAUAAUAAUAAUAAUAAUAAUAAUAAUAAUAAUAAACAGUUCUCUCCCCCACACUUUCACAGGCCAUAGAUUAUUUCAUAGCCAUAGGCCUGGAUAAAGAGGAAUGUAUCAGGAAAGGGCAUUCCACAACUGAGGAGCCACCACAGAAAAGGCCUGUUCUCUUGUUGCUGCCCUCCCUGGGAUGGGGGACAUAGAGAAGGGCCUCACAUGACAAGCACAGGGUCCAGGUCAGUUUAUAUGGGGAGAGGUGAUCCUGGAGGUAUUGAGGUCCUGAACUGUGUAAGGCCAGCUUAUAUCUUCAACUCAGGCCCUGCCACGCUAUACAUUCAAAGCAGUACCAGACCACUUUAAACAGUCGUGGGUUCCCCCCAAAGGAUACUGGGUACUGUAGUUUGAUAUGGGUACCAAUAGUUGUUUGGAAGACCCCUGUUCCACUCAGAGAGCUACAGUUGCCAUAGUGGUUUAACAGUCAAUCAGUCUUCCUUGGGAUCUAGGGACGUGGGUGGUGCUGUGGUAUAAACUACUGAGCCUCUUGGGCUUGCCGAUCAGAAGGUCGGUAGUUCUAAUCCCCGUGACAGGUUGAGUUCCCGUUGCUCUGUCCCAGCUUCUGCCAACCUAGUAGUUUGAAAGCAUACCAGCACAAGUAGAUCAAUAGGUACCGCUGCAGCAGGAAGGUAAACAGCAUUUCCGUGCGCUCCGGCUUCCGUCCUGGUGCUCUUUUGAACCAGAAGCUGUUUAGUCAUGCUGGGCACAUGACCCAGAAAGCUGCUUGCACACAAACACCGACUCCCUUGGCCUGAAAGCGAGAUGAGCACCGCAAACCCAUAGUCGCCUUUGACUGGAGUAAACCGUUCAGGGGUCCUUUACCUUUUUUUAAAAACCUUACCUGAGGAACUCUGGGAAUUGUAGUUGUGUAAGAGGAAUAGGGGUCUCCUAGAAACUGUCAGCUCCCUUAAGAAACUACAGUUCCCACGAUUCCUAGGGUGUAUGUGUGUCUUGACUGUUUAAAGCGGUAAGGUACUGUUUUAAAUGUAUGUGUAGUUGGGGACCCUAGAAUCUGCAAGUGAUGAAGCCUCUCGUCGAUUAUACCAGUUUUCAGGUUGCAGGUGGGAGCUUGCUUGUUUUGAAGAUUCCUCCCUAAGUGGUGGCGGGUGGGCAGAGAUGCCCCCACACAGAAAAGGAGCAGGUUGGGAAUGAAAGCUAAACCGAAUGCUUGUCCCCAGUCCGCCCAUUUUCAAGAUCAAUAUUUUACAUUACGUGGGGGAAGUAUAUGAAUCAUGCAAUUUGCCCCAAGCCCAUCUCCCCACUGGACUCUACAAUCACUGGCCGCAGCAUCGCCCAAUGUUACAGUCCAGGGAGAACCGAAAUAUAACAAGAUGCCAAAAGUUAGUUCUCUGAUUGCUAGCAGCGUAGAGUUCAUACAUACCACUUAAAGUCUGGUUUUAAAAGCUUGCCUUCUGCUGUUGGUGAGCAAGUGUGAAAGACAAGAAUGUGGUUUUAAAUGUGUUUCUUUUCAGUGUUCAGAUCGCUUAAUGGCAUGGGGCUAUUUCAAUUACAUUUCAACCUUCUUGGUUUUUUGUGGGGGGGUUUUUGUGUGUGGUGGGGAGGUUUAGUCACCUGUAAACUAAUUUGUUCUGAUGUGCAUUUUUCGGCUCCUGCUGCUGUUCUUCCCCAUAGAGUUGUACAGAUUUGGAAAUAGCUUUUUCACAGUUUAAUUUAAGCUCAGUGGUAGGGCCCUUGCUUUGCAUGCAAAAGGUCCCGAGCUUAAUCUUUGGGAUCUGACAGUUGGGGUAAAAAAAUAGUUGCAUUAGAAGCUAGUGCUAGUCAUUGUUGACAGUGCAGAGAGAGACGGACAAAUGGUCUGAAUAGAGUUGGCCCUACCAUUAGGCAGAGUGAGCCAAUCUCCUCUGGUGGCAGAUUCUGGGGCGAAGCAUUCCCCUCUAUCAGAGGACAGAGCUAUUUGUGCCACACUGAUUGACCUGCACCCGCUAAACUAGCCUGCUGCCCUUGGGUGGAACAGGUGGCACCAUCUUGUCCCUUUGCAUCAGGCAGCAAAAUGUCUUGAGCUGGCUUUGGACCUGAUUCAAUAUAAGGCGACUUCCUAUGUUCUUGUCCAACUUGAGAUGUGGUGGGAAAACCUCAUCAGUUUAACCAGGCCUCGGCAAGGUUUACCUCACCUGGGCCAGUUCACUCCAGCAGAGAUCUCUCUGUGGGCUGGACUGCGCAUGUGCAUGCGCAUGAGCGUGCGUGCCUGUGAUUUCCAGCAUCUGCAUCUGCGCAGACAUGAUUUCCAGCGCCGCGGAAGUGAGUCUCCGUGCUGUGCUGGUUUAGCGCAGCAUGCUGGGACUCACUUAGUGGGCAGCUUGGUUUGGGGGGCGGCUCGUGGGCCGGUUAAACGACUAGUUGUGGCCCAUGGGCCUUAGGUUGCCGACCCCUGACUUUAACCCAUGUAGUUUUCCUUUGCCAUUCAGCGUCUCUCCUGUCGGUUGGAAUUGAUAAGGCUUUCCCUUGACCUUGCGAAGAACAGAUGGGGAGGCAGUGAAGACAAUGAUAACAGGUUAAGCCUGAAGGUUUCUUGUGGAAUUGCAGGACACUGUGAGUCCGCCUCUGAGGUAGGGGAGAGGCAGGAUCCCUUCUGCCCCAAGUGGGAUGGAUGCUGUGGCAAUUCAAGGAGGAAUAGCACGACUUGUGGGUGGUGGCAACACAUUGAUCCAAGAAGAUUUCUGAGCAAUAAUUAAAGUGUUUAAAAUGCACCUGUGCUUGGGGCCUAAAAGGCCAUAAGUCAUUACAUGUGAGAUGAGAAGAGCAUAAUAUGAGCUCUGCUGGAGGAGACCAAAGGCCCAUCUAGUUCCAGGUGCCUGUGGGAGGCUUAUAAGAAGGACCAGACUGCAACAGCACUUUCGCCGUGUGUGACUGCCAGCAACUGGAACCUGAUUCCUUUCAGCUAGGUGCUAGGUGCUGUACAGAACGCAAAUGUUUAUUCUUGACACAAUAUGUCUUGGAGGUGAGGUCAAUAAUGUGGGAAACUGAUGUGACUGAGAAGUGUGUGUGUGUGUGUGUGUGUGUGUGUGAGAGAGAGAGAGAGAGAGAGAGAGAGAGAGAGAGCAGCAAAAAAAUAGUGAUGGAUAAUAAAUUGUAGCAUGGACUCCUUCUCUCUCUCCUGCCCUCCUCAUGCAUCUAUGAAUAACAUUAGCAGAACUCGCAAACAAAUGUCGACCUGGACACCCUCUUUGCUGCUGUGACCUGUGAAAAAAACAGCGAAAUUUGAGGGAACGUUCCUGUUGGUUGUGAUAGACGUUGGGUAGCAUUAUUGCCUUAAUCUCCUUUCCACAUCCCUGCAGCUCAGGAAACUAAGUGCCUGAUCAAUUUGUCCAUAGAGAUCCUGUCAGGCAGUUAAUGUUUAUCUUGGUCUUUUUUCCCUUUCCCUUUCCCCCUGAUGGACACAUUAAGUUUUCCCUAAUCUGAAUUGGAUCUGGCUGUCAUAUGCAAGGCUUGGGGGAUGCUGCUAAUGAGACUUUCAAGGAGAACAUUAUUUCUAGUUUCCUAUAAGAGGGCCAAUGAUGCAAUUCUGCUGAUGGCCUUGCUUCUGCCAGAGAGAGAGGGAGAGAGAUUGCUCUUUUCUUCCCCAUAUUGGAUGCAAGGACUGUAGAGCCUAUGAUGGCACAAUAUGGCUCCUAAGAUGACUUAAUGCCAAAUGCACACUUCAGCUCAAAUUAGGGCUGGGAUGGCUCCAUUGGUACCAGUUUCCAAUAAAUCUGGUGGAUCUAGAUUUAUUGCCAGACAAGAACCAGUUCCUAGGCUCAGAGGAACCCAGUUAUUUUAUUCUAAUAGUAUAUCUUUUGAGCUUGGUUUUGGUUGGUAAAUCUUGAGGUUCUAGUAAAAAGCGAACUAGAUCCCAAAAGCCUGAAAACUACCCACCGCUGCCCUAACCCAUGAGAAUUGCGCUAAUUUAAAACAUGAAACAAGGAAUUGUCAUUGUUCAUAUUAGGUGUGCUGGUGAAAUAAUAAUAAUAAUAAUAAUAAUAAUAAUAAUAAUAAUAAUUUUAUUGAAUUUGUAUACUGUCCUAUACAAGUCUCAGGAUGGUUCACAAGAUAUAAUCACAAUGUGAAAGCACAAAAGAUAUAAUCAAAACAAAAACAACCUAAUAACCCCCUGGGUGAAACAUGAUUUUGGCUAAUUGAGGAGUCUACCUCCAUGGAUCUGAAAACUGUUGUAGGGUUGUGGGCUGAGUCAGAAAUGACUAACUGUUUCUUUUCCUUGUGUUCCUCCACAGGGGAGAUGAAAAAGGUGCUGAAAACGUACAGCUCCCCAAAGUUCUCAAAAUGCAGUGCCUCACAGAACGUCGCCGGUUUGUUGCCUCCUCCUCCUCCCGUCCCUCCGGGUUUUCAAGCUCCCCAAGAUCACAGCACCCAGCCAGUGUAAGAGCAGAUCUGAAAUGCCUUUGUGAUUUACCAUAGAGUCCCUCCAGUCAUCAUUUUCAUUUUGCAUACAUGAUUAUUUGUGCUUUUGGUGCUCUUGGGGUGGCCGCAUGUGAUUCUUCUUCUGAUACUGUUGAUGCCUGCAAAAGUUUUGAGGAGGCCACACAGCUUUGCUUCCAAUCCGUGCAUAUCCGGUAACUUCUUGCUGAAGCCCUGUUUUGUACCACAGAUGCUCUGGUUAUUUUUUUUUUGCCUGCCCCUGGCAGCAACAACGUGGCAGCAUUGGAGAAGCACAGUAGAACAACCUAAAGCAAAAUAAAUGCACUGCUAAGGCCCCAUCUGCAUUAUACAUUUAGAGCAGUAUCAUGCCAAUUUAAAUACUCGUGGCUUCCACCAAGGAAUCGUGGGAACUGUAGUCUGUUAAGGAUGCUGGGAGUUGUCAGGAGACUGCUGUUCCCCUGAUAUACAGCCCUGGCUACUUGCAUAAUGUUUUGUUGGGGUCCAGAACUUGCUAUUUGAGAUCCUAAGUUCACACGGUGCCAUUUGAUUUGCUCGCAAUCCCAUCAGUGCCAUCCCAUCUUUCUGUAAUUGCAGAUGCGGGGAGGGAGUUGAUAUUAUCAGGUCCACAGAAAGGAAAGAGGGAACUUUUAAUCCUUCCUUCUAGCAGCCCCAAUAGAGUGCUGCAAUUAAGUCUAGAAAAAAAGACAGAGUUCCCAUUGACAGCUAUGGGAGCUACCCCCCCCAAAAAAACACCUACCUGUAGCAUAAGGGGGAAGAGCCUAAACUUCCCAUCUUGUGCACUAGGGUCCUGAUAAAAAAGAGGGUAUCUCUACCUGUAACUGAAUAAAGAAAAGCCAAAGAUAUGCUAGCAAGCGAUGCAAUUAGCAUCAAGUACAGUUAUGUACAGGUGGCGCUGUGGGUUAAGCCACAGAGCCUAGGGCUUGCCGAUCAGAGGGUUGGCAGUUUGAAUCCCCGCAACAGGGUGAGCUCCCAUUGCUCAGUCCCUGCUCCUGCCCACCUAGCAGUUCGAAAGCACAUCAAAGUGCAAGUAGAUAAAUAGGUACCGCUUCGGCGGGAAGGUAAACGGCGUUUCCGUGUGCUGCUCUGGUUCUGCUGGCCACAUGACCCGGAAGCUGUACACAGGCUCCCUCGGCCAAUAAAGCGAGAUGAGCGCCGCAACCCCAGAGUCGUCUGCGACUGGACCUAAUGGUCAGGGGUCCUUUUACAGUUAUGCCCUGAGCUCACAAGACUGUGACUCACACAAUUCGCUGUAGUGAUGGAGCCUGGGCAGGCUCUGCCUGGCUCCAGGAAUUCCUUCCUGUAUCUGUGCACCUUUUGAUGGGUGGAGCAUUGCAGCUGUAUCAAGAUCUGCUCCAUGCUGACUCAUCUUCCAGUGCCACCAGGUGCUUCAGAUAAAUUUCCCAGUCCCCGCCUCCCGGCACCGAGAAGAGAAGCCUACCUGCUUUUGCAUACUAUCCUCAGGCACUGGUAUGAUGGAUCAUCUUUGCUGGUGGUUCUGGUGGGAACGAAUUCCAGCCAUACUUUCUACCUACUUGGCACUUAAAAAGCUACAAAUCAUGCUGAGAAUCCAUGCUUUGCUGGAAGAGAGAGUUUUCCACUUAAUAGAGCGGGCCUCUCUGAACAAGUGCCCAGCUAUUUAAGUAAAUGGACAAUUAUCAUUCCAGGAACGUAAAUCAAUCCAUUAGGGCAAUAUCAGCUGACUCUGUCCUUUUCGCUGCCCGCUGAAUCCCACAUUUAUGAAGAGAAAACGUUGUCCUUGGAUCUGUGCAUGAACUAAUAUCGGUGUCAUUCUAAAUUUAUGGGCAAUUACACCAUAAUUGGCCGCUCUAUUGGAAAUACAUUUGGUUGCAGAGGAGAUCGGGGCAGGUUUUGCAGGAGAGAAGAGGCUGCAAAUACGUUUCAUGCACUGCCUCAUAUCACUACUGGCAUGUGCCACAUGCUCAAGUCGAAUAAGUGCUUUUCCUCCUAGUGAUGGGAGGACCGUAAUGGCAGCCUUCGGACAGGGCUGGGAAACCUUGCCCGUUUCCCCAUUUCCUGAAACCCUGGAAAGCAGCUGCCAGUCAGUGUAGGCAAUGCUGAGGUUGAGGGACCAAUGGUCUGCAGCUUCCUAGGUUCUUAGUGGUGAUCCUUGACUAUUUAGCCAUCAGGAGCUGAGGAAGAUACUUCUGCUUCUAGGCCAUGUUUUCUGUAGCUGGUUAAGAACAAGAUGCUAGUGUCCAUGCAUUGCUACUCAGGGUAGGGAACAUUUUUCAUACCCUCCAACGUUUCUGAAAUGAAAAUAGGGGCAUCCUAUUCCAUACCCUCCCAACAUUUCCCCAAUGAAAUGGGGACAUCGUGUUCCAUACCCUCCAACAUUUCUCCAGUGAAAUGGAGGCAUCCUGUUCCAUACCCCCCAACCUUUCUCCAAUAAAAAUAGGGACAUCCUAUUUCAUAUCCUCCAAUGUUUCUCCAAUGAAAAUAGGGACGUCCUAUGCCAUACCCUCCAACAUUUAUUUCUCCAAUGAAAUAGGGACAUCCUGUUCCAUACCCUCCAACAUUUCUCCAAUGAAAUAAGGACAUCCUAUUCCAUACCCUCCAAUGUUUCUCCAAUGAAAAUAGGGACACCCUAUUUCAUAUCCUUCGACAUUUCCCCAAUGAAAAUGGGGCCAUCCUGUUCCAUAUCCUCCAACAUUUAUCCAGUGAAAUAGGGACAUCCUGUUCCACACACCCCAACCUUUCUCCAAUAAAAAUAGGGACAUCCUAUUCCAUACCCUCCAAUGUUUCUCCAAUGAAAAUAGGGACACCCUAAUUCAUAUCCUCCAACAUUUCCCCAAUGAAAAUGGGGCCAUCCUAUUUUGUUCAGCCUCCUAGGCUCCCCAUGCCAGUGGUGGGCACAGCCAGAGAGAAAAAUGGGUGGAGCAGCAAAUGCAAGUCUUACCUUGGUGUGAUUGGCUACAUUCUUAAGCAUGUGAACAUUCAGAGGCAUCUAUAUCCAGAUACCCCAUACCCACAUCAGGCAAGCAGGAGGCAUUAGUCUAGUUCAGGCAUGUCCAAAGUCCAUUUCAGGGGCCUAAUGCGGCCCGCCGGUCAGUUUAAUCAGCCCCGUGGCAGUUUAUUUCCUGGGGUAAAAUCCUAAAACAACAACAACAACAAAUCCGCCCCCCCAAAAAAAUUCAACAACUUUGGUUGGCCCUUUGGCCAGCCCUCACGGCCCUUCACUUCAUCAAAUCUGGCCCUCUUUGAAAAAAGUUUGGACACCACUGGUCUAGUUCAAGGACUCAUUCCAGCCAGUGAAAAGCACUCAAGGAGGACUCAAAGCAGACCUGGUGAGGGUUGUGACCUGAUGAAAACCCUGGCAGUCAGACAUCCCAGCCUUUGCUCACAGCGAAUUGCCCCUUACAGCAGAGUCAAGUUUGUUUUUUAACCCACCUGUUGGAAAUGUAUGCAUGUAACCACAUUUCCCUUGCUGCUCAGUUAAUUCAGAUGUUCUCGUAAUGAAACAAAGAGCAACUUAAUGGCUUUAUAGGAGUCCUUAAAUGGCUCCUAAGAGGACAGCCUUUGUCGUACAAAGGGGAAACACAGGGGAAACACAGUUGGCCAGAGUUCUGCUGCUGGGAGUUGCAGGGAGAUUAAGAACUUCUGUAAAGAACUGCUGGCAUGCCAACAGCGUACAAAUGGACUACUUAACGCAGGAGCAAGUACUACCAAAGCAGAUUCAGCAUUGGUUAAUCUUCUUCCUUUUUUAAAAAGCAUUUGAAACAGGCCACAGCCUCUUGCAUUCCCCCAAAGCUUUGGGCUCUGACUUCCAGAGCUGAAAGUCUUGUGACUGGCUCUGAGGGAAGCAAAAAUGAGUAUGAAUGAAUGAACAGAUAGAUGUUGAAUUGAACAAAGAGCCCAUGACUGGUCAACGAGAGGGAGGCACCUUUGGGCAGAGUGCCUUUGACCUUAACAAAGAGGCACUGGGGUUUGAAAUAACCUCACAAAUAACCCUCCAAAUUGCUUGAUGACUUUCGCCUUUAUCAGAAUGUACUCUUAGUAGCACAUUAAGCCAAUUUACGUUAAAUCAGACCACUGGUUUAUCUAGUCCAAAAUGGUUGAGUAUCUACUCCAAGGGGUAGCCAACAUGGUGUCUUCCAUGUGUGGUUGGAUUCCAGCUCCCAUCAUCCCUGACCAUUGACCAAGCAGGCUAGGCAGUGGUGGCCAGUUCCCUUUUAGGACUGGUACAGUAGCCAACAGAAGGUCAAGGCAACCACAGGCAGAGCUCAUACAUUCGUGUCUCCAUCCUGAUCUCUGCUGAGUUCUCCAAGGGACACACUGAGAUGGAGGAGGAGGAGGCUGAUGGCCAGGGCCAGUUGUAAGUAAGAAGGCAGGAGGACUUGGAGGAAUCAAGUCCAAGGUUGUUGGGGCCAUGCCCCAUCUGCCUUAAUGGGCCAGCUUUCACUGCAGUCAGGGUUAAUGGGAGUCCAGCAACCUCUAGAGGGCAACACACCAGCUCCCAAGAGUCUCCCUCGUCCAGCAGCAUCUAUCUAAUGUGGAGUAGGGCUUUCUAGCACUAGUAUUUAAAGUUAACAUGUACUAUUCAGGUCCACCCCCCAACCCCAGACGGUGGAGUGUUAGAGGCAUAUGUGGAUAUUAUGGGUUUUCAAUGAGAAUUCUGUAAGUAGAGCUGUCAGUGGGGAUGGAAGGAGCUGUAAAUUUUGCUUCUCUCAGGUUCUCAUUUUCUCAGUCUCAAAUGCAGUUCUCCACAUUUCUGCAGCAAUUUAAAAAAAAAUCUCAUGGAAAUCUACCUGCAUUUUAGUGUGAAUUUAUCCUGAUAAACACUUUUUUGUGUGUACAGUGGUACCUCGGGUUACAUACGCUUCAGGUUACAGAUGGUUCAGGUUACAGACUCCGCUAACCCAGAAAUAGUACCUCGGGUUAAGAACUUUGCUUCAGGAUGAGAACAGAAAUCAUGCUCCAGUAGCACAGCAGCAGCAGGAGGCCCCAUUAGCUAAAGUGGCGCUUCAGGUUAAGAACAGUUUCAGGUUAAGAACGGACCUCCGGAACGAAUUAAGUACUUAACCUGAGGUACCACUGUAUGCAGUUUUGACUAAUGUGUACAUAUUUCCCUUCAAUAUAAGGCACUUAUGCAUGUCAUUUCCACUAAGAUAUCCAUUGUUAUACAUGCUUUCCUCUAGUACAGUGGUACCUCGGGUUACAUACGCUUCAGGUUACAUACGCUUCAGGUUACACACUCCGCUAACCCAGAAAUAGUGCUUCAGGUUAAGAACUUUGCUUCAGGAUAAGAACAGAAAUCGGGCUCUGGUGGUGCGGCGGCAGCAGCAGCAGGCCCCAUUAGCUAAAGUGGUGCUUCAGGUGAAGAACAGUUUCAGGUUAAGAAAGGACUUCCGGAACGAAUUAAGUACUUAACCUGAGGUACCACUGUAUAUACAUUUUUGCAAACAUUGUUUGGGCAACUGAAUGGCAAAAUUCACAUAGGUGUGAAUUUUGGAUGGCUGUGUUUUGGUUUGUGAAAAUGUUUUGGAAAAUGUGAAGUUGAUAGAUUCACCAUUGGGUUAAAUUUCUCCCUCACCCCUGGCUGUCAAUGUGGGUUGCCCUGAAUCCAGAUCUCAUAAAACUCAUCGAAAGACUGUUGAAAGCCUGGAAUAUUCAGGUGAUGUGACAGUGGGAGCAAAGGUGUCUCAAGUAGGUGUAAUGAAGGGUAGAGAUGACUCAUUCUUUUCCCUUCUCACUAGACAGGGAAGGGGCAGAACCAGAUGUGUGUACAAGCAGAAAUCAAAGGGAAAAAGCCAGCAGUUUUGAGAGGAAUGGCAGAGACAUAGAUACAGCUGAGUUCCCUUCUGCAGGAACCCUCUGGUGCUGUUAACCUAAAUAUAAGAUGGGAAAACAGUACAUGUUGCUCAAGCUGUAUAUAUGUUUAAAUAAACUAUGUCUCACAACAUAUCAGCCAGGUUGCUGGAUCAGGCCAAAGGCCCAUCUAGUCCAGCAUCCUAUUCCCACAGUGGCCAAUCUAUAGGCACCAACUCUAUAGGGCUGAGGUGUCUUCAGCCCCCUCAAUGUCAAAAUGCUGAUGAAUUUUCACAAGGCCUUUUUUAAAAAAUUGCAAACUGGUGUAAAAAAUGUGAAAAGCUGAAUUUAAGAUUGGAAAAAAGAGAAUCCGAGAGAAACUGGAAAAAACAACAACAACAGAUUCCCCGUGCUCCCAGCAUCCCUAUUUGUGGUAGAGGCAUACAGAUGUGUGCAAGUUCAGCCCUUUGCAAACGGUAGCUCAGAACAUCAUACAGAGGCUGAGCAGUUUCCUCCUCCCUCCCCCUUUUCACUGCCUCCUCCUGUCUCACACCUUGUCAAAGUAGGAGAAAGUGGAUCCAAAACGCAGGUGGCAGGUGGCAGACUCCAUCCAUUUACAUGCAAGACGUGAGUGCUGUCACUAGCUGAGCAGAGGCGGGGGUGGUGUAGGAGCGGGACUGAGGAAUUGUUCUGUAAGUGAUGGAGGAGCGCUCUGCACGGAAAUGGGCUCGGUUCAUUUAUUGAAACCACUCCAACAUCCUGGCAGAGGUGUGAGAGAUGGACACGACCCGGAGAGUCACUUAGAAAUCUGGCGCUGUGCCAAGGAGGAGGGAGCUCCCCAGUCAUAGCCUGCUUUUGCGUACUGGGCAAACUGCAAACAGCCAUAAUCUAGACUGCUAUACUGGGAUGCGGGCAGAGGUGGGCAGCACUUGCCUGCAAACGUUUUGGGCUUCCAUCAGUGUUGCCCAGGGGUAGGACCUGGAUCUGACUGGUGGGUCAAAUUGUUAUCCUCUACACACCUCAGGGGUCAAGCUGCCCAUCUACCAGUUGUCUGACAUCACAGUGAUAUCAAGUGCCCACAAUGAUGUCAAGUGCCUUGCAGAAUGCUUUGCAAAGAGCUUUACAACACCUGGCACUCCGGCAGUCAGCCGGUCGCUGGGCCCUGCAAAGCCCCUUGCAACAUGUUCCAUGAGACCCAACUAUCAUCUGAAGCGCUUUGCAAGGGACUUGGCAAGACCCAAUGAUCAGCCGAAUCCCUCUUCACGGGGCAGCAGUGCCUGCAACUCCACCUUUGAUGGAACCAGACCUUUACCUGCCCCACAUCUGAUCUCAUGGACUGGCUGGAUGUAGAGGAGUGGUUGGAGGCACCAGCUGGGGAACCCCUAAGGGAACCCCAUUGGGAAGAAGGCUCAGAGCCAGGGGAUUGGUAGUGGGAUUACGAUGCAUGGUCAGAGAGAGAAGAGGGAGCAGACUGGAAGGAGGAGGUGUCGGACAUUGAAGAGGCAACAGGGUUCAGUGAGCAGGAAGAGGCUGUGGCAGAGAGCAGUUCAGAAUCAGAGGCAGGAGAGGAGGGGAGGCAGGAGACAGAGGUGAGACAGGCUGCUGAAAAGCCAGGGAGUCCCCCGCUCCUGCUGAAACCAGCUUCCCUCCUCCCUGGUCUUCUACAACACAGAGACGAAUGAAGAGAGUAGAGCAAUGAGAGACAACAGGGCUUUAGGCUGCUGGGGAAGGAACCUGGGGAGGAGCCUUAGAGAGCAGUGGGAAGAUGGGGACCUUCAGUCCUUGCAGCUGCCUCAUUGGGCAAGACCUACUGGGAAGGGUUGCUGUGACCUCUAGACCUGAGCUGUUUUUGUUUCUUUGAAUAAAGAGUUAACUUUACAGACAUCAGAUGCUUUACUGUUUUACUGCUGACCUAUGCCUGAUUCCAGCUCCUGACACCUGAUGUCAUAGUUGCUUGGCUGAAUUGUCCUCCUGGGCCAGAGGUUCCCCACCCCUGAUGUUCCCCAACCCAUUGGUUUUGCCAGGCAUGUCUGCAGUUGAGAAGCCAUCUGCUUCUCAAUGACAUCUAAGGGAGAUGUCAUUGUGGCACACUGACUGGCCAUUUAAGAUUUUGCUUCUAGUUCCUGGUGUUGGAACUGGCAUGCAAACCCAGCAUAUUUUGUUUGGGGGUAUAGUCUGAAGAGGGCAUAUGAUGCAGUGACCUUGCUGAAGAUAGGCAGGUCUAGAACCUCUGCCCAAAUAAAGUGGUAAAAGUUGGGAUUAUGGGAUAGGGCAGAUCGGAAAGAACCCAGAGAAACAAUGAUUUCCCCUGGGAAAUAACUCACAGAUCUUUUCUGAACUUCUCAGGUUUCAGAACAUGCUGCCUGUACAUAGUCUUGCCAUUCUCUCCUGGUCCCUUGCCAAAGGGCCUCACCAAAUAUCCCUUUGGUGCAACACCAGAUUUAUGGCACCAGAGCUAGAAGAAAUUUGAAUCCACCUGCAAAAGGUUGCUUCAACUCUGUCCCUCCACAUGUCCCUGUUCUGAUGAGCAGGAAAGGCUGAUCUCCUGCUUGAUUUAGAAUAGGAUCAGGAAUGGAGGAUAGAGAUGACACUUCUGUUUUUUUAGCAGGUCAACCAGGAACCAUUCCUCUAAGCAGCACAGCUGAAUAACCUUUUUCUCCAGCCUCUUGCCUCCGAGUGUGCUUAUAUUGCAGUCAGACCAAGGAUGAAGAUGAACUAUUGUAUAGCUUCAGAUAAUCAUAUAUUUGUAUCAAAGCCUGCAUCUGGGGCAUGAUGGGAAUGCAGCCAAGGGAUGGCUGUUUUCUGAUAUUUUCCAUAGCUUUUAUACCAGGCUAAAACCAAGAGAUAGAAAAGUUAUUGGGUGGAGACACUCAUAGCACACCUGGUAUUAUUUCUGUGCUUGAACAGGUGUACCUGCACUUGCUACCUGGAUCCUCCCAUGGACUUGGUCCUUCAGCAACAAGACAAAGAUUCCUUGCCGGCAACCAGUGAGUCCCUGGGAGAAAGCCAUACCUUCCCCACACUGCCCUACAGCCGUCUUUCUGCAGCCUCAAUCUCUGUAUCUCUCAAUGAUGAUGGGGAGACGGUUCUGACCCCUGAGGAGGUGGCCGAAUACCUAGAGCUCAGUGAGGAUGCAGAGCAUCAAAGGUAAGAGCAACACAGUCCACACAAUGUAGCGUCUCAAGGACAGUGUAGAUGGUGGCUCUGCUCCUAGUCCGUCGUUCUCUCCUCCUACCCUGACAUUAGCUGUUGCAAGAGACACAAGCAUCCCUCUGAAUACCCCAAAGAGGUAACUUAACAGCCCAGUCCUCAUCACACAUACUCAAAAGCUUGCUUUCACUGGGAUUUAUUUCCAAGUCUGCCAGUUGAUGACAGCACUCGUUGGCUCCUUCCCUUGACCUCAUUGUCCCUGACCAAUGCAGUGUAAUGUAAUGUAUUGACUAAGGUGUCAAUCCCCCCACAGGCAUGAUGAAUCCACUGACCUUUGGUAAGUCAUUGUCUCUUAAUUCUCGGUCCCUUCCUUCGGGCUGCUCUGCCAAGCUAUUGUGAACAUGAUGGAGUUGAUCUCCAGGAAGCACUGUGGAUUCUUAGAAAGAACUACAGUAUAGCCAUGUUGCAAGAGACUCCACUCCAUUUUUCCAUUUGGUUUUCCAUCUCCUGCUCCAAUAUCCUGUUAGUGUUCAGUGGCCUCCUCAUUGGGCUGUUUUCGAGAGACCCCAACCAAGACCCUCCUCUUCAAAAUACUUUUUGUGCUUCUGCAAACCUCAUGAUUCCUCUGAGUACUGACCCCUUUAUCCCUUGUGUGGGUGCUGCCAUUUUGGCUACCUAAGCAACGGCACUCACACCCUGAACAUUGGAAAUAGAGGGAAUAGAGGGAAUGGCGAGAACAUGGUAAGCAUGUUAUGAGGAACAUUGUUUCAUAUUACAAUCUUGUGGUUUUCAAGAAGCUAAACUGGCCCUCAGAGUCUGAAUACUGGAAACAGAAGGAAAGCUACGUUAUUACUAUAUGUUAUUGCCUAGUGGUGCAAUUUUAAGGUUAAUAGUUCUUGUUUGUUGGUCCUCUGUGUGCUAAUAACUUUGAAAGGCUUAUUCUUUUACUUACAUUAGCUGUUUGAGCUGUUAAAGAGUUGACCUCUCUGCUCCACUUUGAAAUAGUAUGUCCAUAAUCAGAUUUCGGGAUGCAUAACUUGCCUGCUCUAAUGUCCAAUUAAGCCAGUUUUUCUGUUCUGGAUCAGAGCAAAGGUCAGUCUAAUUCAGCAGUUUGUCUCACACAGUGCUCAGCCAGAAGUCUUUGGGAAGGACGCAAACAGAGCACAAGGAUGAUGGCAAUGAUGGUGCAGUGGUUACUUUGGCUAUUGUUGGUUACAUGGAUUAACCAGCGUAAAUAGACCAGAAUGGGAGCUAAUGGUUCGGAGAUGGUCCCUGAUAGUUUGGGUAGCUCUGUUUUUGAAUGAGACACCCAGCAGAGCUCAGAGGAGGUGACACACCUGCAGCUAAGAGAAGAGGGUGGAUGUGUUAUGUAUGUAAGAAGCUGCAGUUCGCAGUUUUGCAGUUGAAAUGUGAAAGAGAAAGAGAUGAGAGCGUUACCCAGAGGCAGCUGAAAUGAGGGGUGCAAUCUUGAGGAGCUGGUCCAAUUGCUUGCUUGGGUAUCUUCUGCCUUGUAGCAGCACCUGCCGUUUGUCUCCACUUACAAUUUGUUUGCAGAUUUUAAGCAAGGCAAAAAUUAUACAGACACCUUAAGUCUCCAGUGAUCUAUCCAGGGCAAUGGUUCUCAAAGUGUGUGGCAUGCAACAUUGUUGUGGCAGGAGAGGAUGGCAAUUGUGAUGGGAAGGCUCACGGAAAUUCAAAGAAACAUUUGAACAUUUCAUUUUUUUUUAAUAAGAUAUUUAUUAAGAUUUUCAGAAUAUUACAAGACAAAAAAAAGAAAAAAGAAAAAAUACAAAGUAAAAAUAGUUAAAAACAAUUCCUUCCUUCCAUUACUUAUCCUUCAUUUGCUUAUUUCCAGGACCUCCUCACACCUCCCUUUUUUGUAUUCCAGUUCAGUUAUUAGUUCAACAAAUCCCUCCCCUCUUUAUGUAUCCUAAUCAUUAAUCAUAAAAUAUUGUAAUUUUAGAUUUUUACCUAUUAAUAAACCAUUUUUUCAUAUUCCCUUAUAACAUUUCAUAAUGUUUCUAUCCAACAUCUUAGUUUCUUAGUUUCUAUCCAACAUCAUUCUAACAUUCAUUAAUUUUGCAAUAUUUCUGUAGAUAGUCUUUAAACUUUUUCCAAUCUUCUUCCAUCGACUCUUCUCCCUGGUCUCGGAUUCUGCCAGUCAUUUCCGCCAAUUCCAUAUAGUCCAUCACCUUCAUCUGCCAUUCUUCCAAGGUGGGUAGAUCUUGUGUCUUCCAAUACUUUGCAAUGAGAAUUCUUGCUGCUGUUGUGGCAUACAUAAAAAAAGUUCUGUCCUUCUUUGGCACCAAUUGGCCGACUAUGCCUAGGAGAAAGGCCUCUGGUUUCUUCAAGAAGGUAUAUUUAAAUACCUUUUUCAAUUCAUUAUAUAUCAUCUCCCAGAAAGCCUUAAUCCUUGGGCAUGUCCACCAAAGGUGAAAGAAUGUACCUUCGUUUUCUUUACAUUUCCAACAUUUAUUAUCGGGCAAAUGGUAGAUUUUUGCAAGCUUGACUGGUGUCAUGUACCACCUGUAAAUCAUUUUCAUAAUAUUCUCUCUUAGGGCAUUACAUGCCGUAAAUUUCAUACCUGUGGUCCACAACUGUUCCCAGUCAGCAAACAUAAUAUUAUGUCCAAGAUCUUGUGCCCAUUUAAUCAUAGCAGAUUUCACCGUUUCAUCCUGAGUAUUCCAUUUCAACAGCAAGUUAUACAUUUUUGACAAAAUCUUAGUUUUGGGUUCUAACAGUUCUGUUUCCAAUUUUGAUUUUUCCACCUGGAAGCCAAUUUUCUUAUCCAAAUUAUAUGCCUCCAUUAUCUGAUAAUAAUGAAGCCAGUCUCGCACUUUGUCUUUUAAUUUCUCAAAACUCUGCAAUUUCAAUUUGUCUCCUUCUUGUUCCAAAAUUUCCCAAUAUUUCGGCCAUUUGGCCUCCAUAUUGAGCCUUUUCUGAGCCUUUGCUUCCAUCGGUGACAACCACCUUGGGGUUUUAUUUUCAAGUAGGUCCUUAUAUCUUAUCCAGACAUUUAACAAUGCUUUCCUGACAAUGUGGUUUUUAAAUGCUUUAUGUGCUUUAACCUUGUCAUACCACAAAUAUGCAUGCCACCCAAAAACAUUAUUAAAACCUUCUAAAUCCAAAAUGUCUGUGUUCUCAAGAAGCAGCCAUUCUUUCAACCAGCAGAAUGCUGCUGAUUCAUAAUAAAGUUUAAGGUCUGGCAGGGCAAAUCCACCUCUAUCCUUUGCAUCAGUUAAUAUUUUAAAUUUUAUUCUGGGCUUCUUGCCCUGCCAGACAAAUGUAGAAAUGUCUCUCUGCCACUUCUUGAAACAGUCCAUUUUGUCUAAGGUUUGCAGUGAUUGAAACAGAAAUAACAUUCUUGGCAAUACAUUCAUCUUUAUAACAGCAAUUCGACCUAACAAGGAAAGCUUCAAGUUUGACCAUAUCUCUAGAUCCUUUUUCACUUCUGACCAACAUUUCUCAUAAUUGUCUUUAAAUAGGUUUAAAUUCUUAGCGGUCAUAUUAACCCCCAAGUAUUUUACUUUCUUAACCAGUGUUAAACCUGUCUCCUUCUGAAACCUCUCUUUCUCAAUCGGUGUUAAAUUUUUCUCAAGCACCUUAGUUUUUAACUUGUUCAACUUAAAUCCUGCCACAUGACCAAAUUCCUGAAUCAAUUCUAAUACUCUUUUAGUACUAGAUUCUGGCUCCUGUAACGUCAAUACUAAAUCAUCUGCAAAAGCUUUCAAUUUGUACUGUUUAGCUCCGACCUGUAUACCUUUAAUCAGAUGGUCCCUUCUGAUCAUAUUUAGCAGAACCUCCAGGACCGAAAUAAAAACCAAUGGGGAAAUUGGGCAGCCUUGUCGUGUCCCUUUCUCUAUCUUGAAUUCCUCUGUCACCACAUUGUUAACUAUUAGUUUGGCCUUUUGUUCUGAGUAAAUUGCACUUAUACCAUUUUCAAACCCUUGACCAACCCCCAUCCCCUGAAGAUUUUUCUUCAUGAAACUCCAAGAAAUAUUAUCAAAGGCUUUCUCCGCAUCUACAAAAAUUAAAACAGCUUUAGUAUUAAUAUUCACUUGUAGCAUCUCCAAAAUGUUGAUUAUAUUCCUCGUAUUGUCAGACAAGUGUCUACCCGGGAGAAAGCCAGCUUGGUCUUUAUGUAUCUCCUCCACUAAUACUUUUUUUAACCUUUUAGCCAAAAUAUCUGCAAAAAUUUUAUAAUCCACAUUAAGCAGGGAUAUGGGGCGGUAGUUCUUAAGUUGUGUCUUUUCAGACUCAUUUUUCGGUAUUAGUGUAAUAUUAGUGUAAUAUAAGCUUCCUUCCACGACUCUGGCGCUUUUCCCCCCUCCAAAAUUUCGUUACAAACCAUUAUGUAGGCAGCUGGAGGAUCAUAAGUCAUUGCUGUCUAUGAUCGAAUUAAAAGAAAAACAGAUAAUCUAAGGAUCAGGGCUGUACCUGAACUUGAGAAAGACAACUUGAGUGACUUUCUUACGCAGGAAUUUACAGACUUUUGGGACCUAGACCCAGACAAUUUAGACUUCAAGAUAGUAAGUGCUUUCAGACUUGGAAGAGGGGGGAGAAAGAACAGGGUGAGAGACUGUUUGAUUACCCUCCGAUCAAGAGAGGAGAGAGACAGAAUAUUGAGCCUGCACUUCCAGAAGACCUUGGAAAUAAAGGAAUCAAGAGUGGAGAUAUUUAAAGAUAUCCCUAAACAUCUUUUGGAUCUUAGGUCCAACUACGGAGACUUGGUGGCCCUGCUAAGAGCAAACAGAACCAUUUUUAGGUGGGAAUUCCCUCAAGGCCUAUCUUUUACUUUUAAAGGGAAAAAGUUUAAAAUAAGAUCAGUGGAAGAUAAAGAAAAAUUUCUGAAAGAUCACGAAGAAGAUUUGCAAAAAGAAACUGAAAAAGAGCCAAGAGCUUUAAAACCAGGAACACAGGACAUAGUAUCACUACCUUUGGGAUUGGACAAGUUAGAGAAGGUGAUACCACCAACAGAACAAGAACAAUUACUUGGUGCAGUUGGAGGAAAAGUAAAAUAAAUACACCAUGUCCCUGCAACUAUUAAGUUGGAAUAUUCAUGGAUUUAAUUCCCCGGAGAAAAGGAAAAAAGUCUUUCAUUUAUUGAAAAGGAACAAUUGGACUUGAUUUGUUUGCAGGAAACACAUGUGAUAAGGCUCCAUAGGAAAGUAUUGAUUAAUAAAAGAUUGGGUAAAGAGUUUAUCUCAUCGGACAAGGUUAAAAGAGAGGAGUUGUAAUUUAUGCGAAAGAGAGCCUAUCACCGAAAUUUAUUUUUAAAGAUGACCAAGGAAGAUAUGUGGCAAUUAAAAUCCAAACACAAGGAGAAAAAUUUCUGAUAGUAGGAAUAUAUGCACCAAAUGAGGGGAAAUCUGAAUUUUUUAAGAAGUUGCAUGAGACAUUGUUAGACUAUAUGGAUUACAACAUUAUCAUGAUGGGAGAUAUGAAUGGAGUGGUAUCCACAAACAUGGACAAGUCGCAGAGACAGGUAGUUACCAAAGAUGGCAGACUGCCAAAAACCUCAUUUGAGAAGACUGACAAUAUGGAUUUGAGUGACAUGUGGAGAAGAAAGAAUCCCUUGGCUAGGGAGGGAACCUUCUUCUCUGAAGCCAAAAUGACAUGGACAAGAAUUGACCAAAUCUGGAUUACUAGAGGACUGGCACCUAAGACUCAAAAAGUGGAAAUUUGCCCUAAAACCUGCUCCGACCAUAAUGCUGUGAAAAUGGAGAUGAAAUUAACACCUACCGGCUUCUUUAGAUGGAGGAUGAAUGACACCUUGUUUAGAGAUCAAGAAGUUACCAAGAAGGCCCAAAAAACCUUGAGAGACUACUUUGAGAUAAAUAUGAACACUACCAUCGAAAAAAGAGUAAUCUGGAACGCAAGCAAAGCAGUUAUGAGAGGGUUUCUAAUUCAACAGAAUGCAAUAAAGAAGAGAACUCAAAAUGAGAAAAAAGAUAAAAUUUUGGAAAAAAUAAAAGAGGGGGAGAAGAAACUGAGAGUGAAACCAAAGUCACAAGAGAUUCUGAGAGAAAUAAAGUUAUACCAAGUUCAAUAUAUGAAGAUGAUGAAUCAGGAAAUAGAAUGGAAAUUUAAACAGAUGAAACAAAGGACAUUUGAAUCGGCUAAUAAAUGUGGAAAACUGUUAGCUUGGCAAAUGAAAAAAAGACAAAAACUUAACACCAUUACCAACUUGGAAGUGGAAGGAAAGAACAUCCAGAAUCCAGUGGAAAUUAGAAAAUGCUUCCAGAGGUACUUUAAACAGCUAUAUACACAAGGGCCACAGAAAGAGUGCGAUUUAGACAAAUUUUUAAAAAACAAAUGGACUUCAAAAAAUCUCCCAAGAAAAUAAGUUAAUGUUGAACUACAAAAUAACAGAACAGGAGGUGGAAGGUGCCAUUCAGAACAUGCAGUUGGGCAAAUCUCCAGGGCCAGAUGGCUUAACCUCAAAAUAUUAUAGGUCCUUGAAGGAUUGGAUAAUUCAACCAUUAAAGGAGGUUUGAAACAUUUGAACAUUUCAGUAUAUAUUGCAGAAUAUGGAUAGAUACCUUUUCAAAAUGAGAGCAAGAGCAUCAAGUGUAUGGGAAUGAUUUGCGUUCUUAUGUAGCUGCAUUGCUUUAUGCUUUCUUGAGGUCCCAUGAUCAGAUUAUAAAGUACUUCUGUUCUAUGUUAUUAAUCAAGCAUUGCUAGGAGUUGUUUAUUUUUGUUUUCCAGUGUAUUUCUUACAUGAAAAAGAAUUGGUGUGGCAUGAGCACACUUUUAUUCUGGAAGUGUGGCCCAGAGAAAAAAGUUUGAGAACUCCUCUAGGGCCCGAAAAUUUGAAAUCCUGAAUUUUUAGAGUGGCAAGGAGGGUAAAAAUGGAACCUGAAACCAGAGGGAUGAUUUUAGAAGAGCAGUAAAAUUGGAAGAAAAGUUCAGGGGUGGGUUUGCUGCUUUUCUUCUUUCUCUUCCUCUCUCCUCCUCCAUUCAAAGAAAGCACAGUGUCUCUGGAACCCCAAUUCAAACCACGGUGCUUGGAUUAUUGCACAAAUAUGUUGUCUUAGCUCUGUGUCCUGAUUUGUUUCAACCAGUUCUGUGUUGGUUUCUGUUCUGUCUUCUAGCCAAGCCUAAUAGCCCCAGGGAGGUGGCCCCCUGCACAUUCCCUGAAAACACGUAAAGGUGGUUCAUGUAUGCUACAUGUGCUUUUCUGCAAAGGAGAAAAUCUCAGUUCCACAAUGCACGGAUGUUCUUCUGACAUGGAAGAGACUUGUGCAUCUCUCUGCAUGGGAUGUGCACAAGUUCCUCUUUGGAACAGUAUCUGGAGGAGGUGGGGGAGUAAUUUGAAUAUCCAAUUCAUGGCAGAGCCUUAAAAAACUUUGCCAUAAACGACUUGGACAGAUAAAUGUUUUCUUAGGGCAAAAUCCAUUGCCUAUUUCACCCAUCCUUUGAUUAGGUAAAGGUAAAGGGACCCCUGACCAUUAGGUCCAGUCGUGACCGACUCUGGGGUUGCAGCGCUCAUCUCGCUUUAUUGGCCAAGGGAGCCGGCGUACAGCUUCCGGGUCAUGUGGCCAGCAUGACUAAGCCACUUCUGGCGAACCAGAGCAGCACACGGAAACGCCGUUUACCUCCCCACUGGAACGGUACCUAUUUAUCUACUUGCACUUUGACGUGUUUUCGAACUGCUAGGUUGGCAGGAGCAGGGACCGAGCAAUGGGAGCUCACCCCUUCGUGGGGAUUCGAACCGCCAACCUUCUGAUCGGCAAGUCCUAGGCUCUGUGGUUUAACCCACAGUGCCACCUGCGUCCCUGCGUCCUUUGAUUAUGGGAGACCAAAAACACAAAACUUUAUUUUUAUUUAUUGUUAUUCAUAUGAAGUAUUUUCAUAUGAAGUAUUUCAUUUUCAUACUUCAUUGAGUAUUUUUUUUAUCCCAGAGUGGGCAAGAAUGGAACAAAGCAAUAAGGUUAUACUGGAGUAGACAAAAAUACAAAAUCCUUAAAAAACUACAACAACAGGUCCAGGAAAUAACAGCAAAUCAAUAGUUCCACUAUAAGACAAGCCAAAUAAUUGAAGUUUGCAAUUUAACCAAAUACCUAGGUAUUCAGCAUUCACAGGAACUAACUUUGCCUGCCCACACUGGCUCCUGCACUUGGUACAACCCCCUAAGAAAUUCUCUCCCCAAGUUCUGCAGAAGUGGGCUGGCCCUGGGCAGGGUUACUACCCCAUUGCACUGCUUGGCACAACAUCCGGAUAUGAUGGAUGCACGAGCCGCUUGCGCUUCCUGAUUUGCUUUGAUGCCUUUGGUUCACAACGUGAAGGUCUGUGUCACGCAGCCCAGGCUGGCUCUGCUCUCCCCCUUGCCCCAGGGUGGGUUGAAGGACCUCCUGGGCAUGCGGCCCCUUUCCCCACCCUGGUCUUGUGGGAACUGCACUUAACAGGAAGCCUCCAGCCCCAUCCUUCUGCCAGCCGAAGCCUCGCUGGCUGCAAUUAGCUAAUGCGCUGUAACUGCUGCCUCUGCAGUUUGGGGACAGCUCUCCCCGCAAGACCGACUCCUUACACUUUUGUAAUUGGGGCUGGGACAUGGAGUUGCUGAUUUUACGGGAAGCUCAUUGAUCCCACUCAGAUAAUUACAGCUCCAUUUGGAGCCUAGGCGGGACAACUGCCUGCCAGCUUAAGACAUGUUUAACAAGCCUCAGCCGGUCUGGCUUGCCAGCUGCCUGGCCUUCCAGCUCCAAGCCACAUCUCCUCUUCAGGAGCGGGGAAUCGGGUAUACGAUCUGCUUCCCUGGUAUGACAGAGAGUCUAGUGUUGUUGUAGUGCAAAGUGUAAGAAGUUGCCUUAAAGGUAAAGGAUCCCUGACAGUUAAGUCCAAUCACGGACGACUCUGGGGUUGCGUCGCUCAUCUCGCUUUAUUGGCCGAGGGAGCCGGCGUACAGCGUCCGGGUCAUGUGGCCAGCAUGACUAAGCCGCUUCUGGCAAACCAGAGCAGCGCACGGAAACGCUGUUUACCUUCCCGCUGGAGCAGUACCUAUUUAUCUACUUGCACUUUGACGUGCUUUUGAACUGCUAGGUUGGCAGGAGCUGGGACUGAGCAACAGGAGCUCACCCCGUUGCGGGGAUUUGAACUGCGGACCUUCUGAUUGGCAAACCCUAGGCUCUGUGGUUUAGACCACAGCGCCACCCACAUCCCUAAGAAGUUGCCUUAAAGGUAAAGGGACCCCUGACCAUUAGGUCCAGUCAUGACCGACUCUGGGGUUGCGGCACUCUUCUCGCUUUAAUCGCUGAGGGAGCCGGCGUACAGCUUCCGGGUCAUGUGGCCAGCAUGACUAAGCCACUUCUGGUGAACCAGAGCAGUGCACAGAAAUGCCAUUUACCUUCCCGCUGGAGUGGUACCUAUUUAUCUACUUGUACUUUGACAUGCUUUUGAACUGCUAGGUUGGCAGGAGCUGGGACCGAGCAAUGGGAGCUCACCCCAUUGCGGGGAUUCGAACUGCCAAGCUUCUAUCGGCAAGCCCUAGGCUCAGUGGUUUAGACCACAGCGCCACCCACAUCCCUAAGAAGUUGCCUUAUACGUGGUCAAAUCUUUGGCCCCAUCUCCAGUGCCUGGCUCCUCUAACUGGGAGCACAUCUCCAGAGUCUUGCCCAGUCUGCUGUCUGAGUCUCUGAAGUAGGACGUUGAACCUGAGAUCAUCUAUGUGCACAGCAUAUUUUCUGCUGUUGAACUAUAACAGAGAAACUCAGGUCUGAAGCCCAAAUGAGGCUUUCCAGACCUCUCUAUCUGACCCACGGGACUCCCCCUCCCCCACAGGCCACCCCCCCUUUUCCUAGUCCUGCUCUGCCCCUUCCUGGGUAUUUUUGCUUGGUUGGAUAACACCACAACUGGAAGAAGUGGGAGGCACAAUGGAGAGAUGGAAACCUCUGCAACCCUAACAGUUGUUAAUCUCAGAGCCAAGCAACACAUUGACACUCAUUUAUCCCUUAUCUGAGCCCGUGAGCCUGGGCACUCCAGAACAUGCUCACGACUGAACAUCAGAAAUGAAAAUGCAGCAGUGACAACAACAAACAGGGAGUGAGAACAGAGGGAGGGGAGCCAGGGGAGAGGGCAGGGAAGGAAAGAAGGGGCUGCACUGUUUUAUCGCGAUAAUGUGAGAACCCUAAGGAAGGAAGGAAAACAGUGGGUGGAAGGGGGAAAGAGAAAUGGAGACGUUCCGUUCUCCCCAUGAUUCACAUUUUUUAGAAAAUGGGAUGUGUGGGAAUCAGCACAGCACUAGCUCAAGGCUUCCCUCCCUGGCUGACAUCUUGGUAAAAAAAAACCCUUGCCAUGGAAAUUAGCAUUCAGAAAUAAUCUCCCGUUGUUGCCAAUGAGACACUCCCCCUCUCCUCUAACGAAGCACCUGAUACAGUGGUACCUCGGGUUACAGAUGCUUCAGGUUACAGAUGCUUCAGGUUACAGACUCCGCUAACCCAGAAAUAGUACCUCAGGUUAAGAACUUUGCUUCAGAAUGAGAACAGAAAUUGCUCGGCGGUGGCAGCGGGAGGCCUCAUUAGCUAAAGUGGUACCUCAGGUUAAGAACAGUUUCAGGUUAAGACCGGACCUCCGGAAUGAAUUAAGUUCUUAACCCGAGGUACCACUGUACUUAUUUUGAGCAGGGAAACCUUCAAUACAAUUGCUAACUUGCAGUUAGGCUCUCUGCGUGAUAACUCCCCAAUCUUGAGGGGCUUUUUGUGCAGUUCAUUUCAGGGCUCCAAGAACUGGCGUAGGCAGGAUCAGCUGCCUUUGGUUCCCUCUACCCUAUCCUGCCGGUCCCCUUCAUUCUGAAGAGGAGCCCCAACCCAGCAUGCCUUAAUAUGUGGUGGAUUUCACAGAGCAAUUUGCCUCUCCCUCCUUUUCAUGCUAGGCUGCUGUCUCCGAGGCCUCUGGGCCUUAGGGCAGGAUGUGGCCUGACCACAGCUUUUGAUGCUAAGUCAGUUGCAUUCAGGGCUGACUGCAAAAUGUUUUCCAGCCCCUUGGGAAAGGCUCGGAAUGGCACGGUGGUUAUGGAGGGACAAGAAACCUGCAGUUACACACACAUACAUCUUUAUACAAGCCAUAUCUAAAGGGUUGAGCACCGUAGCCACAUGAAUGCUCCCCUGGAAUGUCACCAGGAUCCACCGGCAAGCUGGCAAUAAAACCCUCCAUCAACAGCUGACAAAUCCGCUUUCAGCUGGGAUUUUCUGAGAGGCAUUAGUAGAGCUGACGGUUGGCAGCUUUCAGGGCUGUGCAGUUGUGCCUUCAGGGCAGGACUUUGGGGCAGACGUCCAGGGCUCCACUCAGCGGAAUGAGCAGGGCAGUCCUUUAACAGCAGCCAAGACUGGCUUUCAAUGUUUUGAAGUGAGCAAAGUUGUUCACAUGACCACCCACACCGUAAAGGCCAAAAUGGUCUUGCAGGCCACAGGAGGUGUGCUUGUGGGCUUCAUGAAGAAGAAGAAGAAGAAGAAGAAGAAGAAGUAGUUUGGAUUUCAUUUCUCGCUUUAUCACUACCCGAAGGAGUCUCAUAGCGGCUAACAUUCUCCUUUCCUGUCCUCUCUCACAACAAACACUCUGUGAGGUGAGUGAGGCUGAGAGACUUCAGAGAAGUGUGACUAACCCAUGGUCACCCAGCAGCUGCAUGUGGAGGAGCGGGGAAUCGAACCCAGUUCACCAGAUUACGAGUCCACUGCUCUUAACCACUACACCACACCAAUAAGCCUGUGAGGAGGAGCUUCCCCCACCUAAAGAACCCUCCCCUCCCAAUAAGAUUAUUUAAGUGCAGAGUCUAAAAUUAUCUUAGUGCCCUGCUGGGGCUUGGUGUGUGUGUCAUAAUAAUAUAUACCCCACCCAUCUGGCCAGGCUUCCCCAGUCACUCUGGGCAGCUCCCAACAGAAUGUUAAAAACAUGAUAAAACAUCAAACAUUAAAAGCUUCCCUAAACAGGGCUGCCUUCAGAUGUCUUCUAAAAGUCAGAUAGUUGCUUAUUUCCUUGACCUCUGAUGGGAGGGUGUUCCACAGGGGAGGCACCACCACCAAGAAGGCCCUCUGCCUGGUUCCCUGUGACCUCACUUCUGGCAGUGAGGGAACCACCAGAAGGCCCUUGGAGCUGGACCUCACUGUCCGGGCUGAAUGAUGGGGGUGGAGACGCUCCUUCAGGUAUACUGGGCCGAGGCCAGUAACUUAAUUCACAGGUAAUGGAACUAACUUAAUUCACAGGUCAUGUGUACAGAAAGGCAUGGACCAGAACAAGCUAGCCAUGGAAAUGUAUUCUGUGUGGUGGGGGGCGGCAGACUGCUUUGCAAAAAUGUGCAUAUGAGGAGAAAUUGCUGAUGAAUUUUUAUGAGACUUAAAAAUAAAUAAAUCACAAACUGAUAUGGAAAUGUUGAGAACUGAACUUCAGAUUGGAACCAGCCAGAAACCAAAAACGACUGAUUUGCCCAUCCCAAAUGCAGAAGAAUUCGUCGCAAGGGUAAACAGGGCAACUGUGGAAUGUAAUAGACCGAGGAACAGAAAAGCUGAGCAAUGUGCCAGUGGUUGGGUUGGAGUUGACAGAAACAAGCCCGUGCCAGGAAUAGCACUCGCCUUCUUAAAGAGUUCUUUGCUGAGAUUUACCUUGUAAUUUAACUGGGACGAUGUAUCCCUAAAAUGAAGAGUCACAUGAACAAGUUGCUAAUUAAAUCAAAACCUCUGGAUUGCUGGUUUCCUUUUCUGGCAGUUUCAGCUGCGCCCCCCCCCCGAAUGCUCUUUAAAAGAUGAGCAGUAUCAUUCCACUUCAUCCCAAAUGCCAAAGAGAUCCUUGGCAGAGCUCCAGCAUGGGCAAUUUGCCUCUGUCAGGGAUUUUGUGCAGGUUUAGAAAAAAAUAAAAUAAAGGAAGGGCACUUAAGCGAAUAAUGCAGGCAGAUGGACACGGGUAACACUUGGAGAAUUCUGGAUGUUGCAGCAUUGCCAGAGCUUAAGAAGACCUCAGUUGGGUCAUUUCCUGGGUGGGAGGCUGCUGGCAGGACAGCAUGCCCCAUAGAAACAUGCCAGGGAAACGGUGACCAAAAUGAUAAGGGGUUGGAGCAUCCUGAAAGGGUUAGGAAGGGUCUGUUGAGCCAUGGGAGAUGUCUAUUUGGGGCUGCAACUGAUGGCGAGUGGUGGAGGGCAGAACCAGAACCAAAAGUGGCAGAGUUUGAAGCAUUGCGGGACUGUAUAGCUCCUCUCUCCGUUUUCCUCUCUCUUUCUCUCUGUACCACCCUCUUGCUGAAAUGAGGCUGAGACCUAAGGCCACAGUGGAUCGCCACCUCCCAGAGCCUAAAGCAUUUGGAGCGUGUUUUUUUAAGUCUGUAUCAGAGAUGGCUCAUAGCAUCCUUGAACCAUAGAGGUGGAGAGGUCCAGUCCAAGCUCCCUCAAGAGGCAGGCAGUCCAGUGCUAGAGCAUCCCCAACCAAUGACUAUCUGACCUCAGCUUGAAGUCCUCCAAGGAGGGUGACCACCAACCCUCUUAGAUGUCACCUUUUGCUUCUCUAUGUCUUCCAGUCUUCCAAUAUUUUCCCAGUCUUCAGUUUAGUUCUCUGCAUUUCCCGAUGCAAAUGCACCACUAUUUUGGGUGUGCAUUUCUGUAAUUUGGCAUGCUUGUUUGCAACUUUGCCAAAUAUGCAUUUUGUGCAAAGAUGUUUCCCCUAAUGAAGUGCAUUUUUGUGUUAUUUUAUUUAUUUAUUUAUUUAUUUAUUUAUUUAUUUAUUUAUUAUUAUUCAGUAUUCAAUAUUCACUGCCCUAUAUCCGGAGGUCUCAGGGCAGUUCAUAAACAAGACCACAACAUAUAAAAUCAAACCAAAAACAAUAACCCAUUUAAAAAAAAAAUCCCCAAAGAGCCACAUUCUAAAAGCGUGUUGGAUGCCAAUAAGAUCAAUCAAAGGCCUGGUUAAAAAGGAAUGUUUUUGCCUGGCGCCUAAACGUGUAUAAUGAAGGUGCCAGACAAACUUCCCUGGAGAGAACAUUCCAUAGACAGGGAGCCAUUUUCACCGACAUGUGACUUUUUAGGCUCAUGGUAUUUCAACGUAUGCAUUUUUAUAGACAUUACUUGACUGGAGGUCUGCACAGCAAAAUUCAGAGAAAUGUGAAUUUCAAAGGACUCUUGUGUCCCCGUUCUUGUCCUGUUUAAGAAAUGCUAAUGUGUAUUUAAUGCCACACAUCUACUGAUGUUACUGAACCAAUGUUGCUCAUUUCUCCUUGCUGGACAUGGCUUUAAUUGCCUACUUUUAUUGCCUUUCUCCUAAGGCAACAGAGCGACGGCGUUUCUGCUCCUCCGCGGGUCUUCUCCCCACCUCAUACCUAUGGCUACAUCUGUGGUCCGCUGGCCUCUGAGCUGCUAGAGAACAGUGCCGUGGACGACGAUGACGACCCCAACAUGGAGGAGGAAGGUGGCUGCCGUUCCACAAAGUUCUUCCGCAGUUUCUGCAGGACCCCUUCGUCCAGCCUGAGUGAGGACGACGCCUCGCUGGGGGGCUCCCUGCUCAACGGGUGGGGAUCUGUCUCGGAGGACAACGGCACCAGCACCCGCUGCAGCCUGGUCAGUUCCACCGACGGCUCCUUCCUUGUUGAUGCCAGUUUUGCCCAAGCUCUGGCCGUGGCGGUGGACAGCUUCUGCUUUGGGCUGGCCCAGAGGGACAUAGACAAGGCGUUGACAGGUAACAGCAUCCUUUCCUGGCGAAAAUGUUAAGAGCUGUAGAUUCGUAAUCUGGUGAACUGGGUUUGCGUCUCCGCUCCUCCACAUGCAGCUGCUGCGUGACCUUGGGCUACUCACACUUCUUUGAAAUCUCUCAGCCCCACACACCUCACAGAGUGUUUGUUGUAGGGGAGGAAGGGAAAGGAGAAUGUUAGCCGCUUUGAGACCCCUUCGGGUAGUGAUAAAGCGGGAUAUCAAAUCCAAACUCUUCUUCAUAGGGGAACAGUUAGGGCCAGAGGCUUGCAAGGGCGAUGUGGGGCUGUGCUUUGCUCCCUAAGCAUGGCAGAAACUUCCCGGACUUUGGGAAGGAGGCGCCAGGCUUUAAUAUUUUAAUACUCUAAUUUACCGGGAACAUUUAAUAGACUAGCCUGGUCCCCCUAGUCCACUGACCGCACACCACUGCUUCCCUUCCUUGUAGCAAAUAACUGGUGCCCUUCUGCUUAUUUAUUUAUUUGCUUGUUAUUUUCAGGCACCACCUUUCCAUAAAAAGGUGCCCAAUGUGUCCGGCACCAGCCGAGUCCAUCAACAAAAUAAAAAUAAAAAUGAAUUCACAAGCAGAUAAGCAAUACAGAGGAGAGCAGAUUUUAACAAAAUGGCAGCUUGUUAAAAAAAUAUAAUUAAGGCAGAUGGGGAGAGAAAUCUUUAUUGAAGAGUGGUCCAUUUUUAUUGCAUUUUGGAGUAAUAAGUAAGAUAGGAAUUAUUGGGAUCACUGUAAAACAGAAAGUGAGGUUAUGACAAGAUAGAAAUAGGUGUGAGUGUCUCUCAGAUCGAUCUAUCUAUCAUCUAUCUAUCAUCUAUCUAUAUCUAUCUAUCUAUCUAUCUAUCUAUCUAUCAUCUAUCAUCUAUCUAUCAUCCCACACGUGUGCACAGUCACACACACAGAGGGAGAAACUAUUUUUAACACUUGGUACAGCAUUUUAGACAAGUUAGCUCUGGAUCCUGGUAGGGUGCAGUUAAUCACUAAAAACAUAUAUUUAGUCCAAGGACUAAGAAAACAAAUUAAUUUUUUAUAGCAAAAUGUUUCAGCUUCCUCCUUCUCCAGCUGCUCUGAUGUGAAUAUAAAGCUAAAGCAAAAUAUGAGGGCUAGAGGCCAUAAAAUAUUUGGUGGAUAGCAUCCAUUUUAUGGAGUAUAAUUCCACUGAUUAUAUGUAUUCAGUUUUAUUUGAUUCUUUGUUUAUCUGUACAUAAAGAGAAUUGUGUGGUUUUGGUGGGGGGGGGGGACACACAGCAAAGGCUGCAAUCCUACACCUACCUUCCUGCAAGUAAAUCUCACUGAACUCAGCGGGAUUUACUUCUGAGUAGAUAUGCAUAGGCUUGUGCUGUAGUUUAGGGAUACAGAUUGAAACACAGAGCAAAACGAAUCUGUGGAGGAGGAAAAAUGCUUGUUGCUGCUGCUGUUUUUAAAAGGAUAUUAAUUGUGCCCCAUUAUGGGGAAAAGUUCUUGCCAACCUAGCAGUUCGAAAGCACGUCAAAGUGCAAGUAGAUAAAUAGGUACCGCUCCAGCGGGAAGGUAAACGGCGUUUCCAUGCGCUGCUCUGGUUCGCCAGAAGUGGCUUAGUCAUGCUGGCCACAUGACGAAAGCUGUACACUGGCUCCCUCGGCCAGUAAAGCGAGAUGAGCGCCGCAACCCCAGAGUCGGCCAUGACUGGACCUAAUGGUCAGGGGUCCUUUUACCUUUACCUUUAACCAACCUAGGGAGCCUCCUCCCCCUGGCUCUGCUCAGCCAGGUGACAGCCGACUCUACAAGUGUGUGUGAGCAGAUCCUUGCCCUCCUUAGAGACGCCCUCUGGGACAGUGGAGUUCAGUUGCACGCAGGGUGUGAUCCAGCCUCUCCGGUGCAGCCGACAGCCCCGUUGAUUUAUUCGGUAUCUGCUGCUCAGGUUGUGGGCCCUUCCAUUCAAUCUCUGUUCCUCAUAAUAAGGCAGACGGCCAGGGAAGUGCGGUUUGAUUUAUCGCGGCAGUAAUUCUCCCUUGCCGUUAGAACGAGGCUUUUGUUUCAAGUUCUUCUCCCCGUAUUGCAAACUUUGAGGGCCGUAAAUGACAAGAUUGAUGGAGCAAGCGAAAAAGAGGGGAGGCCUGGGAAGGCAGGAGGGGUAAAGAGCUUCCGGGCACAAAUAGGCUGAAAAUCCCUAAGCAACUGGCCAGGAGACAGCUCCCGUUCCCCUUCCCCUCAAAGGCAGAGGGAGGAUUGGUUUUGCUCCUUCCUAACAGAUGCCUUUGAAAUUCUUCCAGCCUUUGUCCCCACAAUCAUUCAGGCCUCCACUGUGAGGUCAGGUAAGGCUUAGUGUGCUUGACCUUGGACUCAGCUACACAGCAGCAAUUAAAAUGUUUUUAAUGUGUUGCAAAGUGCAAUAUGCAAAGGUGACAGUAGAUGGCGACAAUGAGCUAUGCAAAAUUCAAUGGAUUUUUCAAAACGCUUUGAUAUAAAGCAUUUUCACAGCAUUUUUUAAAAAAAUAUGUGUGUAGAUUUCACCCCAGACAAGCCUUUUGGGCAUCCCACCAGAUUUCUGCAUUUGGCAUCGCAGAACAAUCCAGUGAGACCCCAGCCACAGAUUCUGUGGAUUUAGGCUUGCAGGAUAUUGUGUAUGUAAGGUAGUGAUAUCAUCACCAUCAUCAUCAGUAACAUUUCUUACUCCUCCUUCUCCAUAAGAUCCCAGGACGGUAACACAAUAGUAUAAAAAUACAAAAUUAUGUAAAACCGAGAGGGCUUCUGUAAAUUUGCGGCUGUCCCUGGCAAAUAGGGACACUCGGAGAGUCUGCUCUUUGCUUCUGAGAUGCAUUCCCUCUUUUGCAUACAAAUGUAUGCAAAUGUAUGUAAAUAACUUUCUCUCUCUCUUUUUAAUUUGAUUUCUUUGUUUCUUAACUUUGUUACUUCUUUAUUUUUUUCUUUAUAAUUUUUCUAUUUUAUAUAUAUUUUUCCUUUUUUCCUUUUACCUGUUAAGAGAUAAUACAUAAUGUUUGUAUAGACAUGCAAAUCUUUUAAUCAAUAAAGAAUUGAUAGUUCAUUAAAAAAAAUUUAAAAUUUAAAAUUCAUAAAAAUUGAUAGUUCAUAAAAAAAAUUUAAAAUACGAAAUACAAAAUAAAAAGUUGAAAAUAAUCGCACCCAGUGCGCAUUUAAAGCUCAUGGCUUCCCCCAAAGAAAUCAGGGAACUGUGAUUUCCCCCCUCAGAGAGUUGCAAAUUCCCAGCACCCUUAACAAACUACUGGGAUUCUUUGGGAGAAGUUGUAUGCUUUAAAUGUGCACUGAAUAUGCUUUAAAUGUUCAGUGCAGAUCUGUCCAAAGAUAGGCUACAGAGGCGUGUCCACUAGCAGCUGGUGUGGUGGGAUGGUAGUGCUCACCUGAGCUUCCAACAGCUGAGUCUCUGAUGCUUACUGGGAGGGAGAAGGUCAGCAUGGGGGCAAAUGCCCCGGUGGAAACACUAAAUUAGCUCUCACAGCACUUUUGCACUGUGCUGACUACUGCCUUGCCUCUCCCCCUUUCCUCCCGGAUAAGCAGCAAUGACAGCUGUUGGGAGGUCAGGUGAGCAUUGCUGUCCACUGCUGGGAGUUCCUCUGGCUAUUGAGUGGUAGCCGGGUCCUUGUAAGUACAUGCAGUAGACGGGCAAAGAAGGAAAAAAAUAAGUGUGUGUUUGCGUGUGCAUGUCUGUGCGUGAAUGUUGGACGUUGAACUUGUUUUCAUUGUAAAAUGCACAUGCACAGCAAGUUGUAGCAAUAGAUUGUGGGCCCCAUCUGCCUAAAAGGUGUUAUGUACUGAAGUUCUCACCCUGGCCCAGCAGGGGGAUACUGUAGAUAGUUAUGCAAAUGAAGGAUCGAAAAUGAUGUUCAGUGAUUGGAUAGUUUUAGAAAGUUGCUACAGUAACGUGGUACUGGAGCUCUAUAUAAGCAGGCUGACUGAGCCCUUCAGUUCAGUUCAGUUCUGGCCUCUGAAUAAACAAGAGCUGUUUGAAGAAUCGCUGUGUCGUCUGAUAUGUUCACCCACAACUUAACAAAAGGCACCCAGAUAAUCCUAUCAGCGGCCCAUAGCUCAGAGUAAGGCCUUUGAGCAAGAGGCAGAGUUUGUUUUCACCCCUGCAAAAUUCAGCCAAAAUUUGCACCAGUGCAUAUAAAUCAGCAUAUGCAUGUUUUAUGCAGAAUUGUGUACCUGUGUCUUUGUAAUGCCCCUGAACAGCUUCAUGUCUGAGAGGGAAAGAAAGUUCUCUCUUUCUUCACAGCAGGUAUAAUUUUGUAAACUUCUAUCACACCCUUUGCCCCGACUUAGGCUGGAAUCCUAUAGCUGUUUACUUGGGAAUAAUUUCCAUAAGACUCAAAUAGAAUCGACUUCUGAGUAGAUAUACAUAGGAUUCCAUUGCUUGUCAUCUUUUUUCUUUUCUUUUUUAUCUUAGGAGCCACCCAAAAGCCUGUUUGUUUUAUCACUCAUUUGUUUAUACAAAUUAUAUACAGCUUAAUUUUAAAAAAGAAAUCUGUAAGUGAUUCUCAUGCGCCAGACCAUGGAUCAUUUUAAUUUCCCUUGUCCUGCUUAGACCUGCAUUCAUCAUAACACACAUACCCUACAAGGAAAAAAAAGCAAACUUCUAAACUGGAACAUAUUCAGCAAUCUUGCACAGGUUGCAAACCCUUGAAUGCUCCUAAACCACCUUGUCAAAGGCACAGUCAGAGGGAAUAAAAUGAUUUAUUGGCCCACCAUUUCAUCACAUAUUUGUAGGUGCAAAAGAGGGGAUUGGAAAUUGCAUUAGGGAUUCCAAGAGAAUGUGGAGAGUUAUUCCCAAUUUUAUUAAUGCAAAACCCUGAAAUGUGGUGUUGUUGCUUUUGCCUGUAGCAUUAACACACACACACCACUUUUCUGUAACACCUCUGGUGUUUUCCCUUCUCUGCACUCCCAACAAACUGCUGUGGGCUUGUCUGAGCGAUACUAAGGAACGGGGCAACUGAAUCUGGUUGCUAUCAUGUCAUUAUUUUUGCAGUUCAACGGGAUCCCCUGGAGGUGGUUCUGGACAUAGGGCAGGGAAAGAGCGUCUGCUUUGCAUGUAGGCUGUCCCAGAUUAAAUAAUAAUGAUAAUGAUAAUGAGAUAAUGAUAAUGAGAUAAUGAUAAUGAUAAUGAUAACGAUAAUAAUAAUAAUAAUAAUAAUAAUAAUAAUAAUAAUAAUAAUAAUAAUUUAUUAUUUAUACCCCGCCCAUCUGGCUGAGUUUCCCCAGCCACUCUGGGAGGCUUCCAAUCGAGUGUUAAAAACAAUACAGCAUCAACCAUUAAAAACUUCCCUAAACAGGGCUGCCUUCAGAUGUCUUUUAAAGAGAAGAUAGCUGCUUAUUUCCUUCACAUCUGAAGGGAGGGUGUUCCACAGGGCGGGUGCCACUACCGAGAAGGCCCUCUAGCAUUUCGCUGGCAUUUCCAGGUACGACUGGGUGAGAGCCCUGCAUGACAUCCUGGACAGACACUGUAUAAGUGCUGCAAUGAAUCAGAAGGUGGUGGACUCUCCUUCAUUGGAGGUUUCCAAAGGCCAUCUGCCAGGGAUUCUAUAGCAAAGGGGUUGUCCUUAGUUGACCCCUGGAGGUCCCUUCCUGCUCUGUGACUGUGGUUGGUCUUUAGAUGAAAUCCCUGCUUCCCCUGAGUGGGUGGUGACCUGCCUGCUCUUCUCCCUUGCAGACAUUUUGCCUUCAGCACCCCCUCUCCAUGGACUCCUGCAACCACACGUUUCCUUGGAGAGCUCAGAGGAAGCUGAGCAGAAGCCUCCCGGAUCGCAGCUCCUUCCUGCGUGGGAGUGGAGCACAGAUUGGGUGGAUGAGGAGGAAGCCAAGUAUCCGCAGAAGGCUGAGAACUGGAACGCUGUCCCGGAGUUGGGAAAGGGAAAGGUGACAACAGUAGCAGGAGAAACCCAGCCACUCACUUCUGUCUUGCAGGGGAUAAAGGGCAAGUGUUUUUUGUCUUUUAUUUAUUUAUUUGGGAAAGUAGCCUUGGAGGCUGCAAUCUUAAACAGAAAAGCAAAUGAGAGUAGAGAUGAACUCUUCCUCUUCCUUCUCUUUUUUUUAUAUACAUUUUUAUAGAAUUUUUAAAAUAUCAGUUCCAACAGUCAUACAACAUAACUUCUCCUCUUAUACAAUGUUUUUAGACUUCCAUCAACACCUCUGAUGAUUUUCUGUUCUUUAUCACUUAUUCUGCAUUUCUUAAUUUCUAUAUUACAUUUAAUUAUCCUUAACUAAUAGUUCUCUUCAUAGUCUUUCUUGCAAUAUUUCAAAUAAUCCACCUUACAAAACUUCUUGCAGUCCUACUAGCGUAAUCUGUACAUCACAAUUACUUUUCAAACAGUUCAUAUAUUUAUUCCAGUCUUCUAAGAAUCUCUCAUUCUGCAGGUUUCGAAUCCUUCCUGUUAAUUUAUCUAAUUCUGCAUAGUCCAUCAACUUCAUCCUCCAUUCUUCUUUCGUCAGCAGUUCUUCUUGCUUCCAUUUUUGUGCCAAUAGUAUUCUUGUUGCUGUCAUUGCAUAUAAAAACAACUUACAAUCCUGUCUAUUAAUAUCAUCUCCUACAAUGCCAAGUAAAAAUGCUUCUGGUUUCUUAAUAAAUGUAUAUUUCAACAUCUUUUUCAUCUCAUUAUAUAUCAUUUCCCAGAAGUUUUUCACUUUUUUACAUUCCCACCACAUAUGAUAAAAAGUGUUUUUUGUCAUGUUCUUAAUAACUGCAUAUGGAGCAGAUGUGGGGUCAAGGGGCAAAAGGGCCUGGUCUCUCUGCACUUUGAAGUUGCAUUCACUAGAUGCUGCUUGCAUGACAAGCUGCACCUCCCAAGGUGACCCUCUCGUACGCAGCUACCAAAGCAGGGGGAGACACCUCUGUCCUCCUGCAAGGGAUGUUUUCCAGAACACAUGCUUAGCCGCCUUACAGCUGAUAUCACAGGUGACUACAGGUGUGGGAUCACCUGUAGCUGGAUGCAGCUGGAUCAAAUAAAUUGCAGCAACACCUGCAGCCAAGCUGGUGCCCAACGUAAUGCUCUGCUUUCCUUUGGACCACAUCAGUGAGGCUGAGAGGGAGGUCUCAUCAUCUGGGCAGCCCAGGACCUCCAUACUCUCUGUGCAUGCUUGCUCCCCAGGGAGGUCACUUUGGUGUUGCUAAUGCAGCGGUUUGGCUUCAUCCCCUCCAUUGUCUCUCAAGACAGACAGAUGCCAACGACAACAAUGAAUUAGGGGGUGAUCCCUGCACUGUGGGCUAAACCACUGAGCCUCUUGGGCUUGCCGAUCAGAAGGUCAGCGGUUCGAAUCCCCACAAUGGGGUGAGCUCCCGUUGCUCAGUCCCAGCUCCUGCCAGCCUAGCAGUUCGAAAGCACACCAGUGCAAGUAGAUAAAUAGGUACCACUCUGGCGGGAAGGUAAAUGAUGUUUCCAUGCACUGCUCUGGCUUUGCCAGAAGCUGCUUAGUCAUGCUGGCCACAUGACCCGGAAAAACUGUCUGUGGAAGCGGACAAACGCUGGUUCCUUUGGCCUGUAAAGUGAGAUGAGCGCUGCAACCCCAGUGCCGUCUGCGACUGGACUUAACUGUCAGGGGUCCUUUACCUUUACCUUCACCCUGCAAAAAGCCAGCUUGAAAUCCCUAUGCACCAGCUGAUGCGUAGGGAGAUUAAUCCUCCUUGGUCACUAUCUUCCCCCCACCCACACAGGCCAAUUUUAACAGGUGGGUGGAUCAACCCACCUGUCAAUCACCUGACAUCGUUAUAACAUCAGAUGAGUGACAGGUGGGUUGUCCCCCACACCUCUCAACAUUGGCCUUUGGGAUGGCAGGAGAUAAAGAGCUGGCCAACUGGGCUAAAAUUGCUCCCCACGGCUGUACUAAAGCUACAGAUGUCCUUUCCCCUUUUGCAUCUGGCUAGCCUGGGAGCAGGCCCAGCAUCCAGAUGUGGCAUUGUUGGGCAGUUGCAGGGUCCCAGUAACCUACUCCCAUCAUCCCUGACCACUGGCUGUGCUGGUUGAAGCUGAUGGGAUUUGGAGGCUGACAACAUCUGGAGGGCAAAACCUGGAGGGCCCCCACCCAUGUCUCCACCCCAUCCUAGAGCGAUCUUACAUUGAGAGCAUGGUGGGAAAUGUAAAUGGUGGCUUCCCUCCCCCCCCCCCCAGCACUGAUUCAGAGCACUGCUGCUGCCACAGUUCAUAAAUUUUCUGUGUUCUGCUUGGUUGUGCCAGAGGCUUGACUUCAGACUGGGAAUUGUUCAUUUAAGGCGAUCCCAAUCCGUCAAGUCAAGCUGACAGGGUGGGGAGGUGGACUUUGCCCUCUGGACCUUCAGUAAUGUUAUUUGCACCCUAAAAGUCCUGACCUUCUGGAACUGAGCUGAUGGAAGUCAGGCGGCAAGAAAUUCAAGCUAAAUAGGGAGGGCAUUGUCAUGGGGACAAUAAACGGCAGGGGGAAAGAAUGGUUUUCCUGAUUUGCAGCGGCCUUGUCUGUACAUUGCAAACAGGACAUACGCAACUCUCUUGCCCAGGGUUGGCCAGCCUUUUGACACAAGAGAUUCCUUUGCACUUACGAGUUGGGUAGAUUAAACAGCCAGGAUAGGAGGGAGCUUUUCAACCCCUUGGUAACUUGGUAAAUCGCCACACCUGCCAAAAUGCCCUUGGCCUCCUCAGCUGCUCAAGAUACACAGACUUUGUUAAUUGCAAGAGGUCAGCCUGCCUGACCCAGAUCUGAGAUGCUGCUCUGUGGGCCAACAUGAGAGCAUCACACAUGGUGAUUUGGGCCAUUGCAACUCCUGUACUUCAGCAAAUUUGCUGCUUGUUUUGCAAAUUUUGCUGAAAGCCACCUGCUUUCGAAGGAAUAGGGUGACACCUCCGCCCCAUUCAACUGCCUAUGUGGCUUCUCUCUUUUUGGGUGGGUGUGUCUUAUAAAUUGCCGGCGGUGCGUUGAAUUGGGGCCAGUGUCUGCAGUCCAUGACUGCUCCAUGGUGGGGGCAGGGGUGCACAGAGAAGACCUAUUGAUUUCCAAUGCUCUGACUGACUGAUGGCCUCCCACACCUUUGCGCCUCAGCAAGCAAGGAAGAGAGAUUCAAUUAGUGAUAGAAGUAUCCCGUGCACCUUGCCCCCCCUGCCAUAUCCACUUUGGAUCAGAGCCUCACACAGGAAAAAGCCUCACUCCCCAAGAUAGCUCUGAGCAAUGCCUCUUGUGGAUCACAGCAAGCAUCCAUCAAAGGCAUUCAGGGGUCGGAAGGCAGGUGCAAAAAAAGAGCAGGCCAGGGCUGCUCCUGCGUCUUCAAGAGUUGUGUUGUAGAGGGAAGGCGGAUGAGGCUCAUAGCUCAGUCCUGAAGCACCUGCCUUGCAUGCCGAAGGUCCCAAAUUCAAUCCCUGGCAUCUCCAGGUAGGGCUGGGAGAGAGGCCUGCCUGAAACCAGCAAGAAUAGACAACAUUGAGCAAGAGAGGCCAAUUGGUCUGCCUCAAUCUAAGGCAGCUUCCUAUAUUCUUGUGAUAGGAAUCUGCUGUACCUUUAAUUAGCAUGGUCCAUUGGAAACUCCUCCUGCACCUUUAAUAAUUGAGCCAAAUAGGGGAGUUGAGCAGGUGACAAGCUACAUCUGCAGAAACUCCCUCUUCUGCUUAACUGGCAGAAGUCCUGUCCUUGUCUUUGUUUGUUUGUUUCCAGCAGGUCAUUGUAUUCAGAGUUCACUGAGCCCCUCUGGCGUCCUUGAAGGAGAAUAGUUGGAUCAUCAAUAGAGAGCACUUGUCAUAUUACAAACUAAGUCACAGACCGUGAUCUAUGUACUCUGGCAAGAAGGCCGAGUACUCUGCAGUGAUACGUACUUAUGACAGUGCGGGUGCUAUAUUGCUCUGCCUUUGUUUGUGGCAGUCUAUACCACCACAGGAGAUCAGCCACUCAUCAGAGGCAGCCGCUGAUUAAGGCCAGGUUGGACAACCUCUGGCUCUCCAGCAACAUCUGGAGGGACAAUGCCAGUGGUUUUCAACUAGUGUGCUGUGGCACCCUGGGGUGCUUUGAAUGAUGGACAGGGGUGCCAUGGGCAACACUGGCCUCUGUUCCUCUUUCCUUCCCUCUGAUGCCCUCUUGCGUCUCUGCCUCCCAAAGGCUUGCACAGCUGUUGCAGCAGCCCUGGUGAUAUGCUCUCCUGGAGAAUGAUGCUUCUGGGGCUGGCCAGGGGGUUCUGGUUGACAGGAGCUGAGGCAAGUGGGUGAGGGAGUCAAGCCAGCCAGUACAACAGCCCUUGCUGUUGGGAAUGGAAAGACUAGUGGGAGGUUGGGCAGGCAGGCAGGCAGGCAGGCACCAUGCUGGCCUUUCUUGUGCUUGCUGUGUGCAAGGCCUGCCUGGGAGCUGAGUGCCUGGUGUUGAAGGGGAGACUUUCCAACACGCAGGCCCGGCAGUGCCUGCUGCCGCCACUGCUGUCUCCCAAGGUAAGGUGCUGGCCUCACGUUUACCUUGGGUCAUUCUCCGUUGGGCCACUAAGGCUGGGGGCAUCCUCUUUCCAGGUCCCUGUGGGGCAGUGUGAGGAGGCAGCUCUCCUUGGGGCAGAGGGGACAGCUCAGAGACUGGGGGCAGCAGCAGCAACUGCCCAGAGGACUCCCAAGGAGAGGGAGAGGAGAUGAGGCUGAGGGAACACUCCACAAGGGGGGUGUUCGAAAAAGGGUGAGAGGCUGCCAGCUCUGCAGGAAGGGGUGACAUAACUGGGCUCCUGAGCCCCACAGGGGUGCCUCAGAAAGAAUGUAGUUGGUCAUGGGAGCUGUGGGCUCAAAAAGGUUGAAAACCUCUGGACCCAUGGGCCCUGGCAAGCACAUGCUUAAACAGAUGCUGACACAUGUUUGAGCUGCCCUCAUUAACUGCCAUUCUCUGGGCUGUCCUUAGCCCACUCCCUGCAAGCCUUCAGGCCCCACACUCACUGCCAAGAGGACCAGCUGAAAUAGUGUCCCCUUAGGUGCAGAAGCAGACAUUUUGCAUGGGGGAAGGAGUUCUGUUGAGGGGCCAUAGCUUGGUUGAAGAGCAUCUGCUCUUCAUGUAGAUGGUCCCAGUUCAAGCUCUGGCAUCUCCAGUUAGGACUGGAACAGAUCCCUCUAUGGAGUGCCCUGCCAGUCAGUGUAGACAAUAUGGUGCUAGGUGAACCAAUUCUGCCUAAGUCAGUUUCCUAAACUAAUAGGUCUCUUUCUGAGAUUCCUCAGAAAUUUGUUGGGGUUCACAGAAGACAGAGGAGGAAUGAAACAGAGACUUCUCAGUAGAAGUUGUUUGAAUAAAGAGCUGUUUCCAUGGAGUUAGCCCUUGAGUUGUCAACUUUUUCUGUUUUGCUGCUCCUGCUCCUAUGCUUUUAACAACUCAUGGGCCAUACCGCAGUUUAGAUUUUGGAAAGAAACUUCAUAAGUUGUUGUUAAAGGCAGAGGUGCAAGGCCCAUAAAAACAGGCAGUUCUAACCUUGCUUAUACCAGUCAAAAGGCAGCAAGCUCUUUAUUUGGACGUCUGCUUGUUGCACUGUUUGGAUAUUAUUAUUAAUUUGCUUCUUUUCAGGGAUGUGGGGGGGGGAGAGAGAGAUGGUUCUUCUAGGAUAUGCUGAGCAAAAGCCCUGCUGUAGGAAAAGUGCCUUUGUCUGCACCAGAGGGAGGCCUGCCGGGCACACGCUUUUGACCGGCUCCAGUAUGUGCACACAGGAUUUUCCCCUUGGUUGUCAAAGCAACGGCUUCUGGCUUUGCCCAAAUCUUCUGUGCCCCUGCCCUGGUGCGUCAGUAUUGCCUGGAACAAUAUCCUUUUUUGUGCUUGAGCUACAGCCCCUCCCUGCCCCUUCCCCAAAGGACAGUAAUAGCAACAGACUGUUUCUUUUCAGGUGCCUGCAAGUCUGACUCAAGCAGCUAUCCAGACAGAGAAGCUGGGGCCAUCAAGGCUCCUCUGACAGCUACCCAGGACUCUGGGUCAGGAUCCUUUGCCAUUCCCAAGAGAGGAGAGGAACCGGUUGUGGAGAAGCUCGCCACGCCAAACAAAGGGGGUCGCUGAGAAGCCCGGAGAGCACAUCUGAGUGUGGGGACAAAGGUGCAUGAAAGAGAUCAAGGCAGGCCCCUCUUGCACUUCCUUGGAAAGGGGUCUGUCAGGAUUAGAGAGGGAUGGGGGAGACGUUCAUUUCAGUUUGCACUGAGAGGAGGAUUGAUCAAAUUCACACUUUUCAAAAUGAUACACAGACCAUAACCCAAACAUCCUUUGAAAUCUGCCCUUGUCCCGAUUUUGCAAUGCACUUCUCCAAUCAAUGUUUACAAAAUAUGGCUAGAUUAUCGGAGAGGGUGCAUGAAAAGGAAUACAUUAGCAAAAAUAACAUACCCCCAAAAGAAUUAUAUUAGGGGAAAUUGCCUGCAAAAAAAAAAAAUGUACGUUAGUUAAAACUGCAUUUCAAAAAGUGUUUAUUAGGAGAAAUUCGCAUGCCGGUGAAUUUUCAUGAGGAAUUGCAAAUCGCUGGGAAAAUGUGGAGAACAGAAUUUAAGACUGGGAAAAAUGAGGAACUGAGGGAACAAAAAUUGACAGCUCCUUCAUUCCCUAGCUCUAAUCAGUAUCUCUUCUUGGCCAGUAGACUUUCACCAAUCUUGGCCUUUGUCAACAAACCCAAGCAUAUAUUUGUAAUCCCUUCUGGGAAGGAGAAUUUCCAUGGAAGUUCCUUGGAAGUCCUUGAGCCAGUUCUGCCUGCAUGCCGUGGACCUUUGCAAAAUUUCAGAAAGUCUCUUCUCAUUCUAGCAUCUCUCAGGGGGAGACAAACCCCUGUCUGAAACCCUGGACUGAUGACAGCACUGAGUUCGAGGGAUCAAUGGCCUGGUUCUGUGUAACCUCCUCUUCUCACCUCAACCAUAGCAUUGUUCAUAAUAUAUGUGGAAGAAGGAACCUGCCCGUAUCGUGUUCACAAUUUUUUUAGCUUUGAGACUAGUUUGGACUAUUGAGCAUCAUGCAGCCCUGUGCAAACUUAAGUGGGAGUAAGCCUCAUGGAACACAGCGAGACUUCCUUCUGAGUAAAAAUGCAUAGAAUUGGGAUGUCAGUGAGUCAGGCCUGGGAUUCACCUUCUCUCAUUUUAUCCUUGGUGUUCCAGUGUAUGUUUUUUUGGGGGGAUAGGGAAAAAGAUAUCAGUUUACAGUUUUUGAACCGGUCCUUCUAUAGCCUGCCAUGAUGAUCUGCAGUCCUGAGCAGAUGAUCUAGUGGUGCAAUUGCAUAAUUUUUGACUGUGUUCCUAACACCCCUCCCCUCUUUAGACAGCAAUAUAUAUUACUUAACUUCAAAAUGUGGUAAUCCAGCAUUUAGGAUUGAUGCAUUUAGGAGCCUUCCCGCUCCUGCAGCUGAAUGGCUCCCUAGACAUCUGCCCCAAAGUCCUGGCACCACUGAGCUGAACGUAUUUAGCUUUGCAACAGGAAAACCUUCACCUGCUGACUCUUGCAUAUUAAAUGGACUAUAAAGGGAGAGGAGCAAAGCCAGACCAGUGUUUUCUUCUUCUCCUUCUUCUCCUGGCCAUAUUGGCAACUCUUCAGAAGUCUGAUUAUCGCAGGAGCCUCUGAGGUGGAGAUCAGUGUCAGGAGAAUGAAGAAAAACCCUCUGGGUCUUUUCUUCAUUGGCUUCUCUCCCAGGAUCCAUCAGCCUCUGCCACCAUCUGGGUUGCUGACUUGCAAGGACAUUUCUACUGGGGAGAGGGGCACUUUUUCUAAUCUCCUACUUAACUAUUGAUUGCCAACCCUGUGGAUUUUUAAAGUUUGGACUGAGGUCCCCACCACCAUCGUUCCCAUGCAGCCUGCAGUGGUUUCUUAGAGAAAGAAAGAAAGAAAGAAAGAAAGAAAGAAAGAAAGAAAGAAAGAAAGAUUCUUCAAAGUGGAGAAAAUAGCAACUUGGUAAUCAUUUUCAACUUGGGUAGCCCUUCGUUGCUUUCUCUGUUUUUACCUUCUUGCAGGAGAACUGUUUACGUCGCUGCAAACACUUUCUUUCUUUCGCAUGUCUACUAAUUGUGCCUGAUGUGGCGCAGCUACUAACUUUUUCAUGUGUGUGUGUGUGGCCUUACUGUGUAAAUAAAUUGAAACAUUUCCAAAAGGUGCAAUCCAUUUCGUAGCAUCACAGUGUUUCAAAGAGGCCAUAAGUACGUGCCAGUUGUUUCUUUCUGUACACCCUUUACCUAAGAGGUAUUUACAACUGACCAGGUUGGGGGUGAGGGAAAGCAGGGGAGAAGCUGGUUCAGGUCAAGUCAUCCCCAGAGGAUGUGGGUGUCCAUUUCCCAGACCAUCCAACUGAUAGAAUUUAGCAAGGAGUGUACUUUAAGACAUGGUAGCUGCUCAAAGAGACCCAAAAGUUCCAUACAGGGGCUGGAAACCUCAGGUACAGGGCCAAAUGCAGCUCUCUGUCUGGUCCUUAGACUUCUCCCCAGGCCACACCUCUCCCC